CACGUGACAGCAGCCUGCUCGGUCUCUGCACUUCUCCCAGCGUUUCCCCGGUGCUGUAUCAUUGGAUGCCUUUAGGAGCUGUGACGUCACUGAUAGACAUUCCACCGGCCGCUCCCCCCCUUCCCCCCCAGCCUUGGUGGGGGGAGACCACCGAGAUGGACGUGUACAUACCGUCAUUUCGCUACGAGGAGAGCGACCUGGAGAGGGGAUACACGGUAGGGGAGAACCAUACAGACUGACAUGGACACAGAUAGCGUGCUCCCCCCAUACUGAGAUACAGGGGGUCCCUGAAGUAACAUGGGUUUAUUGCAUUAAAUAUUCUCUCAAUUUAGAGAGGGGUCAGUUACUGUACUAAAUUUUAUCUUUGCUUAGUAAGGUCAUUUAAAAAAAAAAAAAUUAUUCAAUUGAAUUUAUUAUCCUUGUCUGUCUCUGAAACUUGUACUUGACAUUAUUAUUUUAUUUAUUUAUUUUUUUUUAUAUAUGAAGCAGAAUUGUUUAAUACAAAACCAGGCAGCCUGUAGCGGUACGCAUGUUGGGUUUUUGAUAUUGAAAUAUAUUUCUGUGGUGGGACAAGACCAUGGGAUUGGAUGGCCAGCAACCUUUGGUCAGUCACGUGUUGAAUACAUCUACACCUGAAGUUAUAUAAAUAGGGCAAGUAAGGGAAUCAGCAGGAACUUUCUGUCGGUUUCCAUGGAAAUCGCUUUACUUCUAGAACUUUGCUCAAGAAGCAAUUAUUGCGUCACCUGGUGAAUAUAAUAGAUGCUCGGUGUGUUAUAACUGUUGCUGUCCCGCUAUUUAUUUUGAUAUAAAUACAGAUUUGUGUUUUGUCAGUUUUAUAUGGGUUAGUUACACACUGAUGCUGCCUUAUAGGCAUUAAUUUUUUUCCUGUGAUGGAUUCUUGAAAUUAUGAAUUCUCCAUCUGCCCUCUAUUUUUUAAUUUAGUUCUGUGGAAGAAGGGGGAAAUUAGUUAUUUGAACUUUUUCCCUUAGUUCUUCUUGGUCUUAUGUGCCUGGUUGUUUCGUCUGUCAUAAGGCAACCGCAAGUCCAGCCCAAGAGUGCAAAGUGGGUGUCUAAGGAUGACCCCCAUGAGACCUCCUAUUGAUCUUGCACGUGCUAUUUAUAAAGCCUAGAACAAGACAAAGUGCAUCGGGUUGGCGUUCUAGCACAGGCUUUGCUUUUUAAUAAAUAAGUUAAUGUUUCACAUUGUAUCACACUUCUAGAGUUAUUUACUGAAGUGAGAAUUGUCAAAUUUGAGGCCAAAAAUCUCCUAAUCCGCUACAUCUCUAGAGACCACUAGAGGUGUUUCCUAUUUCAGUGCUGCAUGGAGACGCUGAACGUUUCCCAUAGAGAUGCCUUUCUAUGAGAAGAUACUGAUUGAUGCAAUGCAGUUUUUUGCAGCGCAUGCGCAAUAGCCUCCGUAUUGGAUUAGCUGAGUUCAAGAUUGAUCUUUGCCAUCGAGGUGGGGGAAGCUGUGGCAAGACUGGUACUGCGAGUGAGAAAAGGUAAGUUUUAACACCAUUACCAUGCAAACUCAAAGGGAAUGGGGGGGGCGGAGUGAUCAUCUUGUUGUAUCCUGAAUGCGCCAUAUUCAAAACGAGACUCCUUUUCAGCUUUGUAAGUAUAAGUCACAAGAUAUUUGCUUCCCUUUUUUGCCCUUGGUGCUCCCUUUAUGCACAGGGUUGUGGCUGCCAAGAUUGAUGGAGGAUGUCCCCUCUUGCUUUAAAGGCAUUUCAUGAGAUUUAAUACACUGUGUAAGCUUAUAGCUGAGAAUUUUUGUAUCCAUAUCUAUACAGGAGUGCAUCAGCUGUCCUUUUGGCCUGUAUGAUUGAGUGUCCGGAACCUACACAUAUGUACCACUCUAACAUCGAUCCAUUUUGGAUAUUUAUUCUGCCACAUACCAGAAUUGUCGUUCAUAUUUGUCAUUCCCCAACCUGUUCUGGUUUCACUGCUCACAAUGUUAUACAUUAUAGCAGUGGGGUUAUAGUUGCAGCAAUAUACUCAGAUUGCCAAACCUCUGAGCAACAGAACAAAGGAACAGAGUAGCUCCUUUCACUACAUGCUAUGCAAUGAAUAUACUCUUUCAGACACAAAUGGACAGUCCAGGGAGCAUAAUACAUAGCUUUGCGUGUAAUGUUACUGUCAUGUUCACAUCAACAUUCUUAAAAUAUGCUGUAUACUUAAGAUUUGUAAGAAGUCUAAACCAUGGUGCAUAUUCACCCCAACCAAAUUUUAAUUGGAUGAAGCAGUAGUUUCCCCACUCAUAGAUGUGUAUAUCCUCAUGAUUUGUAUGACUCAGUCAUUUCAUAAUUACAAAAACUAUGCAAUUACAGCACCUCUUUCAAACUAAAAUAAAGAAUUAUCUUUUCUCUGGGUUCAGAUGUUUGAACCCCUUAAGAACCAAUACUUUUUUGAGACGUGACGGGUUUAUGACCAAGCCCUUUUUGGCACUUUUGCCAUGUGUUCUUUCUAACCAAUUUCACCCUUUCUUUUUUAGUGCACCCAUACAUAUAAACAAUUUUAAAGGAGAAAUAUGGCUUACUUUUGACACCCUCUUUGUAUUUUUUUUAUUUAUAUAUAUAUAUAAAUUUUUUAAUUUAAAUACUAGAUGGCUUACUGAAAUCAUUUCUUAAUAUAUAACUUGAAGGAAGAGUAACACAGACAUAGCUACCACUUAGCAUAUGUAGGAAAGUAUCACUGGGUGGUAAAGAUGAGGUCUCAGUAUGCUCAAUAAAAGCAAACGUUGCGCCCCCACCGUGUUCUAAGUUUCUUAGAAAAACUAAUAAAAGGAACAAUUUGUAAACCAAAAUUGAGUGUUGUAUGCAUAUGUGGAAAAACAUAAAAAUAACAUAAGGAUUAUAUAUGGACCAGCCCUAAUCAGUGACCUAUCAACCCACUCUGACCUCAGGAAUGCCAUGAAACAUAAAAAGCCUAGAGUGGAGUGGAGAGUCUCCACCAGGCUGGCACGGAGCCACCAUAUGCUGGCCACGCCUGACGUCCGUAACGUUGCCCAAGAGAUUAUUCCUCCAAACCCAAAGAGCAUUUAUCAAGAACUUCCCUGGGAUUUGGUUUGUGUGGAAGGGAAUCUAGUAAGUAGCAGCUGAGUCAGCUGUUGAGAGGCUCAUGUGUAGUUAGCUGGUUGGGUGUUCAUGGCCACAAAACAAGUUGGUGGAAGCUGCUGACUUUGCUGUUCCAAGCGAGCACAGAUCAUCAUAGACCUUUAGGAAACUAUCCUUCCAUGGCGUUUGCAUUUCCAGUGGCUUACAGUGAGAAGCACGCAAGCGCCUCUAGUGGCUGUCAAUGAGACAGCCACUAGAGGAAAUAGGGAAGGCUUAACCCAUUCAUAAACAUAGCAGUUUCUCUGAAACUGCUAUGUUUAUGAAAAAAUGGGUUAACACUAGCUGGACCUGGCACCCAGACCACUUCAUUAAGCUGAAGUGGUCUGGGUGCCUAGAGUGGUCCUUUAAGUAAGAGCAGUAUGACACUUUUCAUUUAACCAUUUCAUAACAAACCUCUGUGAAAUCUGCUCUUUUUAUUCAUUUAUUUUUUCUCCUCACGUUUUAGUUUUGGGACACAUAGACCACACAAUUGCAAAGACCUCUUAUUUGUAUUUUGCACUUGUUUUCGAGUAAAAUAUCCACAUGUAUACCUUUGCCCAUAAUCCUCUCUAAUUCCACCCUGUGAUGCGAUCUCAGAGGGAUUCCCUCUGCUCACGACAGUACUGACAUCAGCGGAGGGAUUUUGCUGCUGACACACUACAGAGAGCUCUGUUAACAUUCUGUACUGUGUGACUGCAGCGUGAGAGGGAGAUCUCCCUCUCUUGCUGCAGAAUCUACACGCAAUGAUCGGUGCUGGGCAGUUGGCAAAGACGAACGCUGAUCACUGGGCAGAGAGGUAUGCAGGGAGACCUCAUCAAUCCAGCUAACCUGUUAGUCUGUCAUUGUAGACCCUUGGGUAUCAGGAACGAUACAUGGGCUACACUGAUUUUUAGCAGUUGCCCGGCUGGGUGCAGGCUUAGUCACUGUGGGUGUUCACAACCACUUCAAAUACUACACAUAGCUCAUCUGUCAGUCUGGGGUGUUUAGCUAAUGAUUCCUGGGGUUCCUUGGUGCCAGCUGGGAUUUGCCCUGCUGGUGCAUUUAAUGUGUGAUGAUCUAUGCUGUUAAGAGGUGUUAAAGCCCUGCACUCCAUGAUGGCAUAGACUGUCAUGUGGUUAAUAAUCUGUAAAUCCAGAGCCACAGAACACAUGCUUGUUAUGGUUGAUUUAGAAUAUUCAGAUAAGUGAUGUUUGUGUAACAAAUAUAUUAAAUAAUGCUAAUUGUCCGGAAGUAGUUUUAUAGUUUAGUAACACAUUUAUACGUCCAUACUUAGUACAGUACAGCCUAGUACUUCAACCAAUGGUCCCCAGGGCUUGCAUGCACAAAGGACAAGUGGUACACCAAAAAGUGGCUUGCUGGCCUCCUUAGCACCUUCUAGGAGGCGGCCAGGUGGGGAAGAAUGGAGGUAGCAAAGGAUCUGAAUACUCUAUGAUCUUCUAGAGCUGCUCACUCAUGUGAUUUCAGGGUAUGAUGUCACUCAGACCCCAGCAUCACUAAACAUUGUGUGAAGGGGUAAUGCUGGAAGAGCGCAAACAUUACAAGAUCCCCACUGGACAACAGGGAAAUAAUCCACUCCAGCUCUCCCAAAGGUAGGGAGGCUGGGUAUACUUAAAUAAAAAUAAUUUGUGUGUGACAAAUCAGUGAGUGUGUCCCCGUGUCCUCUGGGUGUACCAAUUAUAUGUGUUUUUAUAUUUUCAUUUUGUGACUCUUAUAUUUCAGAUUAAUAGUUCAUACACUCCUUCUUGCAUACACAAUAUUCACAUCAUGUCAUAUUUAUUUUCAAAUUACUCUUUACUACCUUUUAUCAGGCUUGUUCUCCAAUAUUCGAUUAACCUAAAUAUCGGUGUCUACACAUUUCAUUUGGAAUUUAAAUCAAUAGAAAUCACUUUCUCAAGGCAGGGGUACUUAGGAAUUUUUAGACCUGCAUGGGUACAUCUCUCUAAAAGUUUGAGAAAUGCUGCACUACAGCAUAUGAACCUUACUGCAAAAUGUAACACGAUUGCAGAGUUUUAAAUGUAUGUUCAGUACUGUGUAACUUGUUUCACAAGAGUACUUAUUUUCAUAUUUUUUUUUAUUUUUAGUAUGUAGCCUGCUUUGCAUUUACAAUCAGCACUUGCUAGUCUACCCACUUUUAUGAUGAUUAAUUUAUGUAUUUUCUUCCCAGUGGUUUGCUAACAUUGCUCCCUCCCCUCAAGAUGGAGGCCCUAAAUUGAAAGGAAGAAAUUAAUAUAUCCACACUGCUAAAGCACUCCAGCUUGCAGAAAUGCUUAAGGGGUUAACUGAAGGUUCUUUUUUGGCACCUUUAUAAGGCUCAUGGAUAGCACCAUUUUGGCUAUAAACAGACCAGCAGUCAAUGUUUCAUUUAUAAUUAUUGCAAAUUAAAGCUUGCAAUUUUAUAUCUCUCAUUCCAUUUUUUUUCAUUUUGAAAUGUAUAAUAAUUUCUUUUGAAAACAUGCAAAUUAAUUCUAGCGUAUGCAUAGACAAGUAGGUGUGUUUGUAUCCUUAUAUACUGAUCAUUUUGUUCAUAUCAUGUCUAUUUCCCAUUUGAUUUAUUUAAGACCCAUUACUAAAAAAAGUUUUCAAAACGAAUGCAGCAUUCAUAAAAAAAGUUAUAAUUUUGUGUAAAAAGCCAACAAUUACAGUACUUGUUACCUAUACUGCAAAGUUAAAUGGAGAUUUUUUUUUAUCCUUAUCUAAAUUUUUCUUUCUAUAGUCAAUGACUUGACAUAAAAGGAUAUAUAGGUUUUGAAAAGCUCAGUUCAUUGGAGGGUUCUGGUUCUCAUGGGACUUGGGCAGCAACAGGAAGGUAAAUGAGUAACUACUGAUUCACCUGCUCAGACAGGUGGAAAAGCAGUUACACUUGUCUGGGGGACAAGUGUAAUGUAUUGAAAACAAUUCAACAAUGCUCAAGACAUCAGUUUGUUCACUUGGAAGACAGGCACAAUCAUCCCAGUACUUGCAGUUCACCACAUUGUUUAUGAAACAGAGUUUUACAAUUAAAAAAACAAACAAUUUACAAUAUUUUUUUUUAAGCGCAGAGCAAGAGUGAAGCAUAUGGUGUGUGGCAAAUGUGCUUGCAUGUUUUAUAUAUACAUGUCUGUAACAUCUGCAGUCUGCCCUAGCAGGUAGAAUUUUUUUAUUCAUUCUGCAUCAAACAUGAGAGAAGAUCAGCACUCUUUAUUUUAAAUAAAAGUACAAAACUGCACAUUUGUAUACAAGUUGCUGUUAUGAGGGAUCAACAAUUUAUCUGCUAAAAAAACACUGAGACAAGAAAAUUGUUAUUCAACCACUGCAAAAAUAUUAGGAUGCAUUUAAAUGCUGGGAAAUCUAACAUAUCACUUGUCUUGUUUAAGGAACCGGGUUGCUGUUGGGGUUGUAGCACUAGGGAAUAAACAUAAUACCAUGUUCCUAAACAUUUGUCAGAAUAUACCAUUUAUGUUGAUGAUUAAUGCAGUUGUCGGAACCAUUAGUGCAGUGGUGAUAUAGGCAUAUAUGUGGUACUACUAUAAUAAGAUUAGUGUUUGCACUGAUCUUAAAUACAGUACAAUAUUAACCCCUAAAGGGUCAAUUUCAUGCCAGGUUAGUUAUUAUACAAAUUGAUCUCUUAAAUCCUGGCCCUUAUAUUACAGUUGUGUGAAUGCUUUGCCACAUGCAACAUAUAACUGCUUGUGACUUUAAAUCCCUAGAACUAUAAAACACUGCUUAUCAGUUUAUUCAAAUUCUGAAAGAAGUGUUGAAUGUCUGUAUCAGAAACUUGGGUACCAGUUCACUGGGUGUGAUUUCACCCAAGGGUGUCUGAGUGCCACAGUGACAGACUGGUCACAGGAAAUAUUUUAUUCCAGUAUAGUGUAGAAUUAGUGGAAAUUAUUGAAGAAAAAAAAAAAAAUGACUUUCCUUCCAAUGUUUUUGCAGCUAUCCUAACCUGUUGUAUAACCAGAUUGGGAGGGGUUAAGAUUAUAAAUGCAGCCACAACAUUAUUCCAACCCACAGCAAUCAUGCUUGUCUAAGAUAUCAAACUUUGCACAAUUGUUGUAUUGUUCUUUCUGUAUUGCUUUCACGACGUAUGCUCUGUUUAUUAGCAUUCAAAUUAGAAAAAAAAGGACACUCCAUAUUCAUCCACAUUUGUCAUACAAGUAAUUGACCUAAAUGAUGCUCAAAAAGUUCAGAAAUAUUCCUAAAUUGGCACAACAAAAUACAAACACUAGCUAAAUGUGGUGUUUCUAGCACAGUGUUUAAAUAAAAGGAAUCCCUGCUAAUUUAAGGGAUGGUGACAAAAGCCUCACUGUUCCUCCUCACCAUUAAUGUGGGAAUUAUGUAUGCACCCAAGAAUUUAUAUUCCUAGACACGUAAAAUAUAAAGGGGCUUCUGAAAUCGCAUAUGCCCAGUAUGAAUACAAUUUUUCAAAGGGGCUUCGUAAUGUGAUUGGAAGGCAAGUGUGCUCAUUUUGGCAACAUUUUGUGGAUACUACAGUGAUUUGUGUAAUUUAUUGUGUAGAGCUUCACUUAAAGGAAUACAGUCUAUUUUUAAAUUAUUUUUUUAUUUUAUUUUAAAUCAUUGAAAAUAAAAGUUGAGUAAUAUAGCCUUGCUGUGUGUUAUUUUAUAAUGAAUAAGUAAAAUCCAUAAUUUCUCAAUGCAUCUCGUGGGCAGCUACUUCUUUUUGGUUACCAGUACUUUUUUUUUUUUUUUUUUUUUUUCAUCUUUGGUCAGAAGCACAACUUAUCUGCUAAUACAAUUUGUAAUAUUAAGGUCUAAAAGUGCAUUUUAGGGAUGUUCAUGGCAUGGGCCAGAGACCAGGAUGAAUAAAUAAAUAAAAAAUAAUACUAAUAAAAAAAAAAUAAUUCUCACCUAAGUCCUUAGGUCAAAUAAACAGGGGUGUUGACUUCUGUCACCAUAGAACAAGACUAAGCCUGAACAUACACUAAAACGAGUUACUCACAUGUGUACAUUGCAGUGUAACUCACAGAAGUUGUAAUACAUAUUCUCUUUUAUUUUAAAUCAUAACAAAUUACAUUUCUCAUUAACUUGAAGCUAUAAUCACCAUGCUAGAAUUGCGGGACAAAAUGCGCAAUGCAAAUGUUGGGAUACAACAAGUAUGAACAGACUUUACCAUUCUGAGACAUCAAAUUUGGCAGUAGGUGAGCAGUAUUGUAUCCCUAUUCUCCAUGUUACAAUGGUAACCUAAAGGAUUAAAGUAUAUGCAAGCUAGCCAUUUGCUUCUUCACCGUUAUACUUGUUUCAAUAAGUGACAUUGCUUGCCUGUGCUUGACCUUUAAAUGUGAACCAUCACUGAAAUUGACCAUUGGGAACAAUUUAGCUUGAUUGUGUCACAAAUGAGAGCUAGUUAUCAUUUAAAUAUUCUACUUGUGUCAAUACCAGAAUGACAACCACCAAUCACAUCCCUUAUGUUGAUUGAGAUACAUACAACAUUUGUUAGUUAUAGUUUGAUUGCUGUUGACCUAGUUGCUUCCAGGUCAAGGUAGUAUACAUUCAUUAGGUCAUGCUGGCAUAUAUAUUGGUUUUUGUGGCUUUAAUUACAUUUAGUAUGUUUUCUUAAUCAAUUUUUUUUUUUUUUUUACAUAUUCAUGGUGAUUUACAAAUUGAGCAGACAAUACUGCCUGUUUUAUGCAAAAAAAAAAAAAACGCACUCCAAUCACGUGAAGAUCUGGGUGCUAAACUGGACCAAGGGCCAGCACCAGCCCCAGGGAGUAGAUAUCUGUUGUAGAAAGAGGAUCCAGGCACUCCAAGUGUGUUUAUUGGGACAAGUUGUGGUGUCUCACGUGUCCCAAUAAACAAGUUUGAAGAUACUUGGAGUGCUUGGAUCCUCUUUCUACUGCAGAAUACUGCCUGUUUAGGCAUAUAUCUGUGGACAGUAUGUAAGAAUUAUGUUUUGAAUGUAAGUUUAAAAAAACAAACAAAAAACUUUAAACAUUGUCUAAAAGGCAUUUACUCUGAAACUAUCAAGUACUUGGAAUGUGGAGUAUGUUAUUGUAUGUUCUGUUCCUAUAGCUCAAAUUGUAAAAAAUUACUCAAAGCCCAGCUAGGCUUGCAUAGUUAAAGGAACACUAACGUUUAGCUUGGUGUCUGUCUCUUGUUAGAAAGGUCCUCCCUCCGUGUGCCACAUAAAAGUAAUAAAAUCAGGCCUUAUACUCUCUUUUUUCCAGCACCAAAACUCCCUCGGCGCUGCUUAUUUCUCCACCUCCACUGGGGUUAUGAGGGAGAAAUGACUACUCUGGUCAGUUGACCAAUGACUAUGAUUCAUUGCUAACCACCAGGACAGAUUUUGUUUUGGUGUGCAAGCAGCCUUUCUGGUUUGGGUGUAUAUUAAUGUAACCAGCACUAGAUGUAUAUCUUUCAAAUGAACAUACUUAAAUAACAUUUGUUUAUAUUGAGGAAACAAACGUUUUCAAUGUUUUUUGCUUUUUAAAUGCAUGGUGGUAGUCUUUAUGUUCUCAAAUAUAUGCUCCUAUGGCAAAUUUGAUAAGAAAUGCAUUGUUUUUUGUUUUUUGUUUUUACUGAAAGGGUGGGCUUCACAUUGUCUUGAUCCAAAGAAUGAGUAGCUUCAAGGCUUAUUACGAUGAAAAAGAAAGGGGAAUAAAAACCACAACAUUUUAAUUUACCUGAUAAGGGAGGAAAAAAGAAAGCAUGGUGAAUGUGUAAGACUGCUGAUCUGUAAUGUAGCCAGUGCCGGUACUCAUUAACUGCCAUUGGCAAGGUGUCCGCAUAAAGCUUUUUCAAAAGCAAGGUCAGGCACGGAAGCCGUGAGGAGCUGUGCAUGUCAAUAGCUGUCCCCAGUAUACUUGCUUAAUCAGAGACAUUAACAUGUCUUCCUGUUAGUUUGAAUUAGAGGAGAUAUUGACCCCCUGACCUGUAAGUCUCAACAGAAAAGAAUCCACUUUGUAAAUGCAAUUGGUCAUCUGUUGAAUGUGCAGUUUUCUUCCAACAAGCAGUCAAACAUAGAAACAUAGAAACAUAGAAUGUGACGGCAGAUAAGAACCAUUCGGCCCAUCUAGUCUGCCCAAUUUUCUAAAUACUUUCAUUAGUCCCUAGUCUUAUCUUAUAGUUAGGAUAGCCUUAUGCCUAUCCCACGCAUGCUUAAACUCAUUUACUGUGUUAACCUCUACCACUUCAGCUGGAAGGCUAUUCCAUGCAUCCACUACCCUCUCAGUAAAGGAAUACUUCCUGAUAUUAUUUUUAAACCUUUGUCCCUCUAAUUUAAGACUAUGUCCUCUUGUUGUGGUAGUUUUUCUUCUUUUAAAUAUAGUCUCCUCCUUUACUGUGUUGAUUCCCUUUAUAUAUUUAAAUGUUUCUAUCAUAUCCCCCCUGUCUCGUCUUUCCUCCAAGCUAUACAUGUUAAGAUCCUUUAACCUUUCCUGGUAAGUUUUAUCCCGCAAUCCAUGAACCAAUUUAGUAGCCCUUCUCUGAACCCUCUCUAAGGUAUCAAUAUCCUUCUGAAGAUACGGUCUCCAGUACUGUGUACAAUACUCCAAGUGAGGUCUCACCAGUGUUCUGUACAAUGGCAUGAGCACUUCCCUCUUUCUACUGCUAAUACCUCUCCCUAUACAACCAAGCAUUCUGCUAGCAUUUCCUGCUGCUCUAUUACAUUGUCUGCCUACCUUUAAGUCAUCAGAAAUAAUCACCCCUAAAUCAAAGGGUGCAAGAUAUACCAUCUAGAUUCAUAUUCAAAACUAACACUUCUUCUUUAAUGAUGAAUUAUCAUUACCAUCUAAAUAUAUACAUUUAAAGCUAAAUAAUCCAGUAUUUCUUAUUAAAGUGUAUCAUUAGUGAAUUACGGUAUAUGAAGUGUCUGCUCUAUUGAACAGCUCUAUGGAAUACAUUUGAGCUUUUUGACAUAGUAACAAUUAUGUUCAACUAAAACAAACUGACACAUCUUUAUAUCUAGCAACCACCAAAUGAAAGGUUUAACGGGAUAAGCCAAAUGCCAAAACACCUAAAUCCAUCCUAUUGUAAUGUUUAUAAUGGAAAGGACUAUGGAAAAAGUCCCUUAUUGUCUGUCAGUGUGGUUGUGUGUUUUUUUUUUUGUUUUGUUUUUAAUCUAACGUGUCUGUUUUGAAUUAAAGGAAUUUCUGUUAACCAAUGAUCGCACCUUAACCACUUUGUAGAUGCUACUAUGUUGGACGUUGGCUUGCACAUCAAGUAUGGUUUGUAUCCUUUUUAUAAAUAAAACUGAAGCCAUUUACUUAGUCUGUACGCAGUGGGAUGUGGACUAUGUUUUCUGCUCCCAAUCGUCUGGUGGGUUAGGGCAAAAAAAAAAUCCUUUUCUGGGCUUAUGGGAAAGUACACAAAUAUAGUUGAAAAUCCCUGGGAUUGUUAGCAAAUGCAGAAGCUCCAAAGGUGAAAGAAGAGUAGCAUCUAACAUCUUAAAGUGACACUGCAGAGAUACUAAAUAAAUAUGUACUGCAGAGGUAGAUUUUCACAACAAUGAGCCGUUCAAUUGCGCUUACUAGCAUGAGGGAAGAAUUGUCAAAAAAUCAAUAUCAGUCUUUUUUUUUUUUUUUUAACCCUUGACCUUGUUGCAGGUGCACAAAGUAGAGCUCCUGCUCAAGUCCAAAAAUAGAAACUUAUUGUAAUUUUGUGCAUUGAACAUCACCAACAUAUAUGAUAUUGUAACUGUUUGCAGUAGCACAGCAUGGAUGCUUUAAUAAAAUAAAAUUAAGCUAAAUUUUUUUAUUGUAUGGUUUGAAGUGUAACUAUUAAAGGAACACUCUCUAGAGUUUGCAGUACAAACCUAAUGCUAGAGAUUCCCCAUUGUAUUUGCCAUAAAAUUAACAAGUUAAAGGUUUUUGCUCAUCUUUUUCUAGAGCCAAAGCUUCCUUGGUCCUGCUCACCCCUCCUCCUCCCGCGAUGUCAUUGAGAGUGCAUGGCUUCCUCGGCUGAUAGCCAAUCCAGUGCUCCAUAAUACCUGAUGCGCAGCAACUGCUUUGCCUACAUCCAAUCCUUAUCAUAGGAAAACGUUGAAUCCAAUCCUUAUCAUAGGAAAACGUUGAAUCCAAUGCUUUUCUAUGAGUUGCAUUCGGUAGGUGCAAUAGAGGUGCCUAAGGUGGCUGUCAAAACUAUUGGGUUAACCUUAAAGUAUUAAACUUAUAGGACCACUGCUCCCAGACCACUUCAUUGAGACCUGGGGUGACCUUAGUGGUCCUUUAAGGACAGAUUAGUUAAAGCGGCUCUGUCAUGCUGAACUUACCUUUGCCUAAUCGCUUCCUUUUCUCUUCCUCUCUCACGAUCUGUUCAUUUCUUCCUGUCUGUGAAAUUCCGAUCUGGUCUGUGCUGUGGCUGCAUCUUGCAGCCGCUUCGUAGAUAGCUCCCAAAUUCCCCUGGUAUCAGCGAGAUAUCUACUAAAAGGCUGAAAGACCAAGGUUGGUCUUUCAGCCAACUUUACAAAUACUAAAAUAAAAAUGACUUAGUAUUGGUAAAUAAUCUGCCCCUACUCGCUAUACCGGUUUAAAAAAAAAACAAAAAAGACCUCAAAUGGUAAGUAUUUGUAAAAUUUAUUUACAGGUAUUUUGUUUUAUUGUCUCCCCCCUCACUAUUUUUAUGGUGAGGGGGGGUAGAUAGGUCUUUAUUUAAUUUUAUUUGGGUCUGGGGGUCACCUGGGGUGGUAUUUUAACAUUUAACCCCAACCUGUCGGGCCGGGGGGAGGACGAUAUGUCCCCACCAUUGUCAUUUAGGGCCCCCACCCAUUGCUCAUGGGUGGGGGCCGGGGGGGAGGACAAUAGGUUUCCCCCCUUAUUGUAAUUUAGGGUCUCCACCCGCUGCUCAUUGGGGGCUGGGGAGAGGACGACAAUAGGCCCCCCAUUAUUGUAAUUUAGGGCCCCAACCCUGCUGCUCAUGGUUGGGAGCCAGGGGGGGGGGGAGGACAAUAGGUCUCCUCCCCCCUCCCAUUGUUGUUUAGGGCCCCCACCCACCGCUCAUGGGUGGGGACCCGGGGGGCACUAGGUCCAUUCCCUAAUUGUCAGUGCAACCUAUGUCCCCCAUUUAGUUGAAUAGCCACAACUCGCGGGGCACGGUUGGGGGUUCGAGGUGGACACUAGGUCCCCCCACUAGUUAAUAGAUGCCCCACCAUGAUGGGCAGUUAUUGCCCAUCAUGGUGGGGGGGGGGAGCUUUUUUAUUUUUUUUACAGUGAGCAGAUAAGUAGGGGCAUUUGGGAGAGAUUUGGAGGGACUUAGGAAGUGGCAGGGAGCACAGCUUCUAUCUUUACAUAUUACAAGGAAGGAGCUGCGCACCGGUAGCUCCCUCCUUGUAAUAAACCAAACGAACACCGAUAUUCAGAGUUUGUUUGUUCAUCUGACAUUUCUAUUCAUUCAUUUGUCUUUCUGAUGAAUGAAUAGAUGAAAUUCCCAUCCGAAUUUUGUACAGUAGCCACAGUGUUUUUUAUUGGGCAUGCACGGGAAUUUUAUGGCGCUAUCUAGUGUGGGCAGAUGAUGUGUCCCACAGGGCCUUCAUCUACCCACACAAAGCAGGUGGUGCCCAGAACCUAGGUCUGGGCACAAAAUAAAGUUUUUUUUUUUUUUAAAAGGUAAAUGGGGGGGCCUAAGGCAUAUGGGGUUGACUAGGGAGGAAAUCAGAUGUACUGGAGUCAGGAGGGGAGCUUAAAAAAAACACAACAAAAAUCACGGAUGCGGCCAUGACAGUGCUUCUUUACGUAGUAUUUGUAUUGGCAUGUACUGUGAUUACUGUGUUUUGGCUGAUGGGCUCUAUCAAAUGUAUUAAUCUAAUUCAAUGAAGUAUUUAUUGCGCUAGUUUUGGUUGUAUUGAUGUUAUACAGCAUUUCUUCUCAAUGGAUAAUUUAGGUAAUAAGCCUAAUUUAAAUCUAUGAAUCUAAUCUAAGUAAAAUAAGGGGAUUAAUCUUUGUUUGUACUGUGAGGUAGUAGUAUAAUUAGGUGAAGUGAACAUGUGUCUUGUUUGUGUGUUUUUUUUUGUAUUAUGAUUUGUUAAAGUGGCUUUGUCACUAAAUAGUCCUCCACAGCCAUCACCAUGAUCUGUCCUAUCCUAUUGAGCUCCCAGCGCUUGAGCUGUGAGGAGCUAAUGUGAGCUCUGUACUAUAUGGAGUCUUCUGCAAGACUGCGGGAUUCUCUAUAAAGAUAGCUUCCCCCCCCCCCCCUUAUAAAUGGGAAAUGACAAGCUUGACAAGAUAUAUAUCCUCCUAUUGUAAAGAGCGGUAUAUGUAUGGAGACUUUGGUUUUUGUUUUAUUUUGUUUUUUCUUUGUCUCAGUAUAUCAAUCUAUCUCUUCAGUGAAAUUCCAACACCUUCAAUAUGAGUGUUUUAUAAAGAUUUUUUUGGAGGGGGGGGGUGACAGAAAACUGCAUCAGUUGACAGCAACUGCUUAGCGGAAGUGGGUUCUUCAAACCUGAACCAACACUAACCUUAACGCUCUAGAAACAAUCCUAUUCUAUCCAUCUUUUCUGAGAAAAUACAGUGUUUACAUUGAAAGCUAGGAACACCUCCAGUUGCAGUCACUCAGAGUGAACCAGAGGGACUUCGGAGUUGAUGGAGGCAUAAUAUGCCUCCAUCCACUCAGAUCUGCUGUCAGCAGAGCACAGGGCAGCACUGUGCACAGAAACAUAGAAUGUGACAGCAGAUAAGAACCAUUCGGCCCAUCUAAUCUGCCAAAUUUUCUAAAUACUUUCAUUAGUCCUUGGCCUUAUCUUAUAGUUUGGAUAGCCGUAUGCCUAUCCCACGCAUGCUUAAACUCCGUUACUGUGUUAACCUCUACCACUUCAGGUGGAAGGCUAUUCCAUGCAUCCACUACCCUCACAGUAAAGUAAUACUUCCUGAUAUUAUUUUUAAACCUUUGUCCCUCUAAUUUAAGACUAUGUCCUCUUGUUGCGGUAGUUUUUCUUCUUUUAAAUAUAGUCUCCUCCUUUACUGUGUUGAUUCCCUUUAUGUAUUUAAAUGUUUCUAUCAUAUCCCCCCUGUCUCGUCUUUCCUCCAAGCUAUACAUGUUAAGAUCCUUUAACCUUUCCUGGUAAAUUUAAUCCCGCAAUCCAUGAACCAGUUUAGUAGCCCUUCUCUGAACUCUCUCUAAGGUAUCAAUAUCAUUCUAAAGAUACGGUCUCCAGUACUGUGUACAAUACUCCAAGUGAGGUCUCACCAGUGUUCUGUACAAUGGCAUGAGCACUUCCCUCUUUCUACUGCUAAUACCUCUACCUAUACAACCAAGCAUUCUGUUAGCAUUUCCUGCUGCUCUAUUACAUUGUCUGCCUACCUUUAAGUCAUCAGAAAUAAUCACCCCUAAAUCCCUUUCUUCAGAUGUUGAGGUUAGGACUCUAUCAAAUAUUCUGUACUCUGCCCUUGGGUUUUUACGUCCAAGAUGCAUCCUGUGUUUCAGUAUCUCCUCCCUCUGCAUGCAGACACUGAACUUUCCUCAUAGAUAUUCAUUGAUUCAAUUCCUCUCUAUGAGGAGAUGCUGAUUCGCCAGGGCUGUGUUUGAAUCAUGCUGGCUCUGCCCCGAUCUGCCUCUUUGUCAGUCUCGGCCAAUCUUAUGGGGAAGCAUUGUGAUUGGAUCAGGCUACCACAUGUCAGCAGACUGCUUGUUUUUCUGAGUCUAACAGCAUGUAGAUUUACAGCUUCAGGCUUGAAUACAAUAAGAUUUUGCUAUAUUUAUGGAGGCAUGAGGGGCCCAGGGGGCUAGAUGGUGGUUUUAACACUAGGGUCGGGAAUACGUGUUUGUGUUCCUGACCCUAUAGUGAUCCUUUAAUAUCUCAUUACAAGCAGGUGUUAAAUGCUAGACAUUUCAGAAACCAUUGUUGGACCUAUAGAAAGCAUCUUUUGGGUAUAGCUCACGAGUUCUAUAGAUGGAAAAGAGGAGUAUCAGUUGAGUGUCAUUUUAAAGGGUUACUGUCAUGCCCCCUUGUGCUCUGCAGACACUAAAUCUUUUCCUUACUCUGUCUACACACAUAUUGAUCAUUCGUUAGUGUUAGAGGAUGAUCAGAGUAAGAACUAGAAUUUAAAUAGAAUAAAUUCCUAAUAAAGGAGUUUGAUUUGAAGGUGGAUUUCUGAGGAUACUUCCUGUAGCUUUAUGGAAUACAAUAUGAAGGUAGAAGUUGGGACAAUUAACCCCUUAAGGACUGAGCCAAAUGUACACGUUGUGAACAAAACAAAAUGUAAACAAAACCUGGCAUUUGCGCUACGUCUGUACAACCGUAAUUCACCUCUUUCAUAUUAAAUGCACCUACCCUUAUUAUAUAUCAUUUUUUUCAUGGGAAACGGGGCUUUCAUUUAAUAUCAAAUAUUUAGCUAUGAAACAUAAUUUAAUAUGAAAAUAAGAAAUUUUGUUAUUUUGUUCUACAUGACAUUUUAACUGUAAAUGUCAUAAUACUGUUUGAUUUUUACUGCAAUAAAAUACACAUAUUUGUAUUCAGCAAAGUCUGUAAAACAUGAACCCCCUAUGUACAGGCUUUAUGGUGGUUUGGGAAGUUACAUUUAAAAUUGAAAUUCGCCAGAUUGGUUAUGUUGCCUUUGAGACUGUAUAGUAGCCUAGGAAUGAAAUUUACGCCCAUAAUGGCAUACCAUAUGCAAUAGUAGACAACCCAAUGUAUUGCAAAUGGGGUAUUUCCAGUUUUCUUUAGUAACCAUUUGGUCACAAACACUGGCCAAAGUUAGCGUUAAUAUUUGUUUGUGUGUGAAAAAUGCAAAAACCGCCAAUUUUGGCCAGUGUUUGUGACUAAGUGGCUACUAAAAAAGACUGGACAUACCCCAUUUGCAAUACCUUGGGUUGUCUACUAUUGCAAAUGGUAUGCCAUCAUAUGGGUGAUUUUCAUUCUUGGGCUACCAUAGGGUCUUAAAGGCAACGUAACCAAUCUGGCGAAUUUUAAUGUGAAGAAAAUGAAACACAAGCCUUAUAUUUGACGCUGUAACUUUUGAAAACACCAUCAAACCUGUACAUGAGGGGUACUGUUGUACUCGGGAGACUUUGCUGAACACAAAUAUUUGUGUUUCAAAACAGUAAAAAGUAUCACAGCAAAAGUAUUGUCCGUGUAAGUGCUGUUUGUGUGUGAAAAAUGUAAUACAUUUUACUGUUUUGAAACACUAAUAUUUGUGUUCAGCGAAGUCUCCCGAGUAAAACAGUACCCCCCAUGUACAGGUUUUAUGGUGUCUCGGAAAGUUAUAAGGUUAAAUAUAGUGCUAGCAAAUUAAAUUCCCUAUACUUUCUGCAUGGGUUGUCAGGCAGGUCCCACUAAUUGUAAUUAAUUAAAAAACCUAAUUAUGUAAAAAUAUUACAUAAUUAUAUGUAUGUAUAUAUAUUUUUAUUAUAUGUGUGUGUAUGUGUAAAAUAUAUAUAUAUAUAUAUAUAUGGAUAUAUAUUAUUUUGUUCUACGUGUAUUUUGAUAUAAAUAUAUAUCACAAUACAGUUAGAACGAAAUAAUACAUAUAUAUUUUUUAAUCAUUUUGUAAUUUUAUUUAACGAAUUUACUUUUUUUAAUUAUAUAUAACAAUAAUUAUAUAUAUAUAUAUAUAUAUUUAAUCAGUAUCAGUCUACGUGUAAUUUGAUAUUAAAAUAUAUAUAGUAAAAUACACCUAGACAAUGUAUGUGUGAGUGUAUGUAUAUGUGUUUAUAUAUACGUAUAUAUUCAAAUAAAAUAGUAUAUAAAAAUUUUUUAUAUACUUAGAUCAUAUAUAUAUAUAUAUAUAUAUACUGACUUUAACUUUAUUUUAUUUGAAUUCAGCCAGCAGGGAAACUAACUGUCAUUACAGGCAGUCCCCCUGUUGGCAAUGCAGCAGCCAGCUAACCCGGCCAUGUGAUUGUGAGGUCCUGUGAGGGCCCGGAGGAGGCUGAAUCCGCCGUGGGGGACUCCCUGGGAUCCCAGGUGAGUCUCCCCAACCGCGAUCGCCGGCGUCCGGGUAAGUAACAAAAAACGUGAGGGCGUACUAUUACACCCUGCAGUGUUUAGAGCUGCUUAGAAUAGGGUGUAAUAGUAAGCCCUCCGGUUUUAAGGGGUUAAGCAGAGUGGUUGCUGCAGAUGGUUUAGGUAAGCAAAGACCAGUUUAUAGAUGGAAUAUCAAAGAUUAGAUAUUUCAUUAGUUGAAUUUAGGAGACGAGGAAAUAGAUUUGCAUUCAUAUUGAAAUGCCAGAAGAAUUAUAUAAUCCAAUUUAUAUAACUUGCUGUUUCCUUGGAAGGUUUUCCAGUAAUAGAGGAAGUAGGAACAAUAUCACAGGUAGUCCGAGGUCAAGGGAAGCAGAAUGGAGAUCAGCGAUUUAACAGUCCAGCUUCGGUACACGUGUAGAGAAGUUUAGCGAGAGAAUUGUUUGUAGCCGGUCAGAAGAUCUAGGAAGCUUCAAAAUAACCAAGCACUUGAAACUGGUGUGGUUCCCCUAUGUAGCGUGAGUAAGCCGCGUCAGAGAAGGGCGGCUUGUUGUUGUUCCGUCAACCCGGAAGUGUCGGAAUAGCAAGAAGCCAACAGUUAAGUUCUGACAAUUAGCACAAUAUAUAGUUUUUGCAUUAGACAGCUGUUGUGAGGAAAAAAAUAGCAUGCUCCCCCCAUUCCAAUGUCUGUCUAAAACAGAAGAUGCCUUAAAGCUUGGCUUCAAUCAGGGAGGCAGAGAGAGGAGCUGGGAAGUGUUACUAUCCUUCUAUAGAGGGGCACCGCCAGAGAGGAGGUUGCCGCUCAUGAAGGCAGACUGAUGGCGGUGCUGGAGUCAUUGAGCAGGAGAUGGGUAUGGUAAAAUGACCACUAAGACGCAUGGAAGGUGAGUAGAAUCAACAUUAUAUUCAUACACUGUGAAGGGCGCUAGACAGUAUUAGCUUAAUCUAAUUAAUACAUAGCUCACUUUAAGCCAGCACAACUAAUUAGUACUUUAUCCAGUCCUAGUCUGCAGCACUGUGGCAGAGAGGCAAACUACGUUUACAAUGUAUCAGCCCAUAUCAGCAUAUGGAAACCACAGUGAAAAGAACAACUUUAAUUGUUAUAAGGUUUUUUUUUUUUUUCUUCAUGUGUUUAACUGAAAUAUUGUAGAAACGUUAUGCUCCAUUUUUCAAAUGAGUUUUUGCAGUAAUUCAAGGCCUGAAUAGAACAGAUCAUGAACUUGCCCUUAUAAUUUUCCAUCCUCAAAACCUAGCUUCCAGUAACCCACCUCUCCGUUUUCUCCGAUUCCCGAAUGUACUGUACCUGAUAAAUAACAUUGUUUGGGCUACGAGGCCUAAUUUUAUUUAUGCUAUCAGCAAAAGAGCAAUGUUUUGUUGCUGUCGUGGUCAAAAUAAAAGCGACCCUGCUUGUACACAAGUGCCCACAGACUGCAGAUAAGGGGUACAAAAUAAUAAAGUACAAUGGAAAGAGUGUAUAGCCAUUAUUCGUGGCUUGUCAAAUGAAGCCCUUUGGAGCCCCCAGUGAUUCAAAUCUAGGAACUCUGCACAAUUGUGUAAAGUAAGCGCAGCCGGCAUCAACCAAAUCUAACCCAGAUCCUCAGACAUUGCUGAAAUUGCUUCAGUUUGUCAUGCACUGAGCAUGCCACUUUCACACAAUAUCAUUUACUUGCAAAUGGGCCUGGCUUGUGAUCCCUUCGGUAUCUGACUCUUGGCCUGUAAUUUGUCAUGUUUCUGGCAUUAUCAGUGCUCCGUUAUUUUAAUACAUUCUGAUUGUUCGCGGAAGCAAAGAAUGUCAUUGAGACGGUUCUAGAUAAUAACAGCCCAGAGUAGAUUUUGGGAUAUAGCCAUGAAUAUGUUUUCAGAUAAAUUCAGGAUUUUGGAAUCCUAUAUUUAAUUACUUGUGUAAGGGAGGUCUGUAGUCUAAAACUAUAUUAUUUUCGUGAUGUUCUCAUUGUUGUUAAUCCCAGUGCAAGUUUGGCACUAUAUUUUAAAUGCAUAUAUCUAUUUUUAUUACUAUAUAAAAAGUUCUAACACUAAGAAAACAUUAGAAUUUUUCUUGUUUUCACGUAUGUCCUUGUAAGGCCGUCUGUUGUGUAAUGUGUACACGUACAGCUAAAGGGAGAGCGAAUCUCAAACAUGUAUUCCUGACCCUAUAGUGUUAAACCCAUCAUUAAGGUGGAUUCCCCCACUUGGAGCUGUACCUAGGGGCAAUGCACUGCCUUUUCUCUGAAAAGACAGGGUUUGCAUGAAAAUGCCUGCAUAUAAUGUUUAUACUCACCAGAACAACUACAUUAAGCUGUAGUUGUUCUGGUGAUUAUAGUGUCCCUUUAACCCCUUAAGGACCAAACUUCUGGAAUAAAAGGGUGUGUCCUUAAGGGGUAGUAUAUAAAGUAGUAUAUACAAUGUACAGUGUAAAGAGGAAAACUUAUAUGGGACCAUUUAUUUUCCCCGCAAAAAAUUUUUUUCGUCUUGUGCAAUAGUUUGCAGUGUGCACAGUCAGAAAUGCUACAUAAUGCAUCUUUCUGUUUUUUUUUUUUGUUUUUUUUUAAAGUUAAAAUUUUAAAGUUUUAAAUGCACCCAGCCUCCCUACCUUUUGGGAGAGCUAGAGUGAAUCAAAUUUCUCUGGGUCCAAGUGGGGCUUCUGUCCUCUUCCUGCUCUGGUACCUCUUGCGCUGUUUAGUGAUGCCGGGGCCGUGACAUUAUAUUUCGGCAUCACAGCAGGACACGAGGGAGCAGAGCAGGAAGAUUACGGUUUACCUUGCCGCCUCCAUUCCUCACAGCCGGCUGGUCCCUUCUGCUCUCCCACAGCAGGCCGCCUGCAUUCUCCAUUGCUGUCUCCACAGACCAGGCUGACAAAUCCCAGAGGUGCCAGGACAAAAUUUCAAGUCGCCAUGGCGACCUGGUACCUGGGAUUUGUCGAGCCCUGUGCUAAGGAAUAGGUGAUUGUUAUUAUGCUCUGAUAUGUGAAAACCAUUCAAAAAGGGGGUACUUUCUUUGUGCCAUGACUGAAUACAAGGUGUGAAAUUAAAUAUUUCAUUCAGACCCCUAGGAGACGUUGUUCUGAAAGUGUAAAUUCAUCAAGAUUCAGAUGAAGGUGGUCUAUACUGCCUUUGCCUGAACAGAGAUUGAUGUUUUUUUAGUAGCCUGAAACUGUAAUUCUUUUGGGGGUUAGCGUCAUGAUUAGUGUGCACAUAUCUUGCUAUGGGUGUUGAAACAUUCAUGUAAGUGAUGGAAUUAAUAUGUUGCAAAAUUCUUUGCCAGAAUUUUUGGUUAGGUUUCCCUAUAUACUGUUACCUGCAUGUGCAUGUAAUCGGGCAAAUUAACUUUGUUGUACUGCAAUUCACAAAGGCAUUAAUUUGAAACUUUUUUGAUGUUUGGUUAUAAGUUAGUAAAAGUAAUGAUUUAAUAUACUGACAGACCUUACAAUGACCACAUCGGUAGACCCUUUUAGUGCGGGGGUCAACCGUGUAGCUGUGGGUUCAGGAGACUCCAAGUUACUGUGAAACAACAUAUCUGUUAAGUUCUUAGGCCUUCUCUCUGUCAUUGUUGGCAAAGAUAGAUGGUAGAAUGUCAUUGAGGGCCAUAUGAUGUUUAAGGAUGAGUCCGUUCCUUGGUAGAAUUCAUUUGGCAACGACCCAUUUCUGAAGAAAAGUUCCAAAGAAUACGAAUUUUUGGAUGUUGAACUUUUUGAUUUAAGAUGUAUUGUGUUAGCACAUAGAUCUAUCUUCUGCUAAGCCUUUUUGAAAUUCUAUUCAGACAGCUUGGUGCUUUGAAACGCUACCUUAAAUCUUGUGCUUCCUUCUCGAAGUCUCUCAUUGGAGCAGUUCCUCCUAGCGCUAAAGCACUGGCUAUAAAGUAUACAGGUAGUUCCCAACUUUACGAAUGAAUUGGUUCCGAAGCCUAAUUCAUAACGUGAGAAGUAAUUUCCCAUAGGCACAAUGUAAUAAACAUGGGUUCCCUUCCUGAAACGUAAACCUAAAUUAUUUAGUGCAAAUACAUAUAUGUUGUAGGAAUGUUAAAGGCAUACAUACCAUAUUGAAAUCUUCAUCAAAAUAUCAUCAAUCAUCCCCAAUGAACAGACAUGCUGCACUUAUUGAAUAGGGGCACCUCUCUUAAGCCUUCCUACUUAUUCACUUUCUUCUUUGGCAUUACUGGGUGCAUAGGCUGACAUAACAUUUCCCUUUAUUUGGAGAUAUUUUCCAUUAAAAGUGGAAAAAAAAUGUUUGUUUCUCAGAGGAGUUAAAGUGAUUUAACCCUUUAAGGACCAAACUUCUGGAAUGAAAGAGAAUCAUGACAUGUCAUGUGUCCUUAAGGGGUUAAAGAGAUACUAUAAGUGCCAGGUAUACAAAGCUGUAUUCCUGGCACUAUAGCUCCUUCUGCCCCUUUCCUCCGUUUGCUCCCCACUGUGAUAAAUAAAGGGUUAAAAACCCUUUAUUUACUUACCUUACCACAGCACCAAUGUUCCUCGGUGCUUGGUCGUCUCCAUAGGAAAGCAUUGAAUCAAUGCUUUCCUAUUGGGAAAAAUCUGAUGCUGCGUGUUCGUAUAUAGAGCGUGAGGACAUCCAGCGUCCGUUACCAGACCAAAGAUCUGUUUUAAUCCAGGAAUUGCCUCCAGUGACUGUCUGGUAGACAGCAACUGGAUGCAGACUUAGUGCUGCAAUGUAAACACUGCAGUUUCUCAGGGACACUGUACCCAGAGCACUUCAAUUAGCUGAAGUAGUCUGGGGGCCUAUAGUGUUUCUUUGAUUUAUGAAGAAAGUAAGAGCAGGCCUCAAGGAUCUUUAUUAUAUGGAAUGUUGCUAUAGAGGAUAAGUAUGUGUAGGCUUGUUACCAAUGUGUAUGAGGGAACGUAUAAGGUCCUUCAGCUCCAAAAGGGUCUGUUGUUGUAUCCUGUAAAUAAGGUUGUAAAAGGAUGUCUAAGAAUUGCUCUUUCAUUGAGACUGUGUCUAUUUUCAUUGCCAAGAUUAUUUUGCAAUUGACAAAUUUGAUCUUUGUAUAAUUUUUUUUUCCUUCUGACUUCACUCAUUGAUUGCAUGGCUGAUAUGUCUGAACCUUCAGUGGACCUUCAUGUGUUUUUGCUGACACCGAUUAGCAUGAAGGUGUUAAUGUUAGUAAUUUCAUUCGCAGAACGUUUAAAAUGUGCCUGUAAUCUGCUACUGAAAUGUGUCAGAUCAUGGGCUCUUGUUAUUGUGAACAUGCAUCUGACUAACAAGCAAGCCUCUCUGAAUUCGAGAAGAACUUUUUUCAUGCUUGAAGUCAUGCGGAUGAUGAGUAGUUGCUUGCAGUCAAGCGAUGGGGAUUCUUUAAUAUUUCAUCUUUGUUUUUCCACUUUUGCUCCUCUGUAGAAUUCACAAUGGUAAAGUGAUCCACUCCGCUCAGGUUUCUCCUUUUUUGCCUUUGGAUGGUUUGAAGGUUGGUUCCCCAGUGGCCAGGAAGGUCCCCUGAAGCUACAAUAGGCUUCCUAAUGUCACUUGCUCUCUUUGUUCUGCUUUGCACACAAGGCCAGGAUAUAUAAAUAUACAAUAAAUAAAUAGUGGAACACUUAUAGUAGCUGACACACCGGGUACUUAAAUGGACCGUUUGCUAGUCCUGAUGAAUGAUGUACUUUCUUUUAGAUGCUAUAAAGGCAAAAAAAUAAAUAUAUAUAUUUCUAUAUAUUUUUUUUCUGUCUUUAUAGGAGAAACAGGAGUCGGGCAUAUCACUUGUUCCAGUGUUUUUUGUUUUUUUUUUAAUUAAGGAAAUGCUGGUCACAGAAUAUAUAGAUAUAUUCUUUUUGUUUCUGCCUUUAUAGCAUCUAAAUAUAUGUGUCCAAUUAUUCUUUAUAUUUAUGUCUGUUUUAUAAGCCAGCACAUGCUAAACAAAACACUUGGCAUUUUGUGCAUUAGCCAUUCGUUUGGCAUGAUGUAAAACCAAUUUAAUUCAAAGUGCUAUUUUAGAUAUUUUCUUGGUAUUCAUUUUUAAAUGAUUUCACACUUAAUGGGAUUCACUGGAUGUCUGCAGUCUGGUACAUUUUCUAACAUAGAUAGGGAAGAAGUUCCUAGGUCUGCAUUAGGUGUAUUCAUUUUGUACAUAUCUAGACUGAAUGAAUUUUGUAUAGUGGGGUAGUUUUCAUAGGCUAGCCCAAAGACUAAAGCUCCUGCCUUGAAUGCUGGUUGGAGAGGCCCAGGCUAAUAACAAAGUGAGAGAAUGUAGCUAUUAUCAUAUGGUAGGAAUUGGUCUGAUAACAUGGGAAUAACUUAGGAUCUAGGAAGGAAGCCACUGCUAGAGCAGUAGAUCAUUAAAAAUGGAAUAAGAAAGGGGUACAUAUACCCCCCUGCAUUCAUGCACACGGAUCAUCCAUGCACAUAUUCCUCUAGAAUUACACAGCGCCACACACAUAUGGUAAUUCAUUCACACACUGACCCUCCAUGCGAGUAUACCCAUUCAUUCGCACGCUGACCCUCCAUGCGAGUAUACCCAAGCAUUGGCACACUAACCCUCCAUGCGAGUAUACCCAAGCAUUGGCACACUGACCCUCCAUGCGAGUAUACCCAAGCAUUGGCACACUGACCCUCCAUGCGAGUAUACCCAAGCAUUGGCACACUGACCCUCCAUGCGAGUAUACCCAAGCAUUGGCACACUGGCCCUCCAUGCGAGUAUACCCAUGCAUUCGCACACUGACCCUCCAUGCGAGUAUACCCAUGCAUUCGCACACUGACCCUCCAUGCGAGUAUACCCAUGCAUUCGCACACUGACCCUCCAUGCGAGUAUACCAAGCAUUCGCACACUGACCCUCCAUGCGAGUAUACCCAAGCAUUUGCACACUGACCCUCCAUGCGAGUAUACCCAAGCAUUUGCACACUGACCCUCCAUGCGAGUAUACCCAAGCAUUCGCACACUGACCCUCCAUGCGAGUAUACCCAAGCAUUCGCACACUGACCCUCCAUGCGAGUAUACCCAUGCAUUCAAUUAAUAUUUUUGCUCUGUAUUUACAGAUGAAAAUGAAGGAAAAGGGACCUCAGUUGAGAAAAAGGAUAAAUGAGUCAUUUAUUACAUGUGAGUUUACAGAGGAAGAGGUUCUAUUUCAACUGUCAAAAGACAAAUAAGUCAAUGGGACCUGAUGGAAUACACCCAAAGCUAUUAAAAGAGCUUAGUGGUGUACUAGCAAAACCAUUAACAGAUUUAUUUAACCAAUCUUUGUUAACAGGAGUAGUCCCAGAAGAUUGGAACUUAGCGAAUGUUGUGCCCAUUUACAAGAAAGGUAAUAGGGAGGAGUCGGGCAACUAUAGACCAGUAAGCCUUACUUCAGUAAUGGGGAAAGUGAUGGAAACCAUGUUAAAGGAUAGGAUUGAUGAACAUCUAAAAACACAUGGAUUUCAAGAUCAGAGACAACAUGGGUUUACUUCAGCGUGAUCAUGCCAAACUAAUCUUAUUGAUUUUUUUGAUUGGGUAACAUUAUAGAUCAGGGUGGUGCAGUAGACAUUGCUUACCUAGAUUUCAGUAAGGCUUUUGACACUGUUGCACAUAGAAGGCUUAUCAAUAAACUGCAAUCUUUAAGUUUGGAUUCCAAUAAUGUUGAAUGGGUAAGGCAGUGGCUGAGUGACAGGCAACAGAGGGUUGUAGUUAAUGGAAUAUAUUCGAAGCUUGGACUUGUCACCAGUGGGGUACCUCAGGGAUCUGUACUUGGACCCAUUCUCUUUAAUAUUUUUAUUAGUGAUAUUGCAGAAGGUCUUGAUGGUAAGGUAUGUCUUUUUGCUGAUGAUACUAAGAUAUGUAACAGGGUUGAUGUUCCAGGAGGGAUAAGCCAAAUGGCAAAUGAUUUAGGUAAACUAGAAAAAUGGUCAGAAUUGUGGCAACUGACAUUUAAUGUGGAUAAGUGCAAGAUAAUACAUCUUGGACGUAAAAACCCAAGGGCAGAGUACAGAAUAUUUGAUAGAGUCCUAACCUCAACAUAUGAGGAAAGGGAUUUAGGGGUGAUUAUUUCUGAUGACUUAAAGGUAGGCAGACAAUGUAAUAGAGCAGCAGGAAAUGCUAGCAGAAUGCUUGGUUGUAUAGGGAGAGGUAUUAGCAGUAGAAAGAGGGAAGUGCUCAUGCCAUUGUACAGAACACUGGUGAGACCUCACUUGGAGUAUUGUACACAGUACUGGAGACCGUAUCUUCAGAAGGAUAUUGAUACCUUACAGAGGACAACAAAUAGAAAUAGAAGUGGCGCUUUAGGAUGAAGAUAGGUGACUGGUGCUGCUAUACCCAAGUAUAUCACCACUAUGUAUACUUAGAAAAGAUACAAUAAAGCACAGAAAAGGUAACAGCGCACACACACACCAGUGAGGUGGUUUACCUGACAAAUAAAUAGUAGGUAUCUCCUCCUUAUAUACAAUCAGUGUAUUGAAUAUUAGAUUACCUAUACAAAGGGUAUAAACAUAAAACAAAACAUAGUGUAAUCUGUAUAUUCCACACAAUUAAAAUGGAAGUUCUGAGUUAGAAACACUCACACUUUAAUGAGCCAUUUAAAGUAGGCUCUGAACUUAUAUGGCUUUUAUGUCACUUCAAUGGGACAUACGCAUUUUCUUUACUCAUCAGGCAGGUUCUCCUUUAGUCUUAGUGGUCUUCUAUAAUGGAGCAGGAAUCAGAAGUCAGGAACCAGGAGUGUCAGAGUAAAAUAUUUAUUUAUAAUAAAAUAAAAAAUGAUAAGAAAUAUUGCACAAUGCGUUUCAACCAUCUACCAGUGGUCUUCCUCAGGUGCUGUUCAAAGCUCAAAUGAAUAUACUGUUGUUUAUAUAGGGAAUAGUGUUACAAACUUAAUUGCAUAAUCCCUUGCACAUGAAAAACUAAUUACAAUGAUAUUACCUUAUAUGGUCCGGACCGGAUGUGUUCUGCCACCUCCAAUAUGGCUCCACAUGCGGUUCGGAGGCACAGGUAACCAAAGGAAUACUUAUAUAAAAAUAGAAUAUAAUAAGAUCAAUCCUCCCCACCAUAAUCUACCCUCACAAAAUGUUUAGUUAGUGAGUGACCAUAAAGUAUAGGGUGUAGUAAAUCCAUUCCCGAUCUUCGUUAUGACACUUCCGGUUACGUGUGUCAUAAUGGAGUCCGUCCGUCGCGUCACUUCCGGUUUCGCUGAGAGUAAAUCAGCAGAACGUUCCUCCUCUCUUCCCAUAUUCUAGCAAUGUUCAUGCAUCCUGGGGCAAAAAUGGCCAUCUUGGAAAUGGGCAAUUAGUCUACUUGUUUCAGAACACACAUAUAAAUCUCGAGCAGACAUAAUUUAAAGGGGAAAAAUAAAAAAUAAAAAAUAAUGAAACCAUUAGUUAUAUAUAAUACAUAAAAAUGACAUGCACAUAUUCACCAUGCCUUACAAAUAAAACAUAAUGAGUAUAUAAAGUGCUGAUCAAAGUAUAAAGUGCUAUUUAGAAUAUAAAUACUAAAAUACAUAUAAAACUAGUUGUCCAGCAAAUAGUCAAUCACAAACCCAGGGAUAAGAAGCCUUCAAAAAUAUAUAAGAUAUUUUUCACUAAAUUUAUCAUUUUUAUAACAAUUUAUUGAUUUCAAAGUCAAUAUUAAGUCCUCUUGGAGUUAAAGACCGUAAUUCAAAAAUCCAUUUGGAUUCUUUCAGGCCAAGAGUUCUAGAUAUAUCUCCCCCUCUCCAGUUUCCUACUACUUUUUCAAUCGCAAAAAAACUUAGAAACUUAGGGUCCGAACCAUGGUGUUGUGAGAAGUGCCUUGAUACACUAUGGUUUGGAAAACCUUUCUGAAUGUUUCUAAGGUGUUCGUUAAUUCUUAUUUUAAGAUGGCGGGACGUCUUCCCCACGUAUUGGUAUCCGCAGCUACAUUGUAAAAGAUAAAUAACAUAAGUAGAGUGGCAUGUAAUUAGAGAUUUAAUAUAAUAUUCCUUCUUGGUAACUGAAGAGUGGAAGUUUUCCACUUUCUUAUUCAAUCUUAGAGUAUUACAACAAGCCCGGCAAGAUCCACAAUAAAAAAAGCCCUUCUGCUCCUGUGUCCAAUUACUUAAAAAAUUCCUCGGAAUCUCUGUUUUAAUAAAACUUGAUGUUAACAUUUGUUUUAAAUUUUUUGCUCCCCUAAAUAUAAACUUAGGUUUAUUUCCUAUAAAUUGUUGAAUGUCCUCCUCAUGCUGUAAAAUGUGCCAGUUUUUCUUAAUAUUUUUUUUUAAUUGCACCAAUAUUACUUGAAAAAUUAAAAAUAAAAGGGAUCUGGUUAUUUAAUUGUCCUGAAUCAUCUUUCUUUCUAUAUUGUAGCAGGGGGGACCUAUCCAUUUCUCCAACCUGAUCUAUUUUGUCCUGUAAAACAUCUUCUUUAUACCCUUUUUCUAUCAGUUGUUUUUUAAGGGACAUUGCUUGGAUGGUAUAAUCCUCUUUCUUGGUACAGUUCCUCCGUAUCCUUAAGAACUGUCCUUUGGGUAUAUUAUUAAGCCACGGACGGUGGUGGCAACUAUCUAAUUCAAUAAAACUGUUAACAUCAACUUUUUAAAAAAAGGUUUUAGUCAUCAACAUUUGAUCUUGGAUAAAAACAUUAAGAUCUAAAAAAUCAACACUGCAUUUACUAACACUCUUCGUGAGUGUAAUUUCCCAAUCAUUAUAAUUAAGAUAUGUAAAAAACUGAAGAAAAGUGUCUUCUGACCCCUUCCAAAUAAUAAAAAUGUCGUCGAUAUACCUUUUAUAGAGGACCAAGUUUGCGCCAAAUUCAUGUCCCUGGAACACAAACAGCUGUUCCCAAAAAGACAUAAAUAGAUUCGCAUAACUUGGCGCAAACUUACCUUAAACCUUACAGAGGGUUCAGAGAAAGGCUACUAAACUGGUUAAUGGAUUGCGGGAUAAAACUUACCAGGAAAGGUUAAAGGAUCUUAACAUGUAUAGCUUGGAGGAAAGACGAGACGGGGGGAUAUGAUAGAAACAUUUAAAUACAUAAAGGGAAUCAACACAGUAAGGGAGGAGACUAUAUUUAAAAGAAGAAAAACUACCACAACAAGAGGACAUAGUCUUAAAUUAGAAGGACAAAGGUUUAAAAAUAUCAGGAAGUAUUACUUUACUGAGAGGGUUGUAGAUGCAUGGAAUAGCCUUCCAGAUGAAGUGGUAGAGGUUAACACAGUAAAUGAGUUUAAGCAUGCGUGGGAUAGGCAUAAGGGUAUCCUAACUAUAAGAUAAGGCUAGGGACUAAUGAAAGUAUUUAGAAAAUUGGGCCGAAUGGUUCUUAUCUGCCGUCACAUUCUAUGUUUCUAUUCACUUUACAACCCUCUGCUCAAGUAUACACAAGCACUCAUAAAGCGAUUCUCCAUGCAAAUAUACCCAUAGAAUUACAUGCUGAUCCUUUGUGCAAAUACACCUAUGCAUUCACAAACUAUGCCUCCUAUUACACAUGCUGUCCCUUCACGGAUCAUGUUUUAAAUUGAUGUUGUUCAUGCCGUAGUACAUGUGUGUUUUGCCUUCAUGUAACUGUGUUCAUGUCACACUUACAUCUGUGCUGUGCAUGUUACAUUCAGAAGUACCAUGUCUCAUUUAGUAUAUACGCUGGGUAUUAUGCAAGCUUGCAUCACGUCCAUCAAUGAAACUGAAAUGUAGAAACUUGAGGAAGCAUUGCUGUGUGAAACCGUAUUUUUGCAAAAGUAUUUGUAAAUUUGUACUCUUCCGCUUAAUGCAGUUUGUGUAGCAGUUUAAACUGCACUGUAAUUCAUGUGCCAUGUAAAUAAUGCAUUAAUUUUAUUCUAGAGUUAACAGAGACUUGUCAAGCAGUUGUGCCAUCAUAUCCCAUUAAGUUUGCUAGGAUGUGGAAAUAUCAUGGGUCAUAUGAAUCCACAAAAAUGAAUCUAUACCAGAUCUAGAGUAACAAUGAACUUGAUUUCAGAACACACCAGUAGAUGUCGCCGUUGUCACUGACCUCAAUCAAGAAAUAUUGCUUGUUAUUUAUGAAUUAUGGCAUACACAUUUUAACAUAGUUACUGAAUGUUUACAUUUGUUAAAUAGCAUCAGGACCAUAUAUACUGCAGGUUAUUAUACUUUUUUUUUUUUUUUUUUUGUCAAAUUGUUGUUUGUCAAAACAGGGUUUCCUGCUCCCGGUGGUCAGAUAAUACAGAGGUAUUACUUUCUUUUUGCAACCACCACAUUAGUAUCCUUGUACUAUUCAGUUUUGUUGCAACAUAAGCAUUUAUUGCAAAUACUGUGUUGUAUGAAUGUUUCUUUCCACCACUACCCGUUGGACUAAUAGCCAUAGUAUCUUAGAGAUGAAUGGUGACUUGCUCAAAAUAUCUUGAUUAUUACAUCAUGCAAUUGCUGCUUCAUUUACACUGAAUUUCUGUAUGCAGACUGCCCACAUUUUGCAUUUUUAAAGUGUUACUCAAUGCUUACCUGUCUAAAUUUUGUGUUACAUCCAAUCUUAAAUUUGACUGACAUUGUUCUAAUAGAUUACUUUAACAGUGCUUUGGGAAACUCCUACAUGUGAUUUUAGGUUUUAGCAAUUGUAAUUUAGUUCAUAUUUUAUCUGCAUUUUAAGUUUUAGAUAAUUUUUUUUUGCUUAUAUUAGUUUUUUUUUUUUCAGUUCUGUUUUUUUUUUUAUUAUUAUUAUUAUAUUACUUGCAUAAAAUAACAGUUUUGUGGACCCAGAACAUACUUGAAAACGAGAGAAAUCGCAAUGUAUCUUUCCUGGUAAAAUAUUUUAUAAAUAAAUAAAAUAAAACAGGCAGUUUAGUUUUAUUUUCCUGAGCUGUGUGUGCACGCACAUGCAAUACUUGUGCCUUCACUGUGUGAGGUUUUUACUCCCAGCAUCCUUGGCGUUUACUUACAAACAUCUUGGAUUUGGCACAAUGUGCAAAUAUAGCUAAGAGAGCAGGUUUACCAGUGUGGAUAUUAGGCUUGAUACGCAGCAGUUGUGCAGUAGAAGAUAGCGUGUGGGAUUUACUCUGAUUUAUUAUUUUUUUUUAUGCAUACCCUGAAAAUUCCAGUUGGUUUUCAAAUGUGCCUUGUCUCAGAGAGCCCUCCCACAAUAUUUGCUGGAAAAUCUCUAGAAUCAAGAGUAGAUGUUACCAUGCAAAAUAUUGAUAAAUCUUAUGAGCAUGAAGUUGCAUAUUUCUGGAUUAAGCAUGAUUAGAGUUGCAUUCUAUGGUACAAGGAGUGCCAGCUGUUACCUAUUCCUGCUAACCCUUUCUAUCAGAAAAGUAAGAUGGAACCCGCUGAGAGUUUUUCAGUUGACUUUCACUCUAAUUCCGUAUUGUUUACCCAGCAAUGGCCAAGAUAAUCUUGUUGUAGGCAGCCUGUCGGCAAUGAUGUAUUCAUAGUGCUAAAGGCAUGCUCUGAGCAAUGGUGCAGGCAUUUCCCUAGUUCCAAUAUCCUUGUCAUAAAGAGUCAGUUUCUCCUGCUGCUGAAGAGAUGUGGGCUUUAGACAAGUCACUUGGCAAGUCAAAAAGUCUACGCUGUCCCCUCGGAUAAAACGUGUCUCUUGUCUCAGCUGAAGUUAAAACCAAAAUACUCCAAGCACAAAAAUGAUUUUUAACUCCUCUUAAAAACUUUGGUAUUGCACAUGAAGAGUUUAAAGAGCUUCUUGCAUUAUAUUGAUCCAAGACCAUGAUGGCCUGCAGCAUUCCAAAUGUUAAGGACUUCUGCUCCCAUGAUGCUCAGACAGCUGACUAGUCUGUGAAGUUAAACAUUCCUCUUUAAGCGGUUAGAUUAUAAGCAAUCUAAACAAUAAUUUACUAAAAUAAUACACGGAUUUCAGUAAUGGUUUUAUAAAGGACUGUGGAUAGAUUGUUUAAAGGAAAAGCAUUACUUGAAAAUUACACAAUUGAAUGAAACAUUGACAUUCAACGUAUAGCAAAUUGCAUCGCAUUCCAGUUAUGUCCAGGCACAGUCGGAGUGCACGUUACAAAUGAGAAAUAGAAACGUUAUUUCUCCUCCACUAUGCAAACUUUUUCUGUGCUGACUGCCAGGUGAAAAGUACAGAGCUCAUAACAGUGACCAACAGGGAACUAAUAUGGAGACACCCAAUUGCAAAAUAAAAUGGUACGGAUUUCUACAGGUCCCUGGCUCUGGAUGCCGGCUUAAUGUUACAGGUGAACAUUUUUCACCUGGAAGUCCAGCGCUUGAUCGCUCUGUCCUCUGUUCUUGCGCUGCUCAGAUUCUUGGAAGAAGAAGGCAGUUGCGACACUGAUUGGCUGAGAGCAUCACCAACUGAUGGUCUAAGCCAGUCAGUAGCUCACCUAUCAUAAAAACAGCUGAGAAAAAUGUGAAUGUGUAUACAUAUUGGCACUUAUUGUUUUGGAAAAGUGAAUAAUUAAAAAAAUAAAAUUGUCCAGCACAAAACAUGUUACCGGUCUGUGUACCAUUGGUCAUAGAGUGGAGGAGAAUUUCAUGCAAUAUAAUCCAUAAACAUUUGAAAGGCUGCUAUUCUAUAUCUGAUUGCACAUGUUUAAAUUUUUGUAUAUUCUUUAGUCUUGGUACCAUUAUAUACAGUGCACUUUUAGUGUCAAACGUGGCUUUGGAGGUGUCUCUUUAUAAAAAUAACAUUUAUAUAAUGUAUUCUGAUUUAAGUUUUUACUGUUGCUGUAACGGAUUCUCUAUAUAUGGAAUGCAAACUCCCUGAUUGUAAAAUUUCUACAGAUAAUUAUUUUAAUUCAUUUUUUUUUCUAUAUUUAUUUGAUAAUUAUUUCUCUAUUUAAAGCUUUUCGUCAAAUGUCUGUUUGAAAUUGAUGGGAUUAAACAUAUUUAAGAUCUAGGUUAACAUCCCAUUAUUAAAGCUGUAGAAGUGAGCUGGCUGUGAUUGCGAUAUUAGAGUACGUCCAUAUAUAUUCCUGGACGCUUGGCCUGCUAGUUUGCAAGUUUCUUGAGAAAAUCAGUUGAGUGAUAAUUGAUCCGUGUGCAGGUAGAUUGUCUUUGCCUCCUGACAGACAGACUGUCGGAGGAUAUCCGUAUGAUGUGAUAAGUGCUAGUGGCGUAAUCUAAUGAAGCUGUAUACUAGUUAACACUUGAGCGUAGGCACACUAAAUGUCUUCACCCUAACGCACCUGCACUCCUACAAAACAAGCUCAUCUACUCCGUCAAACCAUCUUGCACUGAUCAAUAAGCGGUUUUGUGUGUCCUUUUGCUGCUGUCAAGUGCCAUUGAAUGAUGUAAACACACGUCAGAAUCUAGAAUCUUGAUCGUCUGCCAAGGCUGUCACUGCGAUCUGCCGGCAAACCAACUGACAGCUGAUUUUGUCUCUGUAAUUUCUUUGACAUGAUGGCAGAUAUCAGCAUAACUGUAUAAUGGCAUUUGUUACCCUUCAAAACACCACCUGCUCUUCAAGAAAAUAUCGCCUUGCCUGGAUGUCACUGGUCACAGAAUCUAUUUCUGCAGAUACAGUUCAUAUGCAAAGGUACGAAUGCAGAGAACAGGUCAUAGUUUGAAUCUGUGACAUGGGUUUUUAUCUUAAUUACACACGACGGAUUUAUAACUGAAGUGUGAAUUCAAAAUGCGUUUGAAAAUUUAGCCCAAAAUAGCCGAGAUGAAUAUAAAGAUUACAUGGAGAAUAUUUCCUGUUCAGCUAUAGUGGUCUAAAGUUAGAUUUUUUUUUUUUAAAGGUCACAUUUUAGUGAAUUACCCCAUAAUAGCUCAUUAUACUACAGAUAUUUAAAAAAAAAAAAAAAAGCAUGUGGAUCCGUUAUUAUUAUUAUUUUAAAUUAAAACAGCUCUGUUAAUUUAAAAUUCUUCCCUUUUUCUUGACUCCUUGUAAAAUACAAUGCCUUUCUUUUUUUUUAUUUAAUUAAUUAUUGAAUUGCUGUCUUUUUAGCCAAUGUUGCUGUUUAUUUUGUUUUUAGCACAACAAGCAAAAUUCUAAAACAUUAUAGACAAAUUUCAAGGCACAUGGGACAGUGUCAGGUUUUAAGUGAUUUGGCUUUGUAUACUCAAGGUAGGUUUAAAGAAGCUAUUAAAUAAUUAACAUUGCUUUACGGUUUGCCUGUAGUCAAAAUAUUUUAAAAUAUUCAUAAAUUUUUAGGAAAAUAAGUUAAUGAACAGAGGCUAAAACUGAAAAAUGGUUGCAUAACAGAACAAUAUGCCAAAUUUUUAUUGGCUACAUAAAACAAUAAAUAGUUGCAGCGCACUCAGACUACAAAACAAUACAUAAUACAAAGAAGGCUACUAAAAUGCCUAUCUGAGAAUAAAUAUGGGGAUCCACAUAUUUAUUCUCAGAUAGGCAUUUUAGUAGCCUUCUUUGUAUUAUGUAUUGUUUUGUAGUCUGAGUGCGCUGCAACUAUUUAUUGUUUUAUGUAUGAAGUUUGGUCACUGCGGCAGCACCUUUCAUACAAGAUGCAGGUCUUGGGAGUGCCCCCUAUCCUUUUUCUGUAUACAUUAUAUUUGGAAUCCAGACCAGAUUCCUUAGGGGUUAAGCACCCCGCCCAGGCCCCCCAACUUCAGAGGCUCCUUUAGAGGUGGCCACAGGUGUGUAUAAAUAGGAGGAGUUUCUCAGUAGUCUAGUCACUUUUAUUAUUUUCUCUAGUCAGCACAGAUAUCAUCUGCUAUAGUGAGUAUACUCUUUUUAGCACUAACACAUUAUUUGUUUAGUUUUAACACUGUUUUUAAUUGCUUUCAUCACUCAUUUUUGUAUACUCACUAUGCUCUUAUUAGGAUUUAAUUUAACACUUGUAAUUUUCAACACUAGUACUAUUUAAUUUGUUCCCCCACAUUUUUAGCGUAGGACCCACCAAUAUUGGGGUACUUUGAAAGUAGUGGUGGGCUUAACAACAUAUGGCCAUAUGGUGGAACUAAAUCCCCAUAUUUAUUCUCAGAUAGGCAUUUUAGUAGCCUUCUUUGUAUUAUGUAUUGUUUUGUAGUCUGAGUGCGCUGCAACUAUUUAUUGUUUUAUGUAUGAAGUUUGGUCACUGCGGCAGCACCUUUCAUACAAAAUGCAGGUCUUGGGAGUGCCCCCUAUCCUUUUUCUGUAUAAAUUUUUAUUGGCUGUCAUAGUCCCUAUAUUCCUUAAACUGGUAACUAGGUUACCAGUUUGUCUGAACUAACCGUACUUACCUUGAGCGAGGUAGAACAUGCAGAGAAAUGGAUAGUACUAUGAACAGAGCCUUGAGCAAAGUGUAUGUUUUCAUUAUGUGAAUGCAAAGUGUACAUUGCAAUAAGAAGAAUAUACAAGAUAAACAUGCAAACUGGAUACAACCAUAAUGUAAAAAAAUAGGCAAAUCCACAGUGUCAGUAUUGUUGGAGGUAUAUUGAAUCCAUUUAUAGUUCCAUUCAUGGAAUACCCAAUGCAAACAAUACUGAAGGCCUGUAAGUGUGCACAUAUGCAAGACAGAAGCACAUGCACGUUCUCCUACUGUCACCCAAAAGAUGGCUAGAUUGAAUGGAAAUGCAAGGCUAGGGACCAUAUCAUAAAAAGCGUCUGAGUCAAUAACAAUGUAGGAUUUUAUAUUUAACUGAAAUUAUUAAAAAAAUAUAUUUUGUUCACUUAGUUUUGUUUUUUUUCUUUGCAGGAACGCAAAAUUCUCUCUUUCACAUUCUUAUUUCUGGCUAUGAAGGGGUUUUACAUUAAUUGAAUAGCCCCCUACUGCAACACUUUUAACACCUGUAGAACUACCAGGGUUGCAUGUGAGAUAUCUGGCAGAAUCAACUUAGCUUUUCAUUUUUCUAAGUUGAAAAAAAAAAAAAUGACUACUGAUAAGUUGGGUAAUGUCAUCUGCAUCUCAAGAUUAAAAAAAAUGAAUUUGAUCCUUGCUGGUAAAAUGGUUUGAUACUAUAUAAUGAAGUAUGCUCAUGAAAUCCCAUUGUUUCUCUAUAACCAACGUGUUCUAUUGAGAUUUACAGGAAUUCUGCCUAUCCUGAGAAGCACUGACCCUGCUACAAGGGUUUCACCCAGCAGUGUCAGUUUAUUGAAGGGUCACUGAUUACAAAACCAUUAGAACACCUCUAACUUAUCCUUAUCUAAAAUGUGUUUCUAUAUAGAGGCAGAAACUGUGAAUUCCUGGCCUGUUUACACAGAGGUAUGCAUAAGGAAACUAUUGAAUCUGAAGCACAUCAUCACUGUCAAAUUAAUUCUACUCCUGAUCUUCCAGGUAGCUGUGUAUAUGUUUGUAUUUGCAGUAUCUAGCUAAACCUGUGUGGACACUCUUUCUAAUUAAAGAUAAAUGUAUGCGAAAAGACCCGUAGGAACUACCUCCCAAGUGCCUUCAUCCUAGAGUAGACUCCACUCACGUAUCCGUUAAAGCUAAGGAUUGGGCAUAUUAGCAAAAAGGGGAAAAAAGGUCCAAGGCAGAUUUAUUGAAUAAUAAAAGGUGAAUCUUUCAGCUCAAAUAAAAAUCUUUUAAAAAGGGCUAUUUUCCAAGCCAAAGCAUUGUUCACUUCUAUUCAAUAAACCUGCCUUGGACAAAUGUCUUAAUGUGCCUAGCCCUAUAUUUUUUAUUGGACCCUUUCUCAUAUGUAACUAGCUUUAAAAGAAAGGACUACACAAGAAUUGUUAGUCAGUAGCCAAAUGAAAUGAGUUUCUGUGGCCAAGCUUCCACACAUGAGCCUAAUAUCACCAUGUGCAAUACUGAGCAUUAGCUAGAAUAGUGCAAAGCUUGUAACUUUUGACCUCUGGAAUGUUGACUGUUGCUUCCCCAUAUGGAAAUACGAUUAAACAUUCCAGGUUUGAUAGAUGCUGAGAGAACUGUACAUGCAUAACAAGACUGGACCCCUUCCUGUUUCUACAAGCCAGUUAAUUGUGCACACAAGAGGAAAUUCAUUGGAGGUGAGCAGAGCCCAGUGAAAAGACUUCUGGGAUAAAUUGGAGCACAAACUUUGAUCCAUGUCUAAUAAUGCAACAUUUGUACCAGAAAUCAUUGUUGAAUUUUUGGCUAAAUGGAAGCAAAUUCUGUAACAAUGUUUCAACAUCUAGUGAAAAGUAUUCUCAGAAGAUUGGAGUGAGUACUUGAUAGCACUUUAGGGACCAUAUACAUGUUAAUUUGAAAUGAGAUUUUUAUUAGUUAAUUUGAAAUGAGUGGCUCAGUAGGUAAUUGCCAUGUAUUUUGGCCAAAUACAUAUUUUCCCAGUAAUUUGAGUCACGGCCUAUGCAGUUCACUUCAACUGGAAAAUAACUAAAGGGACACUCUGGGCGCCAACAUGGCUCAAAUGCAUUUAAUAGAUUUGGACAGUCAUAGAAACUGAGAAACAUGCAGUGAUUUUACCAAGUGUUUAUCUGUGUAUCCUCUGAUUUAAAAGCAGACUGCGUUGCUUACAGUAGUUUAGCCUAAUCUGUGAUGUCUGUGGCUGAGCUAUGUAUAUAGCAGUGAUGGCUAACCUUGACACCAUAAAUUGUUUCUGGACUACAUUUCCCAUGAUGCUCAGCUAGCUUUCAGACUCUAAAAAAUGUAUGGUGUCAAGGUUCGCUAUCGCUGGUAUAUAGAAUAAGGUAGUCUGGGCUUGGUCAAGGAGGCAUGUAUAUGAUGCAACAUUCUAUUAACUCCUUUUAUAUUUUUCUUGCAAAAGCUAGAAAUAUUUGAACAUGCAAAAGAAUACAGCAUAUUAAUAGGAUACUCUAGUGCCAAAAUAAUUUGAAAAAAUAUAUAUUAUUUAGUGGUUAUACACUUAAAACAUGCAUGUAUUUAAAUAUCUAUUUAUUUUUUUGUUGGGGGUUUAUCUAAAAUCAGCUUACAAAACCUGCAGAUAUUGUAUAUCCAGCCAUUGCAAGCCAUCCUCAAACCCCGCCCAGACUUUCUGUCCAAUCACAGACUCCCCAAUGCAGCUCAAUGAGAUGUCUCUGCAAAGCAGGUGAAUUAAAGCUAUACUUGUGCCUGUAGUUUCCCUUCAGGGCUGGACUGGCUCACCGGGAAAUUUGCCAGUGGGCCACGGCACCUGGGGCCGGACAGACAGCUGGUGUGCUGGCGGCCAGAGGGAGCCCUGUGCUGUCUCUGCUCUGCUCCCCCACCCUUGCGCGCUACUUAAUGAGUCCGGAGCCAGAAUAUGAUGUCGUAUUACAGCCCUGGUCCCAUUAAGCUGCGCUCUAGGGAGCAGAGCAGAGACUGCACAGCUCCAUAUUCGCGCCACCAGUCGCCUGUCUGGCAGACCACCCACCGGCACAAUCCUCUGGCCGGUCGCACACUGGACCUCACAGGUAGCAAUAUUGUGUGAGUCAUGGUGUGUGUGUUUGUGUCGUGGUGUGUCUGUCUGUCAUGGUUAAUGUGUGUGUCAUUGGGUGUUUGUGUGUGUGUGUUUAGAUUACCAGACCCCUUCCAUUGGCAAAGGAAUAGUGUUUUACCUCCCCCUUUUUUUUUUUUUUCCACACCAUGCUGGUAUCGACUCGACUGGCCCUGCCUCUAUGGCUGAGAUCAUCAAGCUUGAUGAUCUCAGCCAAUCCAAUGUUUUUGUCAUAGGAUUGGCUGCAAAACGUUACACCAAUCAGCAUCUCCUCAUAGAGAUGCAUUGAACAAGAGAAAUCUCAAUGUAUCCAUCCUGGUAAAAUAUUUUAUAAAUACAUAAAUAAUUGAAUCAAUGUAUCUCUAUGAGGAAUGUUCAGCACCUCCAUGCUGAGCGUGGAGGCGCUGAAUGUACAAGAAGCACCUUGAGUGACUGUCACUAGGAAACAAUGUAUACACUGCCUAUUCUCUGAAAAGUCAGUGUUCACAUUGACAAGCCUGCAGGGACCAGCUAUAGACACUUAGAACCACUACAUUAAGCUGUGUGUGUGUGCAUGUGUGCCUGCUAGUGAGUCAACUUGCUUGCGUGUGUGUGUGUCUGCUAGUGAGUGAGCUUGUGUGAGUAAGAGUGUAAUUGGUUAUAGCCCUACAAAUAGGUGCAUAAAGCUCUUUAAUGCUGUCAGAUUGUUUUGGAACAGUUUGAUAAAGCCUGAGAUUCUCCACUGCAUAUAUAACCAGAUCACUCUAAAGCGAGGUUUUAGAAACAUAUCAUCAUAUCUGUUCCAUUGUAGAUGUGGCAUUGUGCCACUAACUCGUUUGCAGGAAAAAGUAAAGGGCGGCCACAGAAUAUCUAGACCAUGUUUAUUACAAACUUUUCUGUAGGGAGCAUUUCUGUGACAGUGAGCUUGUCUGUAGUGAUCUUGUAUAUGUCAGUGAGCUUGUCUGUAGGAAGCAUGUGUGUAUCACUGAGCUUUUCUUUAGUGAGCGUGUGUGUUUGACAGUGAGCUUGUCUGUAGAAAGCUUGUGCGUUUCAGUUUGUCUGUACUACGUUUGUGUGUAUACCAAUAAGCUUGUCUGUGUGUGUCAGUGAGAUUCUGUCAGUGAGCCUAUGUGUGUGCAUUUAUGAGCUUAUAUAUAUCAGUGCGAUUGUCUGAGUCUGUGUUUCAGUGAGCUUGUGUGUCAAAAAUAUAUUUGUUAUAUGUGUGUGUGUGUGUGUGUGUAUAUAUAUAUAUAUAUAUAUAUAUAUAUAUAUAUAUAUAUAUAUAUAUAUAUAUAUAUAUAAUGUGUGUGUGUGUGUGUGUGUGUAUAUAUAUAUAUAUAUAUAUAUAUAUAUAAUGUGUGUGUGUGUGUGUGUAUAUAUGUAUGUGUGUAUAUAUAUAUAUAUAUAUAUAUAUAUAUAUAUAUCUCAUUACUCAAUGAUCUGGUGGCAAGACGUCUCCUUACAGAUUACAUGUGACAAUAUAUAGCGCAAUGACUUAUGGGACUGGCAUAGAUUUUUUUCCAGGGCUGCUUUGUAUCCUCAGGCCAGCCCUGUUUUCCCUUUACAUUUUUCCCCCUAGCCCAUCCUUGUCUUGUGUAUUCCUGUUAAACUUGCUCAACUCUAUAAUUCCUCAUACAAUAUAAAGAAAGAGUGGGUAGAUCCUCCACAGGCUCUUGUAGUGUUGCAUUUACAUGAAAAAAAAAGAUGAUUGAGAUUUAAUUAUUGCUCAUUUAAACACUGUCUUAAUCUGUCCUUUCUGUAGUCUUUUCUAUGAUCUCUUAGACACAAUACACUACAGAAAAAGCUCGGCAGAACAGGGACCCAAACUCGAGACUGUGACACUGCAUUCUGGACAGUUGAUCGGUAUGUUUUAGAGCAGGUGGACACUCGCCCCAUCAUGUUGAAAUUUCUCUACUUGCGAUAGCAUUCAAACUUCUCCUUGCUUAUUAAGACUUUGAAGAUACAAACCAGUAGCACAGUAAUUGCUUUCUUGAAUCUGCCCUUAAUAAUUACAUUUAGUAAACCUGUAUUGAAAAUUAGAAAGGCAGAGACUAAUGGAAAACUAGCUUUUUCACUGAAUUAGAAAGGAAGACAAUCCAUAUAUUGACAAGACUUCAAGUUGAAAGAGAUCAAGAAAACUGUUUGGGACUAUCUGUGCAAAGAUUCACACACAGACCUUAUGUACAGUGGCAUUUGCAUUUUUUCAAUGCGGAGAUGCUCAUAAUGGGUUCGUGUAAAUUCUCUACGUUUUGGUGUUAAUGGUGACAAUUCCAUUUUCAGAAUAUAAAAGAAGUUAAGGAACACCACUCCAACAUUAAAAAUAAAUGUAUUCUUAAUCUUGGAUUUCCUUUUUAGUGGGGAAAAAAGACAUACCAGAUAGUGUAAUAUCUGUGUUGAAGUACUUUUGUACUAUUAUGGCUGUUGUAUGCCUACUUACCGGUUUCCAGUUUUGUACCUCUCCCUUCAUGAAAAUGAUGUCAAUAACUUCUUUAAAGAAGGAUUGUAAAAAAAAAAACUAGAAAAGCUAAAAUUUCUGGGGAAAUUGUGUGAAGUGUUCUUGCCUCCACCAGUAGUCUACAACUGGAGUGGGCAGAGUAACUUAUUAUUUAUUUAUAUAGCACAUUUAAUUGCAACGUUGUUGCCCAAAGUGCUUCACAGUUACAUUAAAACAUACAUUUAUAAAAACAUUAGCAGGUGUACAAAAGGCCCUGUCUAUGACAUCACUUGCUGCUGCAGCCUGGCACAGGUCAGAGUAUUUUGGCGGUUGCCAUCUUCAAACGGUCAUAUUUUAAAAACUAUAAAUCCUACAGUAAGGGGCGGACUGACCGGUCGGGCACUUCGGACAUGGUCCGAGGGCCCGGCCGGGAGGGGGGCCCGCCGCCAGGGCCGCCUUCAGGGGGCCCGGCAUCUGGGGACUUCAGAGGAAGGUGCCACCGGGUGGCCGGUCCGGUGGCACACUGUGAGGGGGCCGGCCGCGUUUCAUGCUGCAGCCGCCGGACCGGGUGGCAGCCUCGCCGGUCCGGCGGCAUUCCUCUCACUAACGCUGAAGGAGGAGGAGCCUGACACAGGGGAGAAAGAGGGGGAAUAGAGAGAUGGGGAGGGGGAGAAAGAGACAGAGAGGGAAGAAUGAGACACAGGGGGAAUAGAGAGAUGGGGAGGGGGGAGACAGAGAGGGAAGAAUGAGACAGGGGGAGAAAGAGGGGGAAUAGAGAGAUGGGGAGGGGGAGAAAGAGACAGAGAGGGAAGAAUGAGACACGGGGAGAAAGAAGGGGGAAUAGAGAGAUAGGGAGGGGGAAAAAGAGACAGAGGAAGAGAGAUGUGGGGGAGAGAGAGACAGGGAAAGGGAGGAGAAAAACAGUGGAAGAGAGGGAGAAAGAGGCAGAGGGGUAAGAGAGACUGGGAAGGAGGGGGGAGAAAGAAACAUACAGAGGGACGGGGGGAGUCAAAAAGGCACACAGAAGGGCUGUAUAUAUCACUGGUGGAUCCAGGGGGGCAACAGGGCAAUUGCUCCCCCUCCCCUGUCCGCAGGCACCGUGCGGGCAGGGGAGGAAGGAAGAGAGGACCUGGGAGCUCACCCUGCAGCUCCUCUGGGUCCUUCUUGCACGAACACAGAGCGUUGCCGCGAUUACCAUGGCAACGUUACCGCUCUUGCGAGAGUCAACUCUAGCCCUGGAGCUACGGUCUAGUGUUCACUCUCAACACUGUGACCCCCAGGGAUUCCUGGUGGUCGCAGUGGUGAGAGUGAACUCUAGCCCCAUAAACACACUGCCCACACACACACACCAUACACAUUCACACACUGCCCCCAUACACACCAUACACAUUUACACACAUUGCCUCACACAAACACAUACACUGCCCUCCCAUAUACACACAGACCCCCAUACUAACAUUGCCACACACAUACACAGCCCACACACCCUACACAUUCACACACUACACCCCCACACACACACUGAACCUUUCACACACAUUGCACCACUGCUCCUAUUCCCUACUACAGCCCCAUAUCCCAGCAGAUCCCAGGUAAGUUGUCAAACUGUUCUUAAAUGGUUUGACUACUUAUUCUGGAGCAGUAGUGGUUAUUGUGCAUGGAUUAUUUCUUUAAAUAAUCUGCAAGUGCCCCAGUAGCCAGCCAGCCAACCCACAGGCUGGCCAGUAGCCAGCCAGUUAGCCAGCCCACAGGCCUACAGCAAGCCACAGGCUUACAGCCAGCAAGCCCACAGCCUGCCAGUCACAGCCAGCAAGCCCACAGCCUGCCAGUCGCAGCCAGCAAGCCACAGCCUGCCAGCCGCAGUCAGCAAGCCCACAGCCUGCCGGCAGUAGCCAGCAAGCCCACAGCCUGCCAGCCGCAGCAAGCAAGCCCACAGACUGCCAGCCAGCAACAGUAAUUAAGGUAAGAAGAGCCAACUUGGCCUAGGUAUCAGCGAGCUAUGUUGUGUUGCUAUAUUGUGAAUAGAAACCAGAGUGUUGGGAGAGACCACCCUCCAGGCCCCAUUAGACUCCAUUGUAGUCUCUAAUGGGGCCUGGAGGGGAUUCUUUCUAACACACUCUCUAAAGGACACUGAGAUAGCCCCCGCUAGAAAGACCCCCCCUCCAUGGCCCAUUAGCCCUCAAUUGUAGUCUCUACUGGGGCCUGGAGGCGACUGUUUCCAGCAGGGGAUAUCUAAUGGACGCUGAGAUGGCCUCUGUUAGAAAGACCCCCUUCCAAGCCUAUUAGACUCCAUUGUAGUCUCUAAUGGGGCCUUGAGGGGAUUCUUUCUAACACACACUCUAAAGGACACUGAGAUAGUCUCCGCUAGAAAGACCCCCCUCCAUGGCCCAUUAGCCCUCAAUUGUAGUCUCUGCUGGGGCCUCGAAGGGCUUAUUGCCCUUUUGUUCCUUGUGUCUAAAGAUUGUGUAGGGUGUGGCUGGAGGCGGUGCAUGGAGGCGGAACAAGGGUGGCGCUUGCUGCAGAGUAUGGGUGGGGCCUGUAAGGGGGCCCUUGAUUUAUUUUGCCCGGGGGCCCUGAGGGUUCUCAGUCCGCCCCUGCCUACAGUGAAGAGCUUUAUAUUGUGAGAAUCACAGGACCCAGACCUACAUUUUGAUGCAUAGUAUGUCUCUGAAAUAUUAAAAAUGAAGGCACAGUCGCAGUUUAGAAAUUGCCCGUCAAAUUUUAGCUGACUAGAGUGGAGUUUCAAUGAAUGUCAAUGCGCAGUGUGAGUUGCAAACAAAUGGUCAUAUAUUGUGAAAACGAUCAGGACUAUGGCUUAGCCGUGGACAUUUUUAGUGGCAGCAGGGAUAGCUGAACGUUUUGAUAUAAGAUUUGUGUAGGUGGGCUUGUAAAAAAAGGGAGUGGUGGCAGUUUAGAAAUCAUGUCCUGAUUUUUUAGCUUUUGCGAGCUCCCACUCUAGUUUUGAACAUUUUGCCAUUCAUUCCUAUGGGACCAAUUUCGCCACAAGAACAACGAUAUUCUGUGAACCAUUCGGCAAAACGUUCCACAAAGUAAUAGCAAUCCGAUCGGUAACAAUCCGCACGUUUCGGUAUAUUACGGUCUAUGUAGUGUAAAAACUGUGGGAGGCGUUAGGGUAAAUUUGGCCAUAAUAAGAAUAAUAUAUAUGUGAGAUAACAUUAAGUGGUCUUGCUAUGCAAGAACACUUUAUAAAUACAAAUUUACCACUAAUCCAAUGCCAAGACAUUCUAAACUCUAAGGAUCUUACAAUAAACGGCUCAGGCUGCAAUUAUGUGUACCCUGUGCAACCUAGUCAGAGAAGCUUCACUGAUUAAGGUGCAUUUUGCAGCAAUUGCAACAUCAUGCCAAUCCAGUGCUUCUCCUAGAAAGGUUUUGAAUCCAAUGCUGUUCUUUAUAAGAAGCAUGAGCCACAUUUGUCAUAAUCAUGCUGACGUGAUGAUCACCUCCUGGGAUUUGCAGCUCUCUAGCUAAAGGGCCUGGAUUGUGAAACAAUGAAGCCGGCCACCCUAGGGAGCAUAGAGGAGGCCGGCACAGGGAACAUUGUAGCUGGAUGCCCUGGGGAUCAUGGAGGCGGCUGCCCUGGGCUGCAUGGAGGUGGCAGGCUUGGGCAGUGUGUGAAGGAGCAGUGAUCUUCCUGCAGCUCCUCUCUGCUCCCUCCUACUGUAUAGUGAUGGUGGAAUCCGGAAUAUGAUGUUACUCCGGUCCUGGCAUCACUACAGGGAACAGAGAGGAGCUGCAGGUAGAAUACUGCUACCUGGCAUGCAGGGUGAGAGAGCAGCCCCACUGGACUCCAGGGAAAGAUCCACUUGGCUCUCCCAAAGGUAGGGAGGCUGGAUGGAUUAAAAAUGUCAGUUUGUGUGUAUAUCUCUGUCACUGAGUGUUUGUGUCUCUGUCACUGUGUCUGUCAGAGUGUUUCUGUUUAUGUACCUGCCCCCCUCUGAUCACAUGAGAGAGGAGUUUUUACUCACCUUUUUUCACAGGCUAUGUCGGUUUACUCACAGCUUGUCCCGCCUCCAUGGCUGAAAUCAUUUAAUCUUUGUGACUUCAGCUAACUCAAUGUUUUCCCAUAGGAAAGCAUAGGGAGGAUAUUGUGCAUGUUCUCUAUGAGUAAGAUGCAGCACCUUCAUGCUGAGCGUGGAGACGCUGAACAAAGGUGCUAAACAUUGUGCAAUACUGACACAGGACUCUCUCUAGUGGCCAUCUGAGUGACUGUCAGUAGAGUUGUUAUCAGGCAGAAAUGUAAACCCUGCCUUUUCUCUGAAAAUGCAGCGUUUACAUUGAAAAGGCUACAGGGACAGGCUAUAGUCAGGUUUUGGUGACUAUAGUGUCCCUUUAGGAAUUGUAUAAUUCUCAUUGUAAAGGAAACUUUGCUAGUUUAAAAAAAAAAAAAAAGGCUGGCUCCUAGAUUGCAAACAAAUUUGUAAAGCCCUGCCUUAACCAUUAGUCCAUUAAUAAAAUCUGAGUUUCCGUGCUAUUUUAGAAAGUCCCAGUUUGUUAGAACAUAUUAACUGGAAACACCACUCCCCAAAUAAAAAAAAAAUAUCUUUUAGUAGAUGUACCGCGAAUGAAAACAUGCAUGCAUUUAAUUAUGCAUUGUUUCAUUGGCAUCACGGUAAAAAAAAAGCAUGCAAAAGCUGUAGUAUAGACGUAUUGUCUUUACAAGCCCUCCUCUUCUAACCCCGCCCAGGCUGUUAAAUCAGACUUCCCAAUGUAGUUUAAUGAGAUGUCUUUUUGCAAGGUAGGUGCUCUGAAUAAUUGCCUGCCUCUUUGGUUUAGAUCCACUGUGCUAAGCAAUCAAGAAGUAACAGAACUCGCGUGGGUGCAAUAAAAAGUGUCAGUUUUUAUUGUAAAAUGAAAAUAAUAAAAAAAUGGAAGAGCUUUAGAGGUUGAGAUUGUCACUUUUAACCCCUUAAGGACCAAACUUCUGUAAUAAAAGGGAAUCAUGACAUGUCACACAUGUCAUGUGUCCUUAAGGGGUUAAGGAGCACUGAUCUUUAGCAGGUUAUAUAUAGGUCCAGUAUUGGAGUUGGUAAGGUCUUGGUGAAUUAAUGAAGUGGAAACCCAUAAUAUCAAUGUCACAGGCUCUGCAGUAAACUUUGUGCAUGGUCUAUGAUACAAUGUAAAUAGGACUAUCAAGGCUAAAGAAAAGCACACAAUAAUAGUCAGGGGACAGGAGCACACAGUGAAACACUGGCAUUUCUUAUCUUUUCUGAAUAUUCAGUUGUACUAAUGGACAUGGAACAUAACAUGUAUUAGUUACAUUUUCUCGUAUAGAUUAUGCAUAGUGUAAACAGCUGCUACCAACAUAAAACUUAUCUCUGCUUUUGCAAGCAACAUAUUUUUAGCCAUUGUUUCCAGAAUAAAGCCAAGAUACAAAUUGUCUGAUCAUGAUAGAUCAUGUAACUUGAAAAAGGUUCUUUGUUUUGGGUGGAAAAAUCAAUGACAAAUCACUUGGAACAUUCUAUAGCUUACUAAGUGCUGAUUCCAUAUUUUGGGUGACUUGUAUUCAUAGCAUAGGAUGUGCCAGAUUGUUGUGAUGUUUAUCUUCAUACAUUUAACCCUUAUAAAGUUAUACCUCUUGAUUAUGCAUAAUUGGUUAUAUUAUUCACAUAGUGAAUAAUGUUAGCUCUCUGUUGUGACGAAUAUUAUGUGAUGCUGACCAUUAGAUGAGGAACGGGAAAACAUACCAUUGAUGUAAAUGUUCUUUUUGUUUAGUGUUUGUCCUUCCUCUGAGCCGAGGAUAUAUACAACUGGUCAAGGUCCUCAAAGGAGCUCUUCCUACUGUUUGCACUGCAUUCUAUUGUGCAUAAUAAAUGCAAAAUAAACAAAAAGAAAACUAACUUACAGUUCUUGCCAGUGAUCUACAACCGUUAAUCCUUUAGAACAGGAGCCUCUCAUUAAGGAUUAUGAGCUCUUGUCUUGUGCCAUAAGAUUUAUUUAUUUUUUGAGAUUGUGAAGUGGUCAGAUACAGAUAACAUAACCCGUCAAUUAAACAAUGAGUUCAUAUUGGGUUUUUAUUAAUAUAUGAUGUACCGCAUGAGGCCCACCAUUGGUAUUUUUGCGACCCAGGGGCUGCUUUGUGCUGUGGUAUUCCCGCGGCCCACGGCGAUCACCUUCUCCAUCAUAUGGAGUCAUACCCAGCGGCUGUGCAGAGCAGGUCAGCCACUCCCCUUUCCCUGCUGCUCGCAGUGCCAGACUAGCGUGUGUCCUGCUUGAGCAGAGAUGAUCAUGAAGGGCUGGACUGGAAGACGGCUUAAGGUAGGGGAAAAGGGGCUUAAGGGAACCCUCCUGCAGUGUAGUGUAUUAAAUUGGGGAAGGUGGGGUAUUACAGUAAGGGGGGCAGUUUAUUUAAUUGGGGGAAGGAGGUGGGGGCAGUGUGUUUAAAUUGGUGGAAGGGGGAGUCAGUAUUAAAUUAGAGUGGUGGGAGUGGAGGCAGUGUAUUAGAGUGAGGGGGACUGGGGCUGCGGGUGGCUGUGUAUUAAAUUGGGGGGCUAGUAAGUAACUUGAAGUGAAACUUUAGAGUAAAUUAUAUACAUACCCAGGAUUACAUAUUGUUUGCAUGAGAAUGAUGCAAGUAAUUUUAGUUUGUGUUGGUCUAGGUCGAAAAACAAUUUUUGCGGCCCACAUAAACUUAAACCUUGUUUAUUUGGCCCCAUUUAGUCCUUGUAAAAUCAUAGUCUAUUUAGGUCAGCAAUUCUAUGCGUUUUUUUUUCUUUUUUGUGAGUUUUCUAUUCAGUAACUCUGCCCACAAUUUACUUUUGUCUUCAGAAACAAAAAAAACUUUAUAAAUCAGCAUUAUUACCUACUAGUUGACUAAGAAGUAUAGUGUAUGAAACAGAUACUGAUUAUUCUUUUAAGGGUUAUUCCAAGCAUCGGCUCUAUAAAAGCCGGAUGCUCCACCUUAAAGGAUCACUCCACAUACAAAUCCUUUCCUCUUUUUUUCAUUUUACAUAAAGUGCAGAUUUCAAUAGACACUUACACUUUUAUAAAUUAUACUGUUACGCCCCCUGGCUUUUAACUUGUCAUGCUACUUCCUGGUUUAGUUAGCUUAGUUGCACUGAACACAAGAGGCAGCAAUUGCCCAAAGCAUCUGCCUUGCAAAGACUUCCCAUUGAGCUACAUUAAGAAGUCUGUGGUUGGACAGCCACAGAGAAUCUGGACAGGCUUAGAAGGGAAGGGCUUGCAAAGCCAGCAGACAAGAUAACGGCAGCUUUUUUGCAAAUGUCUUAGAUAUACCCGCAUUGAAAAAAGGCAUAAUUAAAUACAUGCAUAUUUUCAUUGGAAGUAUUUCUACUAAACAGUGAUAUUAUUAUCAUUAUUAUUAAUAUUAUUAUUAUUAAUUGGUGUACUUUUAAAGUAAACAAGGUGUCCAGCAGCACCAUGUAAGACUGCAACCCAUUGCAAAAUGGUUCACCCCAUUACCAGGAAGAUAGGGCAGCGGACUAUAGUGGUUAUGUUGCUUGGACUAACCAUUUUACUUUUACGUUUUUGUAAAUGUUUUUUUUUCUUUUACCAAAAAUAAUCCUACACCAUGAUUUUUGCCUUAGUCAUUAUUACCUGCCAUUGCUUAUCUUCCUAUUCCACCAAGCCACAUGCAUAAUGUCCUAUGAUCUUUUCUAUUACCAUUAAUGGUCUUAUCUUUCAAUGUGAUUUCAUGCAUUCCUUUUCCAUAGCCUACAGCCCCUUCCAACUCUUUAUCUAGAUCAAACCAUAAACCGGAUAUUUUCUGAGCUCAAUUUAUACCGUUCUCUCACUGAUACUGCCCAGUAUGUGUUUUAAUAUUGCCUGACAUGUGGGUGAUGGCUGGGUUACACACUGUAUAAUUACAUUCAGGUUUUUAAUUUCAGACCUGUAUAUGUUGUAAUUAUCUACUAGACGAUAGCAUUGUUAUGGCAAACUAAUUUCCUCAAACUGAUUUUUAUAUUUCAAUUUGUAAUUCUUCCUUCUUUACUUUGGCACUUUACAAUCCAUGAACUAACUUCCUCACAUUGUUAGCUAGUAAAUAUCUGCACUUUCUCUGUUUUAAAAGGUCUCAAAGCCAUUUUACCCAUAUUUAACUCUGUCUUCCUCAGUAGAACAAAGUUUUAAAGCACGUCCCACCGUGAACAAAUAUUUGAGAUGCAUUUAAUUUUAUCUUGUGUUGUGAGCUGCUUACUUCAGUAUGAAACAUGAAGUGAGCUCAGGUAACAACAGUUGUUCACUGCAAACUUGUUCAUAAAAGAUGCAUUCCAUUUACAAUGUGUAGGAUAGGUUACAGUUAUUUUAUUUAUUUCAUUUAAUCUGCUGUAGUUAGAUUAAAUGAUUACUCUAAGCACCAUGACUACUUCAGGGUUUUGGAGUGGACAUGGUGUUUGGACUCUGUAUGUGCAGUGCUUCAGCACAUUUAGAGAUAAGUAUAAUUGCUGCUGGAGGUGUAACUCCAAUUCCGGCAGCAUCAUCAGCAAGCAUAAAACAAAGUGUUCCGAGCUGACUAAUGCCAAUUCUUUGCAGAUUCUUUGCAUGGAAGGUAUUCAUUGGCCAAGAGCACUGUCAGCCAAUGAAUGACCGGAAUUGGUAUAUGGCUUCUGCACAAGCUGAAUGCAUGCCACCUGCCCUUAGAGGCAACCCAGCAUGGAUCCUGGUAAGAGGACAAACCGUUGCAAAAUGGUUUGCUCCAUUACCAGGGAAUAGCGCUAGGCAGGGCAUGAUUUACACAAUUAAAAUGAGUUUAAUGUUUUUAUUAACUGGAAAACUUAAAUUUGAAAACUGCAAAUGUGUGCAUAUAUUUCUGCUUGUAAUGUAUUGUGUUUGAAUCAGAGUAUAUUGAGUGUAUGCAGGGUUAAAGGAACACUAUAUAGUGCAAGGAAUACAAACAUAUUCCAGACACUAUACUGCUGAAGUGGCUGUUUAGGUGACCAGCCCCAUCUUGGUGCAGUAAAAUGUUGAUUUUACUCCUCUUUUCUCCGACGCUGUGCUGCUUUUGCUGCCGCUGCCCCACCUCAUGUCUCAGAUCAUCACUCUUGACUAUAGUAACCCUUUAAUUGGUUAGAAGUAGGGUAAAGGGGUGUUCCAUGAAUUGACAUGAGAAUUAGAUUACAUGGGGUGUUCAGUGUUAGAGUAUUCAAAAUGUUAUAAUUGUGAUAUAAAGGGUGUUUAGAAUUAUUGACUUCAGGUUUAGAGUGAGGUUAAAUUUAAUAUUGGGAUACAUUUGGUGUUCAGUUUUUAAGAUCAGUUAAAACUAGUGUUUAAGGGACACACCAGGCACCAACACAAACCUCCAGCGGCAAUGUCCACUCUUCCCAGGUGGCAUCUGCCUUCUGAAUUUUUAAAUUCAGGAAGCAGGAAUGCUGCCACGCAGGGUGAAUGCUGAUUGGUUGAGAGCAGUCAGUUAAUGCUCUCAGCCCAGCAGUGACUCCCCAUUCACUAAACUGGCUUGGAAAAGGUACCUUUCUUUUAGAUUAAGUUGUUUUGAUGCCUGGAGUGUCCCUGUAAGAUAAGACUAUUUUCAAGUUAUGGCCUCUAGUACUUACAUUUUAAAGGAAUGGGUUUGUUUAGGUUUUGCGAGGGAUUAAAUUUAGGUUUAGUGGAAAGAAAUGUAGGUCCUAGCUACUCAACCCAUGGUAUGCGCACCACAAGUAGGGUGGUACACCAAGAGCUGGCCACCUUAGCGUUCUCCCAAGAGGCCCUGGCUUUAGGAGAAUGAAGGCGAGGCAGCGAGGGAGCUUCAUGGUCUUUUAGCACUGCUUUCUCGGGUGCCAUCCGGUGAUGCCGGGGGAGCUUUGUUAUGUCACUCUGUCCCUGGCAUCACUAAACAGCGUAUAAGGGAGCAGGACUGGAAGAGCAUGAAGAUUACACAAGCCCCACACUGGACUUUAGGGGUAGAAUUACAGCUCUCUUAAAGGUAGGAAGGCUGGGUGAAUUUAAAUGUAAAAUUUUAAAAAGUAAAAAAAAAAAAAAACAAUUUGUGAGAGAAUGUGUAUGUGUCAAAUCAGUGAGUGUCUGUCAAUGUGUGCCAAAUCAGUGAGUUUAUAUAUCAGCGAGUGUAUCUGUAAGUGUGUCUGACAUUGUGUCAAAUAAGUAAGCGUAUGUCUGCCAGUGAGUGAGUAAGUGUUUGUGUGUCAAUUUCGUGUGUGUAAAUGUAUCAUUGUUCUGUGAGUAAGUGUGUCAAUUUCCUUUAUGUGUAACUGUGUGUGUGUGUCAAAUCAGGGAGUGUGUCCUCGGUGUGUAAGUGUGUCCUCUGGGUGUAUAACUGUGUGUGUGUGUGUCUACUAUGUUUUAAUUUUGUGCCUUUUAAAACAUAUAUAUUUAAGUUGUUUUUUUUUUUUUUUAAGGGAACAUUUCCUGUAAAGUGUUACAAAACCAGUAAACAUACAUAUAGUAUUUUAUUCAGAAUGCUUCAUUGCAUGCUUAAAUAUAGAUGUGAUCAUAUUUAUGGAAUGUUUAAGCCAAAUUUUUACAAAUCCCUAGAAAUGUUCUAUUCUCAUGUUGAUAAUUGGAAAAUGCCAAUCUAACAGUUUAAGAUCAUCUAGUUGUUGUUCUGUGACACAGAAUUAUUAAGAAUGUAAAUCAGAAUAAUGAAGAUUGUUUUUGUUUUUUUCAGAUCAGUUUAAAUACAUAUUAAGAUGUUUUUUGUUUUUUCUUCUCAAGAGGUUGUUGCUCACAACAUCAUUGUAGAUGGGUUUCUGUUGAUCUUUUUAUGUUUAUUUCUUGUUUUUGAUAAAACAAAAAAACAUUUUAUGUUACGCCUCAUCUGCUUAUAUUGUGACCUUUUGACCUGAAUGUCACAAGCACAUCACAUUGUUGGCUACUAAUUGGUGAGCCUGGAGAGUCCACCUUUUUGGCCCUGUAACCUUCCAGUGGCUGCUGGAAUCAGCACUUUCUGUCAUACAUGUCACACAAAGAAAAGCAAUUUUUAGUACAUUGUUUUUGUAGGUUAUAAAUGGCAGGAUGUGCCCCAGCUGAGACUGAAGAAGAAUAUUGAGGGUGUUAAGAAAUUUGCCAACCAUACACAGUGUGCUUGUAAUAAGUAAAAUGUCUGUCACCUGGAAUUCUUAAUAGAGCUGUUUAGAAUUCAAUAGACAGUCACUUUGCCAAGUAGUUUUACAUGAGAAAAUGACAUUUUAUUAACCUCUCUGGUGGACCUUUAAGUCAUUUCUCAGUAUGAAAACACAUUAUGUAGACAAAAGUAUUGGGAUACACCUCCUAAUUACUGCAUUCGUGUAUCAAUCAGUCCCAUUGCCACAGUUGUAUAAAAUCAAGCUCCUAGCCAUGAAGUCUGCAUUUCCAAACAUUUGUGAAAAGAUGGGUUGUUCCAAUGAGCCCCUUUAAUUCAAGCAUGGCAAUGUGUUAGGAUGCCACCUUUGCAAUAAGUCAAUUCAUAAAAUUUAGUUUGAUGGGCGAGUCUGGGCUUGGCCAAGAGAACGUUGCCUGUCUGAUUGCAUUGUGCCAACUGUAAAGUUUGGUGGAUGAGGAAUAAUAGUAUAUGGGUUUUUUAUUUUUUUUAAGGGGUUGGGCUAGGCCCCUUACUUUGAAUGAAGGAAAAUCUUAAUGCGUCAGCUUACCAAUACAUUUUUGACAACGCGAUGCUUUCAACUUUGUGGGCACAGUUUGGGGAAGGCCCCUUUCUAUUUCCAGAAGAGUAGAGCUGCAAAGGGGAGACCAACAACAUAUUAAUGUCUAUGUGUUUAGAAUGCAAUGUCAUAAAAGUCUCUAUUGGUGUAAUGGUCAGAUAUCCCAAUAAGUUUUUCUAUAUAGUGUAUGUAACAACUGUGUGUAGCCAUAUACGGUGCUAGGUGGCGGGAUCAAGCAAACAUUCAACAUUAGCUGAACCUCAAAGAAUUCCAAAAGUUCUCAUUUACAGUGAUAAAUUAUACUAAUCUGCAUCAGACCAUAAUAGUUGCACCAUCUUCUGAAAUUAUAUAUGUAUAUAUUAUUAUUUUUUUUCCUGCGUGUUUUUGAUACUGUAGAUGAAAAAAUGGGUAACGGCUAAUAGAAAAGCCUACUGGUUCUACAAGAUUUGUUUAUAAAACGAGAAGUGUGCUUUAAGAAGUCCUAUGUCAGAAGGUAAAGAUUAGGGUUAGGCAACCUUUGACACUCCAGAUGGUUUUGACUAUAUCUCCCCUGAUGAGAUGUUGUCCAUAACGUAGUGCUGAAGUUGGCCUACUCCUGGUAUAGAUUUUGAGCACGUUGAAUAUAUUUUUUUUUUUUUUUGGUGAUCUAUACAAAUGGUCUGCAUUUUUGUCUUCUGUUUUAUUACAUUAUCUAAACACUUAAUGAAUAUAGAAUUGCUUCAUUAAAUACUACUUUCAUUCAUAAUGUAGUUGGAGUGUGGUUCAUCUAUUUUAAUUUUUUUUACUUACAGUUUGAUUUUUUUUUUUCUGGGGUUUACUGGUUCUGCCUCUCUUUUGCUUCUUCUGAACUAAACUAUGCAGUGCAAGGCACAGGGGAUUGCGCUUAGUAAUGUAAGCCCUGCAUUGCUGUCCUUAGCUCAGAGCUAAGAGGAGACAGGGAGUGGUGCCCAGUUGACCCCAGUUAAGAAGUCUAAAACAGUCUGACGACUUUAAUUGGGGGUGCUACGGCACUCCUUGCACUAUUUACACAACAACACACUGUAGUGGUUAUGGUGCUUGGAGUUUUCCUUCAAGAAAUGCCCAUUAGUAAUGACCUUUUCUUCUUUUAGGUAUUUAGAAUAGAAGUUUUGGUGAACGGAAGAAGACAUUUUGUUGAAAAACGGUACAGUGAAUUCCAUGCACUUCAUAAAAAGGUAAUGUCCUCAAUGUUAUAGAAUACAAUUUUUAAUUUUAUUUUAUUUGUUUGUAGGACCCAUCUACCUGCCUAUUGUUUACAUAAGUAAUGAUCCUAUAGAAUGUAAGCUCGCUUGAGCAGGGUCCUCUUCAACCUAUCGUUCCUGUAAGUUUUCUUGCAAUUGUCCUAUUUAUAGUUAAAUCCCCCCUCUCAUGAUAUUGUAAAGUGCUACGGAAUCUGUUGUCACUAUAUAAAUGGCGAUAAUAAUAAUAAUAAAAAAACAUAUUCCAAACAUUAGGUUAAAUUCAUUUAAACUAACUGACCUUUUACUUUUUUUUUUUUUUACUUUUUUUUAGAUUCUUAAUUUUUUCAUUGCAAGAUGAAAAAUGCAGGCAGUUAAAGGAUCACUCUAGGCACUUCAGCUUAAUGAACUGGUAUGGGUGCCAGGUCCCUCUAGGAUCAACCCUUUUUUUUUUUUUUAUAAACAUAGCAGUUUCAGAGAAACUGCUAUGUUUAUAAAUGGGUUAAUCCAGCCUCUAAAGCCUCUAGUGGCUGUCUCAUUGACAGCCGCUAGAGGCGUUUGCGUGCUUCUCACUGUGAAAAUCACAGUGAGAAGACGCCAGCGUCCAUAGGAAAGCUAUGAAUGCUUUCCUAUGAGACUGGCUGAAUGCGCAUUCAGCCGAAUAGGAGGAUCGGAGGAGGAGAGCUGCCCGCCCAGCGCUGGAAAAAAGGUACGUUUUAACCCUUUCCUCUCCCCAGAUUUUCACAGUGAGAAGACGCCAGCGUCCAUAGGAAAGCAUUGAUAAUGCUUUCCUAUGGACUGGCUGAAUGCGACCUCCAGCGUCAGAUUUUCCCCAUAGGACGCAUUGAAAAAUGCUUUUCUAUGGGUAGAUCUAAUGCGCGCACAGCAGGUCCCCCCCGCCAGCUCAUGUCGGUGGGGGAGGAGCGUGGGCGGAGCCUGACCAGCGCCGAGGUACAUUGGCGCUGGAUUCAGGUAAGUAGCUGAAAGGGUUUUAACACCUUCAGCGACAUAGUAUGGGGGGGCACUCCAGGAUUCUAUAGUGCCAGGGAAACAGGUUUGUUUUCCUGGCACUGGAGAAUCCCUUUAUUUCAGAAAACACAACUAAAAACACUAGAAAAAAGUGCAGUAGGGAAGCAAUGAAAAUAAAAAUGAUAAUGUUAGCAGUUACAGCAUAAAAUCAUACUUCUCCAACAAUGUACACACAAUAAAAUAACAAACCAUGUCAGAGCUUAACAAAUGAACCCCUAUAAUACCAGUAGGGUACCAAUAAUAUGUUUGUGUAUGUGUUUCUAAUCUGUUCCUUUACUAGUAUUAUUAUAGUGGUUGUCGGUGCCGGCAUAUUUCAUUUAUCUUUUAAUUAUUAUUUGAUUUAGGGCUCCUGUAUUGCCAUAGGGUUUGAUCUCCUGUCUCAGAAUUUGGAGGACACGAGAGAGACCAAGUCCACAGAAAGUACUGCACAAGCAAAUCAUUAAACACACUUCUGAUAGGCAAAGAAAACUCAGGGCAUUGAGAGUGUCUUAAAUAUAGCUGACAGCCUGCCAAGUUGGUGCACUUUAAAAAAAAAAUAAAAACUGUUUGUUUGGGUCUGACCCUUUAUCACAACACCCUUACGGUUUACCUACACCCACAUCUAUACUUCCUAAUGUUGCGAGGUAUAAGCAUGUCUAUCUAAUCUAAGAUGUAUAUAAAAAACAUUGCAUUCCUAAAUAUAUCUGCUUCACUGAAAUAAUUACACACACACACAUUUAUAAUAUUAAUAUAAUGUAAAUAUAUGUUUAAUUUUUUGUAUUAUUUUUUAUAGAACACCAUCAGAGUCUACUAUACUGUUCAAUAUCGCAUGGUUAGAAAGAAUUUGGUUGAUGUGCAAUAAAUCUUAUAUAAAGUUGAAAUAACAUACACUUGGCCAGACUGGUAUCCCUGUUUUCAUGUAUCAAGUCUGAUUUAAUCAUUAGAAUCAUUCUUGUCCAUAGACUAACCUAAACCAACCAAGAUGGGAAUAUGAUCACACAGCUUACAUUCAGAAUGAAAGAGGGAUAAAUAAAGAUUCUAGAACACUGACAUGGUUGUUUGUCACUAGCUGGAGAUCCAGCUGUGGAAUAUUUAUCAUGCUGCAGUCCACUCUUGCAGGACACCUGAAUUGUUUCAGGUUUGUCUCUCCCCAUCAAGAGCAAUUUAUCAUUUACCCACACAGAGUGUCGUGGACUCCAGCAGCUGUGAUAAAGGCUUCUUGAAAGCUUCACACAUUUAUAAAGUCAUAGGAAGUGAGAUUGUCAAGGAAAAAAAAUGCAAUCUGAGAAUAAUGCUAGAUCUGUUCUAUUCGCUGCUGUAGUGGUAUUUGCUGCAUUGCACACAGAUCAGACUGCUUGAUAAUUGUCCCAUCAUUUUGUAUCAUAAAACACAUAGUGCCAUUCACUGUCAACAGACAUUGGGAUGUUUUCUGGCAGAUUUGCCAGUUGUAGAGGUGAAAGCAUGCAUAUGUGAGUUGCAAACUCUAAAAAGUUAUUAAAUCAUUACAUUUUUAAAAUAAUAAAAUAAUAAGUUUUAAUUAACUAUCGAUAUGUACAAGCCUUUACUCACUAUGUCAUCAAUACUGUUACGACUUUAAAUAAAUAGCACUGAGCCACAUUAUUUAUUUAACCUCUCAACUAUGAAGACUUUUGUAAAAAAAUUGAAAAAGUAUAACAUAAUACACGCUCCAUAUAAUUUUUUUUUUUUCUGAAAAUGUCAGUUGUAAAUGUAUUUUUCAUUUCAGUAUGCAUUGAUAGUAUAUUAUAAUGUGGAAAGAAAUGUGUAGAAUAAAUCUAUUAUUUCUUUUUAAAGGAACACGAUAGCAUUAGGAAUACUUGUUUGUAUUCCUAACGCUAUAGUGUUCUUGAACCUGUUUAGAUUUCUGGGCCCCCUUAAAUCAAAUAAAUAUAAUAAAGGUUUUACUGCCCAGUGCCAAGGCUCACUCCUUGCAGCCGCCCACUCUGCCUCGUGUGUCAAAUGACUUAUUUUCUGUUUCUCGUCUAAUCCAAUGCUAAUUGAUGCUGUGUAGUCAUUUGCAGCACAUGCGCACUAGUCUCCCCUAUGGAUGAUAUCACCAGGGCGGCAGCAUGGAGACCAAAGCACCGUCUGAUAAAAAAGUAUGCUUUUUAUUUUUUUCUUAUCUUAAAGGACCACUAUAGGCACCCAGACCACUUCAGCUUAAUGAAGUGGUCUGGGUGCCAGGUCCAGCUAGGAUUAACCCUUUUUUCUGUAAACAUAGCAGUUUCAGAGAAACUGCUAUGUUUACCUAUGGGUUAAUCCAGCCUCUAGUGGCUGCUUCAUUGACAGCCGCUAGAGGGUUUCCGCGCUUCUCACUGUGAUUUUCACAGUGAGAAGACGCCAGCGUCCAUAGGAAAGCAUUGAUAAUGCUUUCCUAUGGACUGGCUGAAUGCGCACGCGGCUCUGGCCGCGCAUGCGCAUUCAGCCGGUGAUGGAAGAAGAGGGAGGAGAGGAGGACGAGAGCUCCCCGCCCGGCGCUGGAGAAAGAGGUAAGUUUAACCCCUUCCUCCCUCUAGAACCCGGCGGGAGGGGGACCCUGAGGGUGGGGGCACACUCAGGGCACUAUAGGGGCAGGAAAACGAGUAUGUUUUCCUGGCACUAUUGUGGUCCUUUAAUACUCAUUUUAUCAGCUUAAUGCAUCACAAUAUAUGUUGAACUCUAUUUUUUUUAGUACUUUUGAAAUCUAUACAGACCUUUCGCAUUUAUCAUAUAGAAUUUUAUAUUAAUAUUAGCACUGAUGACAUUGUCUGCAGUUUAUGAUAAAAACUUGUUUGGAUUAUUCUGCAGUUGAAGAAAAGUAUCAAAACACCAGAGAUUCCCUCUAAACACGUACGAAACUGGAUCCCAAAAGUACUGGAGCAGCGGCGUCAAGGCCUGGAGUCUUACUUACAGGUAAAAGCAUUUACAUUUCAGCCGUAUGAGCAGUAAAAUUGUUUACACUUUUGAGGAAGGCACGUAAUGCGUAAAUGUUAGAGAUCCAUACCUAGGUUAUACAGUAUUGCUGACUGUGUGCUUUGCAUAUAUUUGUAUUGCUUUCCUGCAAGCUUUUUAGCUCAGGGUGACCAAAGAAAUACCCAUCCAUGACCCAUUUUCAAUGCCCUGGCUGAGGGAAGGAGGUUCUCACCCAAGAUUUGACGGUAUAUGACCCCGUCCAUUGUUCCUUUGAUGCGGUACAGUUGUCCUAUCCCCUUAGCAUAAAAACACCCCACAAAGCAUAAUGUUUCCACCUCCAUGUUUAACAGUGGGUAUGGUGUUCUUGGAGUCAUAGCAGUAUUCCUCCUCCUCCAAACAUGGCGAGUUGAGUUAAUUCCAAAUUGCUCGAUUUUGGUCUUAUCUGACCACAACACUGACCUAGUUCUCCUCUGAAUCAUUCAGAUGUUAAUUGGCAAACUUCAGACGUGCCUGUACAUGUGCUUUUUUGAGCAGGGGGACCUUGAAGGCACUGCAGAAUUUCAGCUCUUCACGGCGUAGUGUGUUACCAAUUGUUUUCUUGGUGAUUAUGGUCCCAGAUGCCUUGAGAUCAUUAGCAAGAUCCUCCCGUGUAGUUCUGGGCUGAUUCCUCACCAUUCUCAUGAUCAUUCAAAACUCCAUGAGGUGAGAACUUGCAUGGAGCACCAGACCGAGGGAGAGCGACAGUUAUUUUGUGUUCCUUCCAUUUGCGAAUAAUCGCACCAACUGUUGUCACCUUCUCACCGAGCUGCUUGAUGAUGGUCUUGUAGCCCAUUCCAGACUUGUGUAGGUCUACAAUUAUUCCCUGACAUUGUUGGACAGCUCUUUGGUCUUUGCCAUGUUGGUGAGUUUGGAAUCUGAUUGAUUGCAUCUAUGGACAGGUGUCUUUUAUGCAGGUAACAAGCUGAGAUUAGGAGAACUCCCUUUAAGAGACUUACGUUUUUCUGGAUUUUUGUUUUGUUAUUCUGUCUCUCACUGUUAAAAUACACCUACCAUUAAAAUUAUAGACUGAUUUUUUUUUAUUUUUUUUUUGUCAGUAGGCAAACGAUCAAAAACCUUUUCUCCCCCACUGUAUCUAUAACAGAGGAAAAACAGGGAGAUUGGUAGACUUCCGUUUUUUAUUCACCUAUGUUACAUUUUCCAUUCUGAAAAACAACAAACCUUUGCAUAAUGGUCAGCAUACAAUAGAAAAUAAAGGUGUGUGUGUGUUUCUCUCCAAGCUUUAGCUGUCGGACAAAUGGCCUCACAUAUAUGUAUGUGUAUAUAUAUAUAUAUAUUGUAUAUACACCCAUAUGUGUGUAUAUAAAUAUGUAUAUAGUGUGUGUGUGUGUGUGUGUGUGUAUAUAUAUGUGUGUUUGUGUCUGUAUAUAUAUAUAUAUAUAUAUAUAUAUAAGUAUUUAUGUAUAUAUAUUUGUUCAUUAUAUAUUUUUAUAUAUAUAAUGUAGUGUGUGUGUGUAUAACACAUUAUGAUUUUAUAUUGCAUUUUAUAUUAAAAUAAUAUUGAAUUUGCAGUAUAUAUUGAACCAUUCCAUUCUAACAAAUGUACAUAAGCAGGUGAACAUAGUGGUGCAUUUGAGCUCGAUUACUACAGUUGCAUUAUCCUUCCACUUAUUUUCUUUGAUAAAUGUAAAAAGAAAAAAAAAACCUGAUUCACUUUUUCUUGUAAUUAUCUGUAUCGAUUUUCCUUGUAAUGCUGUUUAAAUAGAAAAAUAGAAACAAAAAGGCUACUCUGUGGGGAGAAGCUACUCCAAUUUUGUCUUCUGGCUUUUUUUUAUUUCUGUGUAAAUGUAAGUUAAAAGCACAUCACUGAAGUGAGGAUGCAUUGUAACUGAAAUGUUUCUAUAUAGUGGUAUCUGAUCCGGGCAGAAAAGACCGGCCUUCCCUGAUCCUUAUUAAAACUUUGAACGUUGAGUUAAAUAAUAUUAAUGGCUCCAGUUGUAAGUACUUAACAGUCCUCUUCCUAUUCAAGUGAAUGUAUUGAUUGGAUUUAAACUCAAUGCUGUGGUUCAGAUUAUACGACUGAUUCUAUCGAAGCUUUAACUGUGUUUGUUAAGUACACCACAUAUCUUUAAAUGAAUCAAGAUGAUGAUGUGGAUUAAGAAAAGCAGAAGACCAUCCAUCUCCUUUUGAUCAGUUAAUAACUUGAAUCCAUCAUUGUGUAUAUCAGUUGGACUCCGUUUAUGGGAUGAAUGUAAGUCUCCAGCAGCUUCGGGAAACCCACUGAGUUUAGAUUAGCUAGGGCACAUUCUGUUUUACCGGCAGGAAGCGUGUUCUUUCAGUACCAGUAAGGACCUGGCUUUGUAAUAUUGUAGUUGAAUUCCUUAUUCUGCAAAUUUCUGGAAAUCAUAUGAUGGCCACAGAAUGAAUAUUUUUUUAUUUAAUUUGCUUGAUUGAUUUUAAACUUUUUCUGAGUAAAAAAAACACACAAAACAUUUAUUUGCUUAAAACAGAGUUUCUCAAUCCAUGGCACAUGGGGUACUAAUUCUGGGACUGCUUAGCUGAGAAUACAUUGCAAAAAAACAUGGUCCUAGCAUUUAUAGCAUUUACCAUGUUUUUUCUUUUGUGGCUAAAACUUGUUUGGUAGCUGUUUUUUUUCCAUAAAAUACAUAAGCUUUAGAUUUUUUUGAUGACUGCAUAAUACAUGCCUUGCCCAUGCCUUCACUGUAAGAGAUUUGGGGAUUUGUUCCUCCACAACUUUUGCAUGAAGAAUGUGUGGAUUUUGUUCACGGCAGCAAUGUGAUACACACAAAUGAAGAGGUCAGGAACAAAGCGGCAUAGUGUAAUCUGUAAAGGCAGCGAGAAUGAACAGACAUGGCACAAUGCUGUAAGAAUUGGAUUCUCAAGAACAAGACUGCGUGAUGUGAUUUGUACAGGCAGUGAGAAUGGACAAUAAAUCGGGCAGUUACACAAACUCAAACAUUCUAGAUGUCAUUGUUCUUGAAGAUUGCACUUUGGAUUUCAACUAUUUUCACAUGCUUUUUAAUGAGAAAAUUAGUGGAAGGCAUCUGUGCUUUUUGCACAUAACUUUUUUUUAAUUUUAUUUAGUGAGAAGCAAGGAAGACAUUGUGGACGCAUUUUUCAGAUCUAGAACCACAUGGAUAAAAACACUAAACACAUAUUUAUUCAAGGGAUACUAUACGUGCCAGGAAUACAAGCUGUAUUCCUGGCACUAUAGCGUCCUCUACCACCCCACCCCCUUCCCCUCCCCCUCAGACGUCCUACCACAAACGGUGCCAAUUCACAUGCGCGGCAAAUGCGUGCGUGCAUUAGACCUCCCCAUAGGACAGCAUUAAAUUAUGAAUUCUUAUGGGGAUAAAUCUGACACUGGAGGUCCUCAUGGAGAGCCUCUACUUCUCUUUCUCCUUCCUGUUCUCUUAACUGCGGCGCAUAGAGCAUGAUAUGCACUGAUGUAUUAUUCACAGAUAAUGUAUUUCUCGUGUUAUACAUUGCAUAUAUUAUACACAUGUGUUUAAUGUGUUGUGCACAUUGCAUAUAUUAUACACAUGUGUUUAAUGUGAUUGUGCACACUUCCCAUUUAUGUGCUGCAGCAAAGCUGAAACUAAUCAUUUAACAUACAGAAAUAAAUAAAAUCACUUUAAAUGUCUAAAACCCAUAUUAGGAGAAAAGGUUGUCAAAUACAAUUUUUAGAGAAAAAGUACCAAAAAAUAGUUCAGAUCAAUGGACUACUUCCAUAAGUUUUGUUUGGGGUUUCCCUGAAUCCAAUAGUUACCAAGCAAGGCUUCGUGUGAAGAGGGUGGGAUGGAAGAAUUCAUAUUCCCAUCCUCCCCUCACCGGCUCACGGUGUGCAUGCGCUCUGAGCCGGUGAAACUGUUCUAUCAAGUACUUGGUUGGACCACAGAUGACGCGGUAUGACAAUCGACGUGGCAAUCCUUGCCCAGUGCUGGAUUUAAGUUAAGUUUUACUCUAUUAAGGUUUCUAAUUAAAUACCGGGGUGCACAAGAUCAACCGUGCCCAAUAGGACAUUGUACAUCUGAAAAAUCAUUGUCCAUAAACGGGGUUAUGGUAAAUAAAAGAAAUAAUGACCUAGCAGGCAUAAAUAAAUAUGUCCUAAGUAGACCUUUUUUAUGCUGGCCAUCUAGAAAUUGCAUCACUGUUUCCUCAAUGACUGUUAAAACAAUAAAAAUCUAUAUCCGAAAAACCAAUCAGAACUGGUUUUUUUUUUUUCCUCUCCAAAUACUUUAUAAUAAUUCAAACAAAAUGUCUGACACUAAAUCUUUAAUAAAAAAAACAAAAUUCAGAUUUGAACUUGACUCAUGUUCUUGUGAUAAACUGUUAUUAAUCAGCAGGGUAAAAGCAUGGAAUAAGCAAGAUUACACAGCCUGUUUUCAUUAACGCUCUGUAACUAGUAAAGAUUAAUGUACAUUUCUCUUGCUAAUUCUUUCCAAUUACUUAGCUGAUAUUAAUUCCUUGGCCUUGUUAAUUACACCGGCGCACACUGGGUAAUUUUUACCCAUAUUUCCACUGCAGGGAAUUUGAACAGUGUAACCUUGCCCUCCAAGAAGAAAUCUCUGCAGAUUAGGGAGUGCGAUUUCACUCUAUUCGUUUUCAGAUCAAACCUAAUUGCUGCAGACUGGCUGCCACAGGUAAGGCUGGCUAUCUUGCGUACAAGGCAUGUACAUUCUUCGGAGAACAAAUAAGAAAAGAUUAAUCGUUUGUUUUGUUUCGGUUCCCAGGAGAAAUGUGCCUGCUUAAUCAAGAAAAAUAAUUUCUUCUUCUGUUUGCCUUGGAUUGCUCCUCAAAUGGAAAUAAUUACAUAUAAAGUGAGGGAGAAGGGUAUGUUUUGAGAAAUAUUGCUAGUUUUCUAAAGUGCCUCAAUGAAAUAAAUGUAUCACAGCAGAAGAAUUAAUAGGUAUUGUGCACAUUUCUCAUAGUAAGUAAUUUGGCAGUUGAAUUUUUAUUCCGGCUAAUACUGUUCUGCUGAAUCUCCAUUUGUUUUGUCUGUACCUGGAGAAAUCCAAUCAAGAAGACAAUAGUAAAAAAAACAAAAACAGUUUUGCAAAUUGCUCCUAAUUGCUUAAGCACAAUGUGAACAAAACAUUGUUUCCAAUUACAAGACUUGCUCCAAGCAAACACCAUUAAUUCUAUCUUUCCCAAUCUGAUAAAUAAGCUAUCAAAGUGGAACCGAUUCAUUGGAAGCAAUUAGUUCCAAACAUAACCUCACAACCAGCGCUUACUCUACUGACUAAUGAAUGCAAAUUGUGUGUAAAACAAUUCUGACAAGGUCAAACCAAUUGUCAUUAAACUAAAAAUAAAAAGCUCUCGUCAGGUCAUUGAAGGGAUCUCCUCAUAAAGUAGUAUAUUGCACACUUUAUUGUAUGGAACCAUCAAAUUGUUAAUCAAACAGCCCUUGAGGCACUUCCCCCUUGACAUGCAGGAUUUUCAAAGUCCAUCAAGUUCUCCAGACUCACUCUCAGACUCUCGAUGACCCCAAACACUGAUAUUUCUUCUCAGUGAGAAGCAUUGCGAUAAGUGCAAUAACUUCUAUGCAUGCUCUGUACAGCCACCAAUGCUUCUCUGAGAAGCAUUGGAUUGGGCUGACAACUUACUCACAAAUAAACUCAAAGUGGGUGAAGAAGCUGCCAUCAUGCAUUUAGGACCCGGUAUGAGGAGGAGUUUGUCUUUUUUUUUUUUUUUCUACAUUUCUAGAGGGGUCCUACAUCUAACGGUUAAAAUGAACACUCUAACACAAUGAAUAUAUUUUUAAUGUUAGCGUUCCUUUAAGUUUCACCAAAUGAGCAGAUUACAAGUAAUGUAAUAACAUCUGCCAUGUUGAGUGUAUUCAAAGUAUUCCAUAAAUAUAAAGAUAAAAUUUACAAUCUGCUAGAAGCUGCAAUUAAGAUGAUGCAGUGAAUAAGAAUAUGGGUUGUGCUGUCAAAGAGUAGGGCUUGGUUACGGAUUAAAGUGAAUCUGUCAUGUUUUGUGGUAAUACUUAAAUACUUCAGAUAAUAGAUGUUAGGAAGUAUCCAUAACUUUCAGAUACAGGUAGAGAAUGACUGCCUAUUUUAACAGAUAUAAGUCCAGGAGGUAUGAUGGUGUUAGUAACCCAGUCUGCAUCUACCAUAUGCAUCAAUAUUAAGCACUUUCAAAUGGGUGGAAAAGCCCUGGUAUUGCUUCUUGCACUUGUAAAAUCCCAGAACAUCAGGACUGUGGCUCAGUUUACUACUUCUGUCUGAUUCUGUCUCUCUCUCCUCCCCGUCCCCCCAACCUUUUGCGUCCGAACGGUUAUAUUUGAAUAUACAUUGAUUCAUUUAUAUAUUCAUUUUCAGUGGCUCAAUAGAUGUAUUUACUUUUUUCUGCUACUUUUUUGAAAGUUAAGUAACUUUUUUUCCUGCCACUGCAAAGUUGGAAUUAAAAUUUCUGAAAACAAUUGGCAGAAUUUACUAUUUGGUAAAUGUCACUUUUUAUACGGCAGAAUUUACAGAAUUUAUCGAUCACUUUUCAGAAACCUUUGACCUAUGUAUCCCAUAAUUAUUUACUGGUGUGAUGGCCUAUCCUUUUGAGAAUGUAUGUCCAAGAGAAUUUCUGCUAGGGUUUUUUUUUUCUGUGAAUGAAUUAACAUAAUGUUAUUCACUUACAUAUAAUAUACUAUCUUAAAUCUACGGUUUUAAUGAAUCAGUUUCCCAUCCAUUUAUUACCCAGUCUUUUUAAUAUGUGUAUUCCUUGUUUAGGACAAUCUGAUUUAAAGGAUCACUAUAGGGUCAGGAACACAAGCAUUUAUUCCUGACCAUAUAGUGUUAAAACCACCAUUUAGCCCCCCCCCCCGGGCCCCUCAUGCCUCCAUAAAUAUAGCAAAAUCUUACUGUAUUCAAGCCAGAAGUUGUAGAUCUGCAUGCUGUUUGCCUAAAAAAAAAAGCAGUCUGCUGACAUCAUCCGAAGUGGUGGCCUGAUCCAAUCACAAUGCUUCCCCAUAGGAUUGGCUGAGACUGACAAAGAGGCAGAUCAGGGGCAGAGCCAUCAUGAUUCAAACACAGCCCUGGCCAAUCAGCAUCUCCUCAUAGAGAUGAAUUGAAUCAGUGAACCUCUAUGAGGAAAGUUCAGGAGACACUGAAUGUUUGGAUGCAUUUUAGGCAGCCAUGACCCAGGAAGGAUCUCUAACAGCCAUCUGAGGAGUGGCCAGUGAAGUUAUCACUAGGCUGUAAUGUAAACACUGCACUUUCUCUGAAAAGACAGUGUUUACAGCAAAAAGCCUGAAGUUAAUGAUUCUACUCACCAGAACAAAUUCAAUAAGCUGUAGUUGUUCUGGUGACUAUAGUGUCCCUUUAAUUUUGAGAAGUUGUUUCUGCCAGACGAGAGAGUGGUAAAGUUUGUGAACCACAUUCAUCGCAAUUGCUAUGAAAGACAAUUCAUACAGUAAUUGCUGGCUUUCUUACAGAGGCAUUUUAAAAUGUCAAAAUUGAGGUUAGGGGUAUAUGACAUUUUUUAACUGUCAGAACAGUUGCAUCUGUACUAAGAGUGCUUUCUGUUUUCAAGCGUUUUGUAAAGAUCCUAGUGAAUUGAGUUGUGUCUUAAGUAAUUGGUUUUGUCUAGGGUUUUAUUGUCCAUUCUCUGUCGCAGUAGAGCUGUGUAAGGACCAAAUGUCAAGAAGUAAAAAAUGAAUAUAUUUGACAAAGCACAGGUUAAAUUAAAAAGUUCAUUUUAUAAAAAUGUGUCAAGUUAGGAUGCCAAAAUUAAUGCCUUCAGUGCAUAAAACAGGGAGCAUGGUUGACCCCUGAGGGUAAAAAAUAUCAACUAUAAAUCAUAUUUCAUAUGUCUAUAAUUGCUUGUGAAAGCAUAGUGGUUGUUUAAGAAAGGAGCUCACUUGCAAACAUUUUUUUUUUUUAAUUAUAAUUUCAGAAGCAACUUUUUGCAAUGUGCAAAAUUGUCGGAAAAGAAAAUGAUGUGGCAAUUUUAAUUUUGUCGGCAUCUAAUUUUUUCCAUAAACAUGCAUUUUAUGUGAACAUCUCUCUUUGUAUAUCAUGUCACAACUGUGAAUUCUGCAGCAAAAUAUGGGGAGAAGUCAGGCUGGCGGAGGCAGUCUUCUUCUCCGGGCAAUGUUCUGCAGAGAAAUGCUGCUUUGACACUUAAAGAUUGUUAAAGAUUACGUUCACCCCUUCGUUGCAGUGGUGUUCCUUGAUGGCAGGAUAAUGCAUUCUGCCACAUUUCAGCAGGAUGAGGCAUUCUGCCACAAUGCAAAAAACUGUUCAGGAAUGGUUGAAGGACAAAGCGUUCACGGUGUUGCAUUGGCCUCCAAAUUCCCCAGAUCUCAAUUUGAUUAUACAUCUGUGAAAUGUGCUGGGACAACAAAUCCUGUCCAUGGAGGUCCAACCUCACAACCUGCAGGACUUAAAGGAUCUGCUGCUAAUGUCAGAUACCACAGGAAACAUUCAGAGGAUUUGUGGAGUCCAUGCCUCAAUGCAUCAGAGCUGUUUUGGCAGCAUGAGGGGGACUUUCACAAUAUUAGGCAGUUGGUUUUAAUGUUGUGGCUGAUCUAUGUAGAUAUAUAUAUGUGUGUUUAUGUAAUGAUUACUUCAUGUUAUUGUUGCUAUUUGUGUUUCUGCAAGCUAUGGAAUCAUAAGGUUUUUCACACAUGACUUCUACAUUUUAGCUUUAAUUUUGUUAAAUCAUGGCACAGUGUAAUAGGUCUUGUGUUGUUUAUCUGAGGUUGUGUUUACCUAAUUUUAAAACAUGCUAAGGUGCAGAUGAUUAUGUCCUGAUAUGUAAAACCAUAGAAUUCAGAGAGGUUGUUCUUUUGUUUUCCCAUGAUGCUAUAGAUAUAUAUAGAAUACAUAUAGAUACAAGAUACAAAUCAUAGGAUCAUACUGUAUACAAUCAAGAGCAUUCUUCUUUAAGAUAAAUACACACUUACUAAAAGUACAUCGCUGAAAGAAUAAUUGCAAGCCCACAGUAUGGCCCUUUGUGGCCCCAUGGCACAGAGUAUCUUCCUCCAACUGAGUUAGCAGUCCAGGAUUCUGAUGGUUAACUCUGGAGUACCUCCAGCUACCCUCUGUCCUUUCCAAUUUGUGAGCUCCUUUCAUUAAAGGGUUAUGGUGGUUAAGACAUUUAAAUGUAUUUACACUAUAUUGUGAAAGGGAGAAAAAAUAAAUUGUGUCUUGUAUGUAGAAGAUGUUGUUGUAGCAAUGAACAAAAUGACGCUUACUUUAUAGAUUACAGUUAGGUCAACAAAACUUUGGCAGCAUUGAUUAACUUGACAGUGAGUACAGCAGUGCAUUUAUCACUUAUGGACAUGCUGUAGAAAAUCGAAUAAGAUCCAAAUAAUUCCCUUUGGAGCCGUAACAGGUUCACUGUGGCUAACGGUGCAUUCACUGGAAAUUUCUAACUUUAAAUUAUACCCUUGCUGCUGGCUGGGUCAUUGACUUACAGCUACUGCAGAGUUCUGGGCCAUGUUCAGAAAGAAUCAUUUCAAAGUCAAAAUGUAAUGACCUGUAAUAAUUUUAUUGUAUUUUUAACUACGUUGUUCAUUUACUAAUGGCCGCAAUAAACUAUAGUAGAGGGGGAGAGAGUGUUACAGCUGUCAAAAACAUUUUAUACAUACUUUGAAAUUAUCUAUUUUUUAUUUUUGUGUGUAUUUUGCAUGUGUAAUACUAUGUCUUUAAAUUGGAGGAAAUGAACAUCUUCAUUGGAGGCUAGUAUAUGCAUGUCAAGUAAAAUGUCAAUAUGUGUUUUUAAUUAUUGAAUGAUCUUUAAAGAAGGGUUAAUUAAAGAAAGCCAGAACACAGUUUUUGGAUGUUUGGAAAAUGAAAUUCACAGCAUACUUGCUGAUGAAUUUUCAGUUUGCAUGAGUCAGAUUAUUUUUCUCUAUUCUGUGUUUUUUCUCAUUAAUUUAGUUGCCUAUUGAGCACUAGUAGUAUUGUUGGUUUAUUUUAUUUUUUACUAAACAAUGAAUUGUGGCAAACUGCAACAGUUUUCCAAAAACUGGCAAACUGGGGGGAAAGAAAUCUGUUUUACUAAGUAACAUUGUCCUAACUAUUCCAGUUUGGUACUCCGUACGCAAAAUUCACAAAUAUCAAGUUUGCUCCACGUGGGAGAUUCACUUUAAAAGAAAUGUAAUGUUAAAAAAAUUGAAUGGGAAAGGCAUAAGUAGCAUUUUCAAAAGGAGAAUCAUCAUGACUGCGUGCAGUCUGCUAGUCCAAGAAUUAGAUUGCUUGUGCUGUUUUCAAGAUCAGCCACCCACCUGGAGGAUCAGCUGUUUGAUGCACGCCCAGGUAAGUAAGUGACCAAGGAGUCAGCUAAAUAUGUCUGACAGAGACAGAAUUGAAGAAAAGCCAAUAGGGAUGACCAACACUGCAAGAUACGUUCGAGUUACCUUUUGUAGAUCGUGGAAAACAAAGAAUCUAUCCGCUACCGGAUAUUUAUUCCACCAUUGUGGACCCAGCAACAUUUUGACCCAAAUACAGAUACAAACGCAUUGCUUGGGACUUAUCAAAAUUAAUAUUUAUAACCUGACAGGUCUUUAAAUGUAGCGAAGAGCUCAAAUAAGUGAGUAAUGAAUUUUCUAGGGUUUGUCAUUUUGAGCAGAAUUUCAUUGGUUUAUCUUGAGUUGUACUCAGUGCCUGGUGUUGACAAAUAGGGGGAAGAAGUGGCUUUUAAGAGAGUGCAAAUAGCUAUGGUAUUACAAUUAUACUGCCUACUAUUGUAAAGUUUGGGAUAUAUGAUCAGAACACUGUGGAACCAGUAUGCACCAUGCUGAACGUUUUCCUCAUGGAGACCCUUUCUCAUGUCCUCUGCUACUGCUGUUUGCCCCGUGCAAUAAAUAAACCUCCCUAGGGAGUGAGGAGUACAGUGGUAUACCUCCUAACUCCUUUGGACACUAUAAAUGCUAAGGAUUAUAAUUCCCUGCCAAAGCAUCUUGAAUUCAGAUACCCUCUCUAAACUGAAGUGUAGAGCAGGGUUGUCGCACUUCAGCUCCCAAGAUUUUAAUUGACUAGAACUUCCUAAAUCUCUUGAUACAAUGAAUGGACAGAGAAUUAUGGGCAUUGUAGUCAAGCAUAUGGUAGACCGGAGUUUAACAACCCUGGUGGAUAGUCUUGUAACCAUGUUUACCUCUCAACUAUAUCCUAAGUGCACCCUUCUACUUGUGACCUGUGCUGUGCGGAUGCUGUGCUAUUGUGAGACUAUCACAGUGUAACUAAAACUAUGCUAUGAGUAUUUUAGAUGGGGGAUUUUACCAUAAUUGUUUUAAAAUAAAGUCAUGGUGGACCGUUUUAUGUAUUUAACGUAGUUAAGUAUUCGUUGUAAACCUUGCUAUGUAUUUUAAUGAUUCCUGUGAUGUGUGAUCCCUCGUCUACAUUGUACAGCUUGAUAGUGGAUAGCUCAGGUUUCUAUAUUAAAGGAUCACUAUAGGGUCAGGAACACAAACCUGUUUUCUUGACCCUAUAGUGAAAACAAACCAUUUAGGUGGCUUGUUCCCUUCCCCUCCCCCCUCCCCUUAAGCCCCUCAGAAUGGGCUAAAACUCACCUUAUUUCUAACUCUCCACAGGUCUGCUGGCGCUGGCCCCGCCCCCUUGGUGACAUAAUCAAAAUUGCCCAUUUUUAGACAAACCAAGGCUUUCCCAUGGAUUGGUUAAAAUCCGCAUGGGGUGGGGCCAAACGCCAUUUUGGCCAAUCAGCACCUCCUCAUAAAGAUGCAUUGAAUCAAUGCAUCUCUAUGAGAAAAAUUCAGCGUCCCCAUGCAAAGCGUGGGGGAUGCUGAACAGCAGGGCUGGUUACUGUGCAGCCCUGAGUCAGGAAGCCCCUCCAGUGGCCAUCUUAGGAGUGGCCACUUGGAGGUGUCCCUCUGAAAUGGCUGUGUUUGCAUGAAAAUGCCUGAAGGGAGCUAUUAUACUCACCAGAACAACCACAUUAAGCUGUAGUUGUUCUGGUGACUAUAGUGUCCCGUUAAAUGUUAUCAAGAUGUAUUACAAGUAAGUGUAGCUAUGAUCUAUAACACAUUACAUUGUAACUCAAGCUAAUACCAAGUGGACAUUACUGUUAAUAGACUUGAACUUAUCCAUAGGAGUCCCAAGUCACUCCCUAAUUAAACUAUAUUUGUGGCACUUUCUCAUGAGUUUAAGCUAGUGUAUAUUAUUUUUAAAGAAAAUAUAAUUACUAUCUCUAUUACAACUAAUUAUUUCUAGAGCAAAACGUGUGUCCUGUUCCUCAUUGUUAAAAUUACUACUUUUAUACAGGAAUGCACACCCUACUGCAUUUUUUUUUUUUUUUAAAUGAUAUAUUUUCUAACCCGGUGUGGGCAUGGUAUGUGCGGUGCUCAGUAUGUUAAGUCAUGCGCUGCUAGGCAGGUCUAAAGGAAACUUGACAUUGCAGUCCAUGGUGCUGGAGAGUCAGUGACACACUCACCGUAAUGUUUACUUCGUAGGGCUGCUUUUUCACUUGCUAAUUGGUGACUGAAAAUUUUGAUCCCUGAUAUGUGUUAUUUCUGAAAAUUUAGGAUUCAUGUUAAUCCAAAAUGUUAUUAAUUUAAUGUAAUGCUUGUUUGCAAUCUCCAUGCAAUGUUACAUUGCUUUGCCUUUCCUGUGCCACGUCUUGAUCAUCUGUAAAGUCUGUCCUGCACAUGGCAAAUUUACACAAUAUUGCAAUUCCUGGGAACUCUUAUACCCACAGAAGAUUCUUCCUACUGUUUCUAAAAAGGAAAACAGAAUAGAAGAUUGUGUAGGUUAAAGGACCACUAUAGUGCCAGGCAAACAUACUCGUUUUCCUGGCACUAUAGUGCCCUGAGGGUGCCCCCACCCUCAGGGACCCCCCCCCCCGCCCGGCUCUGGAAGGGGGAAAGGGGUUUAAACUUACCUUUUUCCAGCGCUGGGCGGGGAGCUCUCCUCCUUCUCUCCUCCUCCGUUCCGCCCCGUCGGCUGAAUGCGCACGCGCGGCAAGAGCUGCGCGCGCAUUCAGCCGGUUGCAUAGGAAAGCAUUCAUAAGGACGCUGGCGUGCUCUCACUGUGAAAAUCACAGUGAGAAGCACGUAAGCGCCUUUAGUGGCUGUCAAUUAGACAGCCACUAGAGGCUUUGGGGGAAGGCUUAACCCAUUAAUAAACAUAGCAGUUUCUCUGAAACUGCUAUGUUUAUUAAAAAAUGGGUUAACCCUAGCUGGACCUGGAACCUAGACCACUUCAUUAAGCUGAAGUGGUCUGGGUGCCUAGAGUGGUCCUUUAAGCACAAAUUAAGUUUUAGUCCUAAUGUAGUAGAAUAUACUAGGUUAUAACCAAGCAGGUUAAUCCUCAGGAGCUGUAUAACUGCAGCUUUCAGGAUGCAACUUCCAUUCUGAAGGAUGGCAAAGCAUUUUCAUAACUCUUGGCCAGCCAUGUGCUAUUGGAUAUAUGGAUGAUGGGUGUUUAUCCCAUACAAUGUGCCAUGUAAUUCACAUUACAACAUGUCUUGGGGAGUAAUGCCCAAAUAGCUACUUGCAGCUCUUCUUACUCAUUUUGGAUACUUACAUGUGACAGAUAUUCAGAUUUAUGAGCAGGUUAGAACCAUGGUCACUGGAGAUUUAUUAUAUUAACCCCUUAAGGACACGUGACGGAAAUAUUCCGUCAUGAUUCCCUUUUAUUCCAGAGGCUGUCAUUAAGGGGUUAAAUGAAUUCUAAAAUAUCUAGUGUGCUGAAGAAGGGAAUAGUAAUGCUUUGAUUUGGUUUACCUGUAUAUUGAGUGUAUUUAGUAAAGUUUAAAUAUUUGUGUAAAAACAUAUUUACAAAACUUUAUACUGAUAUACUUUAAUUUUGUCUCGAUGCCUGCCUGCCUUUUUCUUUUUUUCUUUUUUUUUAUUCUCAUGUGUAAAUUGUCAGUGUGUGACAUGACUGACAAGUCCUACAAACAGUAUUUAUGUUUGGCUUUGCAUAAUAUUUUAUAUAAAGCCAAUUAUAUUUGGGUGCAUCUUACAUGUGAGAGCAUGUUCUUAUAGCCAGCUAAAUGUUAGUUGUUGUUGAUUUUGUGUGUGUCUAUUUUAAAUGGCCUUUUUUCUCUACUCUGCUAAAACUUACCUGGCCGGGGAGGAGGGCCAGCGAGGGACCUUAGUGUUCCUUCUCCUCACUGCUCCCUCGCACACGCCGUCUGUAGUGAAGCCGGGCACCGGAAUAUGACGUAAUAUUCCGGCACCUGGCAUCACUAAACUGUAUGCGGGAGCAGUGAGGAGCAGAUAGAAGGGAGAUGUCCCACAUCGGCUCCUAAAGGUAAGAAGCAAUAAAGAAAAGUGUGUGUGUGUGUGUGUGUCUGUCAGUGUGUCUGUCUCUGAGUAUGUAUGUGUGUAUUUCUGUGAAUGUCAGUGUGUGUGUCUGUCUGUGAGUUUGUAUGUGUCUGCCAGUAUGUGAGUGUGUUCUGUCUGUGUGUAUGUAUGUGUGUGUCUGUGAGUGUGUGUGUCUGUGUGUGUGUGUCUGUGAGUGUGUGUGUCUGUGAGUGUGUGUGUCUGUGAGUAUGUGUGUGUAACUGUCUGUGAGUGUGUGUGUGUAACUGUCUGUGAGUGUGUGUGUGCGUCUGUCAGUGAGUAUGUGUGUGUGUCAGCGGGAGGAUCAGAUUUGGCACAGAGUGGUAGAGGGGGGUGCUGUGGCUUAGUAGAGGGGGGGAGUGGUUUAGUAGAGGGGGAUGCUGGUGUUUUUAUACUGUACUUUUUAAAAUAAACCUACGUUUCUAUGAAAAACAAACAAACAGCCCACAUAAACUUAAACCUUGUUUAUGUGGCCCGUGCCAGACUUUGAGUUUGACAUGCUUGCUGUACAUCAUAUGCAUAGAUGGGUAGAUAGUCACAGCAUUGUAGGCAAGAGAUGCAGUCUUACAACAAGAAGUGCAGUCCAUCUUUAAGUACAAUAGAACUGUAAUACAAUGAAUACCAUUGAUCCCUUCUAGUUAGUUCAGCCAAAGACAGCACUACCUAGUAUGAUGUAUAAAUCGAUGAACAGUAUUAUAUCAUAGAUUACAGUUUUGCUGGUUUGCAUGUCUGUGUUUUUGUUUAGAAAAAUUGUUUGGCCCAAUAAGUCCACCCUUUGUGCCUGACCCGACCUGCAGUUUAUUGUUUUUGUUUAUCCAAUAAUAUUGCUUUACAUGAAGUCAUGACGAUUAACAAUUGAACUACAACUACUAGAAACCCUUGUGUUGCCCAUAAAGCACAGUGUGUGGCAUAACCCAAACAGUUCUGUAAAAAAAUGUUAUGGACAGUCAUUUCCUAGCUUAGUAAGAGCUCACUGUGGAAGGAUAUGCAGCAAAUAUAAGAAUGCAAAUAACUUAUUUUUUUUUUAAUUCUCUCUCAAAUUUUUAUUAGUAUAUAUCUUAUUGCAUUCAAAUUAAAAGCAUGGUCAGUUAUAGCCUGGAAAGUCCAUUUAAAGAAAAGAAAAAAAAAAAACUAUUAUAGUAACUUGACACAUUGUAAUUUGUAGUCACUUUUGAGAAAAACUGUAGGAACGAUAUUCGAAGAGGCUUAAAUCACCAAAGAAUAAUGUUAAGUGAAUCUUAAAUAGGGAGAUAAUUGCGUUAAAAUAAAUGUUGGUUCAAUAAUGGAAUCUUUGUGGUCCAAUGCAAUUCAUCAUUGUACGUUCCCUUAGAAGGAAAUAAUGUACAUGUUCCAGUCGGAAUGAAAUGCCUGCGACCAGCAGAAUACCAUAUUGGAAAACUAGUGCCAAUUCCCAGUGCAAGAACUGUAUGUUCUGCUAAUAAACUCCAGUGUCAAUCCACUAUUAAAAUGUCAGAUAUGAGACAUUUGCGGUCUUGAAAGCAUCUGAAUAUCAUCUUUGAGAGAAUGUGUUGUCUUGAUCAGGAUGUGUGUCUACACGGUAAACUCUUCUUUAUUUCAAUAAGGUUGAGUUUGUUACUUUAGAUAAGUCCAAUCCUUCAAAUGGAUUGUGAAAGAAGACCCAAGGAAUCAUGAUUUCUUACAAUGAGUAACCCCACUCGCUGCCCUAUUGAACAGGCCUUUUAUUGAUUACCUUUCAUCCCAGCGUCACAUCUACUCUUAGGAUUCAAUUUUUUUUGUUGUUUUGCAUAUUUUAUUGAUCAGAAGUGGUAAAUGAGCAUCAAGCGUGCAAAGAGACGAUGAAUUGUUUACUUGCAUAAAAAUAACCUUUCAAUAAAAGAAGAUGCAUGGCCCACACUUUUGGUGCUGUUUCGCUGGCCAAAGCAGAUGGCAUUCAGCAGCUAUUGAUUGUCCGCCACUUGCAAAGCAGCAUGGAGCUAAGGAUGCUCGUCCUGUUUGAAAGAAUCUCAUUUUGGACAAGGAAGUUAGGAUAAUGCAUAGUCACAGGGAAAAAAAGGCAGAAAUGUAAGAUCUGUUUCCAAGUCAUUUACAUUAUCCGUGACCUUUAGCUGCAAUUCCCUGAUGACAGAAUUUUACAUGUCUUAUUGGCAAGCUUUGUUAAUACGUGUGGUUAGAACAAUGUUUUAUAUUUCCUCUUUCAAAAUAAGUUUUAGGACAGAUGGCAAAUCAGAUGUUAUUUUACGUUUCGGACUGCUUGAUGGAGAUAAGCACCUCUAGCGAUUAAUUUGCUGAGAACGUUAACGCACAUAAUUCAUAGGCAGCCAGGUCAUGGUUACAGGACAUGCACUGUUAAGAUUUGAUUUUAUAUGAAAUUUAUUCAAGGUUUCUUCAGUGUUGUAGCGUGCAAAAAAAUAAAUGUAUAUUGUGAUGUGUUUUAUUUUGUGUUUUUUUUUUUAUAAUUGCAGCAUUAGUGGCUAAUAGGCUGUACCAUAAAUUCAACUCCCAUGAUGCUUUGCCAGCCUUAAAAUUGGUCAGGUAUUAAAGCCCUCCUUGCUCCACAAGGUAUUCACGUGUAAAGCACAUCUAAUGGAACAUGGUACAUUAAAUUCUGUUUUAUGGUAUAAUUGUAGGGAAUUUUCACCACCACGUUACAAUUCGUGCACUAAAGGGCAAGUACACAAUAAUAGGACUGCAGGUAUGGUCCCAACAGCAGUUGAUAAACUGUGGCAGAAUGCAUUGGAACUAAAUCAAAAGGAAAGGACUUCUACAAGUCAGGAGCAUAAAGUAAGAGUUCAUGAAUGAGAAAUAAAACCAUUACAGAGGACUAUUUUGUACUUAUUAUAGAUACAAAUGUGUUGUCCAGUGUGUACGCUGCAGAAGUUGCUGAAGAGCACACUGCAUUUUAAGCCUCAUUUUGCAACCAACAGCUGCUUUGCGCUUCGAUUGUGAUCUUUAAAUGAUCCCUGUGGUGUUUAGAGGAGAGAGACUGCAAAGACCAACAAUUCAUACCAGUUAGCCUUUAUCAGAGACCAGCCCUGUUAACAGCAUUCAGGGGGAAACUAAAGAAAGAGAUCAAUCAUGCUGGGAACUCAGUGCAGUGCUCAUUUAAAGUGAAAAGUGCAUUGUGGAGAGCUAUCCAUUUAACGCAAGGAGGGACUGGAGAGAAAGUACUGUAAUGGUGACAAAUUGCUACCACUCUAAAGGGCAGAAACAGAUGUAAGUAUAUAAAACCACACUCUGUGUUAAGACAAACCACUGUUCUAGAUCCCAGACUACUUCUCCAUAUUUUAUGGUCAUGAUAAUAUAAAAAAAAAACAAUGUCAAGUAGUUCCUAGAGUCAUUCAUACAUAUAGAUAGAUCUAUACUAUUUUAAAAAACAGCCGGAUGUGUGUGUGUGUGUGUGGUUUUUUUUGUUUUUUGGGGGGUUUUUUUGGGAGGGCGGGGGGGUUGUUUGUUUUUCCUGUUGUGCUUGCAAAGUAAGUAGUUGUAAGUGUAACUUUUCUAUUUAUAUAUAUAUAUAUAUAUAUCUUUUUUUUUUUAAUGUUUAUAUCUGUUUUUGUUCUACUGCGUAUGACUUCUGAGAAUGCACAAAGAAAGAGUAUUGCAAUUCUAGAUACUACAAAUGUGCAAACUGCGAGCAAAUUCUAAGGGUUAUGCAAAGUCACUUAUAUAAAUAUGCCGCAUGGAACUGGGCUUAGAAUAUUACAAAUGCAUUUUAGACAAAUUAUGUUUCACGAAAAAUCAUCUAAAAAAUAACAUAUGUAACAUAUGAACAAACUGCUACUUCACAAAGAGGGUAGUGGAUGCAUGGAAUAGCCUUCCAGCUGAAAUGAUAGAGGAAGUUUAAAGGCACUGUAGGCACCCAGACCACUAAAGCUCAUUGAAGUGGUCUGGGUGCUGAGACCCUUUUGCACUUAGUGCUGCAAUGUAAAACAUUGCAGUUCCAGAGAAACUCAGCUCUAAGUCUGCCCUCCGUGGCUGUCUACCAGACAGCCACUAGAAGGUUUCCGGAAUCCAAACGGACUUGUGGUCCGUUAGCUGAAUAAUUGCAUGUGCAUUAGGUUUCCCCCGCCAGCUGACAUCGGUGGGGGGAGGAGCAUGAGUGGUGCCUGACCCCUUCAGACCUGUGGGAGGGGGGGUGGUAGGGAGAGGGGGACCUAUUAACCCUAUAGUACCAGGAAAACAGCUUUGUUUUACUGGCACUAUAGGAUCCCUUUAAGCAUGCGUGGGAUAGGCAUAAUGCUAUCCUAGACUCAUGAUAAGGCCAGGGACUAAUGAAAGUAUUUAGAAAAUUGGGCAGACUAGAUGGGCCGAAUGGUUCUUAUCUACCGUCACAUUCUGUGUUUCAAAGAUUCUCCCUACUUUCUGCCAUAAUGCAGCUGAAGUGUAGUAGAAGACCUCAACUCAUGAAUCUGGAUGAGUAUAAACCAUUCAGUUUUGUAACCACUUCCAAUCAUGGCAGGACUAUAGCAGAGCUCAACAAAUCCCAGGUCCUAUGGUGACUGGGAAUUUUGUCCUGGUGCUUGGGAUUUUUAAGCCUGAUCACUCCUAAGGGGGUGACCUGCUGCAUAUACUGUAGGCAGGCAGUGAGGGAGCAGUGAUAUCUCUCUUAUCCCUCGUGUUCCGCUUCGUAAUGCCAGGGCCAGAAUAUGAUGUCACUCCGGCCCCAGCAUAACUAAGCGAAGCAUGAGGGAGGAGAGAAGAGAGAUCACAGCUCCCUCGCCGGCCGCCCACCAGCCCACACUAUUCCCCAGCUGGCCCAGUUCAUUGGACCCCACUGACACAAGGUUUGAUAUUAUGGCUGUUUACCAAAAUAAAUUCAAGUUACGGUUAAAUAAUGAAACUCCCUUGAAAAAGGCAGCCAAUAGGUGCCAAAACGUUGGGGGUAUUGGGAACUCGUGUUUCUGCCAUAAUAGGCUUUUGAGAAUUGUGGUAAUUAUUGUUUAUUUUGUUAUGCCUUUGUAAUUUUGCUUUAUGCUUAUUGUGCCAAUUACUGCUCUUUUAUUAAAGCAUAGUCAAAGUUAAAGGGGCACUCCUUUAUAGAAUAGCUGCCUUUUCUUGUCUGUAACACAGAAUUGUAAACUGCAUGCCCUUGGAUGCCAUCAUAUCAAUAAAAUUUGAAGCUUUGCUUAUAAUGGCCCACUAUAAUUUGCAUCAUUAUUGACUGUAUCAAUUAAGGUUAUUUGGAAUAACAGAGUAAUUUCUCAUCAUCUUGUUAGUAGGAGUAGGAGUGGACUUUAGGCAUCUGGAGUCACUUAACUAUCGUUUGACAACUGCAUUAUAGCCCCAUUGCACCAUAGCCAUUACAGUAAUCUGCAGUGGUUUUGGUUAUAUGGGGCCAACCAAAUCUGACUUGUUUACUUUGGGGCUUUUCUGUCUAAAGAUUGUAUAUCCUCAAUGUCCAUAACCAAUUUGAAAAAUGUAGGUUAUAAGGGCCAAGAUGUGCCAAGGCUCAACUGGAGAAUUUUAUCAAAUAAGUUAUUUUUGUCUAUAAUUUGCAAUUAAUAUUUAAAUUCACUACAUUUCACAGUUUAAUGAAUACACCUCUAUUCCCUAAAUUAAAAAAUUUAGUGUAGUGAAUUGAAAAUGAAGCUACAAAGUUAAGGCCAAAAUAGCGGAUUUGUACUAAAUAUCUCUCUCCUCCAUCAGUAUCUCUCCUGUACAAACCCUCGCUGCGUCUCUCCUCUUGUACAAACCCCAAAUCUAUGCCUCUCCUGUGUCUCCCUUCUUGUAUCAACUCCCAUCUUUGUUUUUCCUCCUGUCCAAACCCCCAAUCUGUGUCUGUCCUCCGGUACAAAUACUCUUCAGUGUCUCUCCUCCUUUGCAAACCAUCUGUGAUUCUCCUCUUGUCCAAACACCCAAUCUGUGUCUCUACUCCUGUGCCAACCCUCAUUUGAGUCUCUCCUCUUGUCCAACCCUCCAAUAUGUGUCUCCUCUUGUAUCAACCCUCACCUGUGUCUCUCCUCUUGUAACAACCCUCAUCUGUAUUUCUCCUCUUGUAACAACCCUCAUCUGUAUCUCUCCUCUUGUAACAACCCUUAUCUGUGUCUCUCCUCUUGUAACAAUCCUCUUGUGUCAACCCUCAUCUUUUUCUUCUCCUGUCUCACCUACUAUAUCAGCCUUCAUCUGUCUGUGUCAUCUCUUGUUAACCCCAUCUGUGUCUCCCAGUGUGUCUCCUUGCAGCCUGUCCUCCCACUUUUCUCAGUAACAAAUAAAUUGUUAAGCUACAUGGGGUGUAGUGCAAUUAAAGGACCAUAUUUUAUUAGGUCUGAGAUAGAGGUAUAACCAGGCAAUAUUACAAAGUUUUCACUGUAGCUUUAAUCACGUAUUAUUUAUUACCUGAUAUGCAGUCUGUCUGCAGGCUGGGAGCUGCUGGCUGAACUUUAGUGCUGCUCCCCUUCAGAUUCAGUCGGUAGAGAAAAGCAGCUGUAACUUCUAUCCUUGUUUCUCUCCAAACACAGCUACCCCUGCUCACUGGCACCAGUAUUGCAGAACUUAAUCAAAAUCUAUACUGCAAAAAAUACCGGCCAGGUGGCAACCCUAGCAGUGUUGCAGAAAAGCUGAGAGUGUCAGCUGAAGUGCUUUGCUUAUAAAUGGUCGUCACAAGAAGGCAUAUGUACAAUUUGUUGUACUUGCAAUAAGGUCUCAACCUAUCUCUUCCACCCCUUUGCUGCUCAAGGUAAUGUUUCCACAUUAGCAGAGCAGCAAAUAAGAGGAGGCAGAAAUCCAUCUUGGAACAAUAAUUCUAUGUUAACGUGGCACUGCCAUGCCGAACUUACCUUUCCCCAAUGGAUUCCUCUUCUCUCCCUCUGUCAGGAUCUGUUCUUCAUUCUUCCUGUCUGCUCUAGUUUUCUUUAAAAUCAUAAGACAAAGUAGGGACUAUUUGUCUUAUGGAGGUUUCCCGACGCCUGACCAGCUGAGGAGCAAAAUGUGCUUCAUUUCCGGUGGUCUGAGCAUUUUACCCACAAUUCUCUCCUUUUCUCAGCGAAGCCUCCUUUCACUUUUCCCGAAUGUCCUGUCACUUAGAUAGAACGCUGGUGAAACUACCGAAUUGCAUCCUAACAGAGUGAGAACAGUUUCUCCAUUCGUGUUAGGACGCAAUUCAGGACUUUGUUCAUAUCGGAAUUUCAUUUGAAUGAAUGAAACUCCGAUCCUAUUCGUGCCCUGGCUGCAUCUUGCAGCUGCUUAGUACAUAGCUCCCUAAUUCCCACGGUAUCAGUGAGCUAUCUACCAAAAGGCUGAAAGACCUAAAUUGGUCUUUGAGCCAAAUUUACUAAUACUAAGUAAAGAUUACUUAGUUUUAGUAAAUAAUCUGACCCAACUCGCUAUACCGCAAGUAGGGGCAUGUCUAUUAAACAGUGAGCAGCCUGUGCAAACAAUCCAGUUCAGGCACAGUCAGGAAACACAUGGGAUUGAAAAGGGAGAAUUUUUUUAUUUUUUUUUCCACGUACGGUGUUCUAGCUAGCCAUUGAUUAUUGCUGCCUCUAUGAAGAUACAUGUGCUACUUAUGGGGAGGCUUAUAUGCUGAUUGACGUUUUGUUCUUCACUAAUGGCAGAGUCGUAGAUUUUAUAAUCGUGAUCGACCGGCAGCCAAGAUGAAGGUGCUCAGUUUCAGUAUACAGCUGAAUGCAGCUGUGCAGAUAUAUAAAUAUAACUUUAUUUUAUAGUGCAUCAGUAAAUCCAGUAUUUAAAAAAAAAAUCUUGGAAUUGGAAACUUGCAACCGCUAAUCAAAUGUUAGUUUGUUUUUAGUGUAAUUUUUUUCCCUUCUCAACAGUUUUUUUUUUUUUAAUUUUUUAAAAAAAAUUUUCACGGAUUGCUGAACUAUAUUAUUAAAUAGAAAUGCCAGUAUUAUUGGUUUUAUUCCCACCCAUCCAAUAAUAUAUUACAACCUUCCCAAGAUAUUGCAGUCUUUGUGCAGAUGGAAUAAAUGCUUUUCUCUCCCACAGAUGGGUGCCGUCCAAUAAACAGUAGCUACAAUAGACACUAGCGACGUGCCCUCUCUUUUAAAACUUUCCAAUGUCUAGAGUACAUUUCACGAACAACUUUACGAAGACUAAGUGGGAAGAAAUGUUUCAUUCUUGAUGAUACAUACAUAUCCUUGCUCUAUGGAAACCUUGUUCAGAAAUCUCCAAAGGUUAGCCUUAGUGGUCUUGUUGAAGUUUUCAGUAAGAUGCUUGGUUAUCGUUAUAAUUGGCUGAUGAGUAGAUUUGGCCCUAACUAGAAUGCCAUGGUUCGAUAUCCCGACUUCCCUUCUGAAAAUGUGUCACAGUUUCUGCUGGCUCCAGUGACAAUUUUCUAAAAAGCAAACUCAAGGGAAAUCAUUACAAUCUUUACACGUCUUCCUCUGCAGUACAGCGCGAUCCUGUGAUAUUUUAACAUGGUUUUCCACAGCGUGAUGGCAGCUUGCUAAGGUUAAACCAGAACAAGUCCCUCUGUUAUUUUGUGACUGUAUUUCAGCCACUGAAGAAGAAUAAGAGAUACCUGACAAUUAAGAGCUUGGGAUGUCAAAGAUAGAACAUGUUCAUCCAAUCAUUGGUGUCCAUUGGGAGCACAGUUUUGUGAGAAUGAUUAGGUUGGAAAAAUCCAUGGGGCACAGUGGAAUUUAGAAUAACAAAUAAUAUGACUUUAAACUUGGAGCACUUAAUGUAGAAAAUGUUGUCUUCUCUUUCACGGAAUGAUUAUGUUCGAGGUAUGAUGAUAAAGUUACUCCUUUUUUUUCUGCAUGCCUACACAAUAGGCUCAGAAUAUAUUGUUUCAAACUAUGUGUACCGUUGAGUGAUUUAUGUAACACCCCCCACCUUAGAUAAAGAUCUGUAGAGGGUAGAAUGAUCUCUAAAUCAUAUAAUUAGCUAUUUAAUCCAUUACUUUUAGUGUUUUUUUAUAUAAGAUGUAAAUACAAAUCAGUGGGUUGGCUUCUUAUGAAAAUAGAUUUAUACAUCACACAUGGUCCACUACACUGGCGCUUUAGUCUACCUCCUCUUGAUUACACUCUCUACACCAGGCAUAGGCAACCUUCGGCACUGCAGAUGUUUUGGACUACACCUCCAAUGAUGCUUUGCCAGCAUUAUGGGGAAUGUAGUCCACAACGUCUGGAGUGCCAAAGGUUGCCUACCCCUGCUCUACACUAUUCUAAUCUUUUGUAGGUCAAACUGCAGAGUUACAUUCCUGUUUCUUCUCUUUAUAUUUUUUUUUGUUUGUGCUGCUGUUUUCCAAUUUCCAUCAUUCCAUCCCAGAACCAUUCAGUCUCUGUAUGAAGUGGUACAUCACAUUUAUAUUUGUUUUAUUUUCCCUCUCAACCAGUAUUUGUAACACAUAUCCAACUGGACAUUUUUACUAAAUCAGUCAGACUAUGAGAUUGGCUGAAAUAUCAGAUUAAUUUUUUUUGUUUUAUUAUUUAAAUAAUUUAGAUUACAUUAACUAAUUUUGUUUAACCUACUUCCAUGUCACAUAUAUUUUUAAAUAGUUUACACAACCGUCAAUUAAAGGACCACUAUAGGCACCCAGACCACUUCAGCUCAAUGAAGUGGUCUGGGUGCCAGGUCCCUCUAGUUUUAACCCUGCAGCUGAAAACAUAGCAGUUUCAGAGAAACUGCUAUGUUUCACUGAGGGUUAAUCUAGCAUCUAGUGCCUGUCUAACUGACAGCCGCUAAAGGUGCUUCCGCGAUUCUCACUGUGAAAAUCACAGUGAGAAGAUGCUGGACGUCCAUAGGAAAGCAUUGAGUAAUGCUUUCAUGUGGGCUGUUUGAAUGCGCGCACGCUCUUGCCGUGCAUGCGCAUUUGGAUCUGACGUCUGCAGGGGGUGGAGAGUUCCCAAGCACAGAGGGAGCCCGGCACUGGAGAAAGGUAAGUGGCUGAAGGGGUUUUAAACCAUUCAGCCCAGCGGGACGGGGGCCCUGAGGGUGGGGGUACCUAAUGACCCUAUAGUGCCAGGAAAAUUUGUUUGUUUCCCUGCAACUAUAGUGCUCCUUUAAUUUCUCCAUUAUGAGCAUCAAAGUAGAGAUUCACUUCUCCCUAUUAUUAACCUGUAUAUUAACAAUUUUGUUGUAUCACUUAUUCCCUAAAUUUGUGUUCCUGAUAACUGUGGAGGAAUACCAGAACUCUGCAUUAGACCCGUGUCCUGUCCUUUGUCAUUUUCAAAUAUACUAUAGAAGUGGCCAGUAAGCUGAUCUGUCAACUUAGACAAACAACUCACAUUGUUAACAUUUCCUAAAUCUUGCAUUAAUAAAACCAAAGUAAGUCUCUAAACCCACAGGAGAUUUCCUCUUUCUCCGUAUAAUGAUGGAUUGGGUUCCCUCAGAGCUGAGUAAUGAAAUAGCAAUGGACAUUGAAACUGAACAUUUUGUUUUCUUUUGGCUUAAAUAGGAAUCUGAGAUAAAGGUUCAUAAUAAAAAGAAACUGGUGGUUGUUUUAAAUUACAUUCACCUUAGGCUUUUUAUUUCACGCAUUAUCUAUUUAAGACCAGGCACAUCAUCCCAGCACUCACUUGAGUUAUUGUAACAAUAAUUACAAGUUGCUCAUAUUCAAAAGAUACUUUAAACUGCAAAACUUAGUAUAUGCAGGUGAAUUUAAUAUACAAAGACAGGUAUGUUUCUUACUCCCCAACCACAGUAAAAAAAAAAAAAAAAAAUCAUUGUAGGAAUGAGCUGCUUUUAAAAAAGAAGAAAAAAUAAAAUUUUCUAGGAGUGUACAGACAUCUGUUGCACAAAAUAAAUGUAUGCAUAGCACUCUAUAUAUUUAUGAAUAAUUGUAUAUUCUUUUUGCAGAAAUGUUGACAAGCAAAUUAAAAAGGGUGGUUGUGCAUUGUGCAGUCAAAUCUAGACUAGAACCAUGACUUAGAUUGUCUUUAGGUCAGUCUGAUUUCAGACUUUAUCUGCAUAUAGAAAAUACAAGUAACGAAGACAUCCGCUCAUGGAAUAGGAAGGGGCGAGUGGCCUGGGACAAAGAGGGGAAGUAUACAUAAAGAAUACAUAAAAUUCAAGAUCUAUCCACCGUCUAGAGGUAUUGCUUAGGGUCAGGGUUACAUUGGUUGACUCCGAGUGGGGUCCUCAAAAGCCUGGAGUAAAAUUAUGACACCAUUUCAUUGUUAACCCGGAGUCCCCUGUAAUUCUGAGAGAGAAAUAAAGCCAAUUGUGACAAUGAACCUUCAACUUAAUUAUAUUGCUGUGGGUACAGAGUUUUAAUGUAGUGAAUGUUGAACGAUUAAUACAGCAUGGUUUGUGCUAUUAUGGCAGGUAUGGUGUUUAUAAAUAUAGGUCUAUGUUAUACUCCGAAUUUUGUCAUUGUGUGAUUUACAUUAUGUUGUCACAAUAUGUAUUUAUGGUUGGAGUUACGACAUUGUAUAUUUCUCAGUUUAGGAGGAGCUAGUCGGUAUAUGCAGUAGAGGCCAUACAAUGUACACUUGGGUUGAAGUGUCACCUAGCAACACCUCUAAUCCACACACAUUUUGUGUGUAUUUGUCUAGAUUUAUUAUAUAUAUAUAUAUAUUACAAUGUUAAACAAAAAUCUGCACACCAGUCAAGCCAUAAGACUUGCUUUUCCCACAGAAAUCCCAAAUCUGCAGUGAUGUUACAACUACAAAGGAUUCUGGGUGGGCAUAUGCAAAUUAGUUUAACAGACUCACAUUUUUGCCUCAUUCCAUUUUAAACAUGGAUACCUUUUAAUCUGUGUUUGCAGUAUACAACUGCUUGGAACACAAUUUAGGAAAAGAUGCAAAACAAGUGAACCACUCAUGGACAGCUGUUUCGUUGUAAAUGCAACUCUUCAGCAUGAGGUUGGUUACUGGUUUGCUUAUUGAGGUUUGGUAGUGCUUGGGAAGCAAAAUCCAACUAGGUUAUGGUGGGGAAAAAUUGUGAUUGAAAACCCCUUCCACCUGAAGUCUGAAAUAUAUAUACACAUACUUACAUAUCACUGUGUAUUAUGAUUUGGUUUUAAUACAUACAAUUUUUAAUUUCAGACAGUGAUUUUUGAAAAUGAAGAACUACCAAAAAUAUUUCUAGAUUUCCUCAAUGUUCGCCAUAUGCCAUCACUACCGAAAGCAGAGAGUUGUGGGUAAGGUGUAAUUUUCUUGUUUGUUUUGUGCUGAUUCAUAACUUAGGCAACAUGAAACUGAAGGCUAAAUACAUAAACCUAACCCCCCCCCCCCCCAACAUUCCAAAUGAACAAAUAUGGACAAUUUUAAAUUUUAGGGGUGUGGCCAGGAGCUGGGCUGUACUGAGAAAGUGUCUUACAAAUGCCAUUUUAUGCAGCUAGAAUUUAAUUUAAGUGUAUUUUGUUUUUAUUGUUUGUUUUCUCAGCAUAUAAAGUGGCUUAAAUAAACAUUACUUUGAACUAUGGAACUCUGGUAUGAAUUCUGACACCAAGAAUACUGAGCUCCAUGAGAGGGGGAUUAAGAUAGGAAAGAGGGACUUUCCCUCCAAAAUAAGAACAAUAGGGAGGUAUGUAAAAAGAAUAUAUUUGUAGCUGCCCCUCUCAUUGUAUACUACAAGAAGUGUUGCAGUUGGAUUUUAAUGACAAACUAAUACCUAGAAUUAUUUAAUUUAAUAUCCAAAAAGAGUAGUGUACAUGAUGACACGCUCUACACUGUCCUAAUCUUUUGUAGGUCAAAGUACAGACAGAUUUACAUUCCAGUAGCCAAGGAUGGAGGGGCCCUGACCACCGUAAACUAAGUGGGGAUUCUUGGCAGGCUUCAAAUACACUGUUGUGCAUCGCAAAAUUGCUUUGUGUAACUGUAAUUAUUGUAUGCCAGAAUGCAAACAUCAUGCCAUCAGGUUCUUUACAAAUGCCUAUUUGUGAAGCAUUUGAAAAUUUUUCAUAGUUUUGACACACAUACAGUUUUUGACAAAAAGGUUCAGUGCUUUAAAGUGGUUAUGGUGCUCUGAGUUUAUGUGCAGGGUUUCAGUUUGAAAUGCAUGUACAGAGCUAUGUUUAUUGCUGGAGGUGUAACUCCACCUCCGGCAGCAUUAUUAGCAGCCUGGAACAAGCAUUUUUUUGGCUGCUAAUGUCAAUUCUGUGUGUAAAUAUCCCUUGUCUGAAUCUAUAGUAUGUAAGCUAUGGAUGUUAAAUGGUGGUAUGUAUUUUAGUAAAACACUGUUUUGGGGGGUGAAGGGGUUAAUUUUGAAAUGGACUGUUGAUGUUUUCAAGAAAUAGAUUAAUUCAUGUAUUAUUCUUUGUUCCAGCUCAAUUGAUGACAUUGACUCAGGAGAAACUAGGUAGGCUUAAUAUAUUCCUCCUUUUACCUUUUUAUUUCUUGCUCUCUGUAUUUGUGAACACCCAUACUUGCUUUAGUUUAGUAUUCUUUUUUAAAGAGCACUAACAAGCUCUGCAGUGCUGUACUAUAGGUGGACUAACAGACAAAUAUAAGCAACAAGACGAGAUGGACGCACAGGAACGGAGAGUGUUAGGGGCACCCAAAAUGGCUCUUUAUAAAGAUAUUAUUCUAUGUAUUUUCAGUAGGAGAUAAUACAGUGGGACCUCGGUUUACAAACGCCUCGGUUAACAUAAUUUUCGGUUUACAAAUGAAAAUCCAUUGAAAAUAAUGCCUCGGUUUACAAAAUUUUUUCGCAAUUCAAAGCAAGUUUUCCCAGGAUGCAUUGCACCUGGGAGGUUUAUAGCACAGCCCCCUGCAUGCUGGAGCCCGUGGGUAGCACGUGGCGUCGAGUGUGGAGAUGUUGGAGCGGCUUUUGCAUCCCGUUUUGGAGCCAUUCUGGAAAUUGUUUUCAGUUGUUUUGGGACUUUUUGGUGCAUUUCUCAAGCUGUGGAAAGGUAGGGAGCUGAGCUUUGUCGUUUGAACACCUUUUAUUGUGUGUUCUGCAUUGUGGGUUGGUUUCCAUGCCAGCUCAUUUUUACUUUUUUCUGACCUCCAGAACAGAUUAAUUGGUUUUCAAUGCAUUCCUAUGGGAAACCGCGUUUUGGUUUACAAAUGUUUCGCAAUAAGAAACAUCCCGGAGAACGCAUUAAAUUCGUAAACCGAGGUCCCACUGUACUUGCUUUCUGUCGGCUCUGUAUUUAAUGAUUGCACUGUUAACAUGACAACAAAUCUUUAUAUAUGAUAUAUGCCCGUGUUGCUUUUUUUAUAUUUUCUGACAUUGUAACAACUAUGUACAUGUCUCUGAAUGGUAAAGGUAUGUGCCCUCAGUUGCCACUGUUGAUGUUCUCCUGUGCCACCUAAUUUGACUUCAAUAUAAAAUACUUAAAGGUCUGCUCAGACUCUCUAUGUAGUAUAUGUGUACUUUGUACAUUUUAUAUACUAGCUCAAAAUUCCAAGCCACCCAUCCUCUGCAAUUUCUUAUGUGUUUUUUUUUUUUUUUUUACGAUUUGGAAAACUUGCUUUGCUGAGUGAAUUUCACUACAGCGCAGCCUCUGCUUAUCACCUUGCUGAAACUAGUUUGUUGAAUUUUCUUGUUACCGUUUUUGAUGCUGACAUUUGUGUUUUUUGACCUUUUCCAGCAAACUGUCCCACCAGCCUGUGCUUCUUUUCCUAAGGGAUCCAUAUGUCUUGCCUGCCGCCAACGGUAAUCAAACCUGUCAUCUGUUAACCGCUGUUUACUCAUCUGACCCUGUGCCACAAAACCACAUUACUGCUUUCAUCGGCCUAACAAAUUUCACCAAAUACUGUCACCUCUCAAACAGCUGCUAGCAAAGCAGCUUUAUGCUAUUAAAUAACACUCGAUGGUGUUAGAUGCCAUAUUGCAGUUAUUGUUUGGUGAUUUCCUACUUAUUUUAAUUGUAUUAGCUUGCAUCCUGGGUUUUAAUUGAUGUAUGUAUAGUUGGUUUAUUCUGCAUAUGAUAAAUACAUGCAUUAUCCUUUAUUAUUUAGUUGAUGCUGUAAGGUAUGACACUAAACAGUAAUACCCUAAAUGAUAGACUAUUUACUAAAUCACACUGUUUGGUAUAUUGCUCAUCUCUCUGGUCAUAGAAACAGUUAAUACAAAGAGUUAACACAUGAUGGCAAAACUACACAAAUAUUAAACUGUAUACAUUUAUUUACCAAGAGCUGUGUCUUCUGGAUGUAAGUGAAGUGAUUCAUUCACACCUAAAAAUAAAUAGGUAAUUGAAAACAUAUAUUAAAGAUAAUUCAAGAAUUGGAGAAUUGGAAAUUUUAAGUCAAAACAGCUAAGCGUGAAAAAUCAGUGAGUUGCAACAGCUUUACCCAGCAGUGUCAUUUGAAGCUACAACUUAGAAAUAUUUGAUUUUUAAGUAUUAUGUCCUGAUUUACCAAUCAUUGUAUCAUAACAUUUUUUUUUCAUUUAGCAUAUCCUCUGUUUUAUUUGUCAGUUCCAACUCUUUUCUCUGCUGUAACUAGAGAAUAAUCACAAUUGUAAUGAUGGCUAAUUUCAGUGACCCACAUGUGCCAUCAUUAUGGGAAAUGUGGUUUUCACACAUCUGAGUUGCCAGAUUUCAUAUACAUGUAAAGCUUUGCUGGAAAAACAAUGCUUACGUAAUAUUGCAAGUAGGUAGGUAGAGUGCCAGCACAGGGCUUGGUUUCUGUGAGUGGUGUGUGUGUUUGGGUUGGCUGAUUUGUAUGUGUGUGUGAGAUGGUGUGUAGGCGGCUGGAAUCUGUAUGUGGGGGAGGGGGGUGACAGAGUGUAUGUGUGGCUGAGUGGUGUGUGUGUAGUGUCUGUGUGUCCCUCCCCUCCUUGCUUACCUUUCCCUGGUUGUACGAUGGGAGUGCUGGAUGUGGCACUCUGAGUCAUUGAGAAGUGCCGUUGGGAAAAGGAGGGAGCUCUUAAAAUGGGCUUCACUCAAUAUUGGUGCUGACUAUAAUGCUUCUUUGAGCAUUUGAGGGAGCACAGGGCUAAGCAGGAAGAUCAUCUCCCUGCUGCCUCAAGGAAGGCCUCUUCACAAUCAGAACCUGAGCUCUAGACCCGCACAGGGCCUUGUCUAAUGGGUUACGUAGGCUGAAAAGAGACAUGCAUAAAUCAAGUUCAGUCUUUCUAACAUCCAUUUUGCUGUUGCUCCAGAAAAAGGCAAUAAAAAUGUUUAAAGCGCUUUCCAAUUUUCCAGCAAACUGGGGGGGGGAGGGAAUCAAGAAGCUAUUAGCCCAUAAGUGAAGAAUUAUAGCACCUAGUCUUAAGUCAUCUAAUCACAAAGUUUUUUUGCAGCAUCUUCCUCACAAUGCUGCUAGGGUAAGGUUAGAGAGGGCUGAUUCAGUAUUUGCCUUGUCUGCUUUGGCUUUUUUUUUUUUUUUUUACAGUGAUGGCUAAUAGUGGCACUCAAUAUAUGCUGCUAGGUAUAGAGCAAACAUACUGUAUUCUAUUUACACCAUCACCAUUGGAUGCAAUCCUGGAACAUUUUGCUCUACAGGGAAGUACAGAGUAAUUUUGGCAUCAGUCACAUCAUUAAAUUCUCAGUCUAUGGUGCCACAAACUACUAAAUAUUGGGACCCAUGCAAACUAGACAACGAAGAUCCAAAAAACCUUCAAGUCAAAUAAACUUUUGUGAAUUUACAGCGUGUUUUGUCUGAAUGGGCACAAUAUAUAAAAUGAUUUCAACUAAAAUCAUAAUGCAAAGGAUGCUGACAGCAGCCAAAUACAGAUGGGUUUUCUGCGAUUUAACAUGUGCUGCUCAUCAGCCGACACUGAAUAUUGGCUUUUUAUACCAAUGGUUAGAAGAAAAAUAAGCAGAUUUCUCCUUUUGAGGGUUUAAAAUAAUGAAAGAUGCAUUUCUUCGUUUGUAUCAUUGCUUGUUGCUGAACUCAUCAAAAUAAAUAUUGCAGUAGUACCCUUAAUAUCUUUCAACCAAAAGCUCUUAUAACCCUUUAAGGACCAAAUGUUAACCCAAUCUAUAUAAAACACUGGUCCUUACAUACUUUAUACUAUCAUAGAAUUCCCUGCUCAUAUAGUAAUGGCACUUCAUACAACCAGGUAGUCAUUAAGUGCCAUUACAUUUGGAAUCCUUAAAGAGACACUGUAGGCACUUUAACAACUUCAUGUUAUUGAAGUUGUUAUAGUGCCUGCAGCCCUGCCACCCCUUCCCCUAUCUCUUAAUCCCCUCCCCCAAAAAACACUAUAAGAAACAAAUUAUAAUGAUUGGAAGCACAGUUUCAUGCCCCGUCUCCAAGCUGGGUAUGGGAGCCGGGAAUCUCACUGUUACUUCCCAUAUCUCAUACUGUAACGUCACGUGUGCAUGCACAGUACAUAAUUGCAGUGUGCUUUAUUGCUUAAUCCAAGGACUAGUUUGUUGUUUCUCACAUGUUCCCAGAUCUCAGAUCUGGUUUUGAUGACCUGAGCUUCAUCCCAGGGUAAACUGUAAACCCUCUAACAUGACUGCAUAUAGGUUUAUAUUGGUAUUUAAGUGUACUCUUUUUGCAUUUAUAUAUGCAUGAUUAAAUAAACACAAUGAAGUGGUCGGAUGCCAAGUGCCCCUAUUUUAACCCUGCAGGUGAAAACAUUGCUGUUCUGCAGGAGGCACUUCCACAAAAUAGUGGAGUAAAACUCCACUAUUUCUAUCAGAUGUUCUCAUAGAGACCAUCUGAUUGGUGCAACAUUUUGCUGGGCAUGCCUACUAGUCUCCCAAUGCUUUCUUAUGGGAACGCAUUGGAUUGGCUGAGAUCAUUGACUUUGAUUAUGUCAGUCAAAGAGGCGGAGCUACACACCAAAGACCAGCACUGUCAGGAAGAAAAGGUAAGUAAAACUAACCAUUUAACCCUGCCAAUGGGGCCUAGCCACAUAAAUAGUGACUAGGACACUAUAGCAUUAGGAGUACAUUUAUAUUUAUUACACUGUAUUGUUCCUUUAACACUUACAUUCUACAAUAUGCUUUUUUAUUUGGGAAUAGUGCCUAAUAAAGUUUGGAAUUUUAGUUCACUCUGGACUGUGCAUCCUGUUCUUUUUUAAUUAUGUUCAGUUAAUUGAUUACAUUUGUUAAUACCCUUGUUUUUUUUGUUUUUUUUCUUUCAGAUAGUGCGGCAGAUGUCGUAAUAGAAGGAGUUCUACAUGGUAUUUUUUACCCUCAUUUGCAGACCAGCUAGAGUCUUGAAACCUGACAGUCCGGAUAUUCUGACUUCAGACAACGGACACCUAUUUCUAACAUUGUAUAAUGUGAUGCUGCCAGUGGGGUCUAAAGUUUACUGCACGCUCUGCCCUUGUGGGUUAAGACUUCAUUCAUAGUAAAGAUUUUAAUAAAUGAACAAAGGGAUUGGUCUUAGGCCACUAUGCAGUUCCAAUAGUAGAGAUUGUGCCGACCGGUAUCUUCCUUUUCAUCUGAUCUAGAUUCUUUCCAGGUUUAUACACUAAUUUGAGGCUUGUGAGACUCACUAACCACAACCACUACUUUAUGAUAAGCAUGUAGUUUAAAGAAAACAUUUUUUUUUUUUUUUAAUACAUUUUCAUAAAUAAUGAUCAUGGUGUCCUUUUAAAGUGGACCAUAUCAACACAUGGUGCAAAUUAAAUAAACAUAAAUGUAUAGAUUAAAUAACCUGGAGCUUUGGAUCUAAAUCUCUGCUGUGGCUGCCUAACAUGCUGCUGCAUAGUACUACAUCCAUUGCUAUCUGCCCUCUUCAGCAACUUACAAGCGACUACCCUUCUUAGCUAAUCUCUAACCAGUAAAUACACUCAAUGAUAUAGAACACAUUUACACGCUGCCUUCAUAUAACACACUGUCUGAAAAGUGACUGCUCAGGUUCCAUCAUGUGUUCUCCAUAGUAUGAGAUAAGGAAAAGGUUAUGUUUGUGGCACAAUAACAUAUGAAUGUACUUUGCAAUGUUGGCUGAAUGCAUAUGAGGGUGGUAGUACUAUAGUGUUAUUAAUACCUUAUAUUUUGUAUUUUCAUUGGAUGUCCGUCUUACAUACUUGCAGCGAUGUAACACAGAUACUAUUUUUUGAUCAAACGCGCUGCUUGCUGCUAUUUGUAUUGGAAAUAAAUAGUAACGGGGUAAUGGAUGGGAGAUUCUUUGUUAUUUUUUGAUUCGCAAUAAAGGGAAGAUAUAGAGCAAUUGAAACCAGAAGCUGUGUUCAGUUUUAGUACAAACCAUGUGCUUGAUUGAUUAUUAAAUAGUUGCAGUAUGUAUGUGCUACUUCACUUAAAUAAUUCAAUUACAGAAAAUGGAUAGCCUUCUUGUGUUCAGCGCUAUUCAAGGUAUUUAAGCCAAAUUAUCAUUUGCAGCCCUGUUGUUACAGUUUGCUUUAUCUGCAGAAUACAUGCAGUGCAGAUGACUUGUUUGCUUUAUAAACCAAAUAGAUAAUGGAUAAUAAUGCCAUAAAAGUGAGAAAAAAAUAUGUUCCCGUGAGCAUUAGAGGUUGAUUAACUAAAUAAAGCAUUGUGAUGAGUGGUCAACUGCAAAAACUACAAUUUAAGCUGAAAUAGACAAAUUUGAAUGAAAAAAUAAAACAAUGGAAUUAUUUUAUCCAAUUUGGCCUUUUAGUCUACAAUUUUCCAGGAAAAACAAAUUAUCCCUGCACUCAAACACCCUCUACUCUUAGGCUGCAACAAUGGGUAUAGAAUUAAUAAUCUUAAAUACAUACAACAAAACCUGUUCGAGAUUUCCAAUUUUCUUUUAUAUAUUUUUCAAGGUCCAUUGCAUGUUCACCACAAAGGGCUGUUUAGUAAACUAGUUAUAUAUAAUAAAACUAAAUUGUAUAAAUAUAUAUUUCUCCAUAAAGCACAUUAAGUAUACUCUAUUUAUGUUUUAGGACCAUUUUCAAUGAAAAACUGGUGUUUUGUACGUGGGUAUAUAGCACUACACUCCGUAAAAGUGCCGUUAUCUGGACUCUGCUCUUUGUUUACUGUAAUACAUGUGACAAUAACAAUGUAACACUUGCCGCUGCCUCUGACAUAAAUAUAUGGUAAUAUUAAAUUGUGUGUAGAAAAGUAUAAAUUGCUAAUAUUAAAAGUAUUAAGCAUUAACCUAGCAACACUACUGAUACAGCUUACAGAAUUAUGUGCUAGCAUUUAGCUUGAUGUAUUGAUGUAAAUGUAUAGUAAAUAGCAUGGCUACAUGUGAUUUUUAAUCUAUAUAGAACUACCAGAUUAAUGUCAAUUAAAUUGUAUCUUUAAUUUAUGUGACAAAUCAACUUUUGUUUCUUUACUAUAAUAAACAGAAGACAUAAUUG
Messenger RNA from Pelobates cultripes (western spadefoot toad), 91376 nucleotides. NCBI's taxonomy places the organism in Eukaryota, Metazoa, Chordata, Amphibia, Anura, Pelobatidae. The record is from the annotation of a GenBank genome assembly.